Coregonus sp. 'balchen' is the source of this 94237-nucleotide messenger RNA. The record is from the annotation of a GenBank genome assembly. NCBI's taxonomy places the organism in Eukaryota, Metazoa, Chordata, Actinopteri, Salmoniformes, Salmonidae.
UGAAGCCAUUCACCACAACCGUGAAGGAGAUGCGUCUGCACAGGGAAGAUUUCGAGAUGCUCAAGGUGAUUGGCAGGGGAGCAUUUGGCGAGGUAAGACUGCCUGAACCCACCGGUCAUGCUUCAAUUCAGUAUAAAGCUUUAUUGGCAUGAAAUAUAUGGGUUAACCUGUCACUAUCCUGAGUGGAAAUGAUUUGCUGAAAGUCAGAGAGGAGGUAUGCCAAAGUUUGUCAAAUGUUUUCAGAUGUCCCAGAGCUAUCUAGUCCCCGUCCCAUGGCUAUCUAUUUUGUAGAUCCAUAUAACAUGCCGAUUGUAUUCUGUGAUAAUAUUUUCAGUGUUAUCCACCUCAUUUUUUUUACGUUGCUAUGGGCACAGCCAAACAACGGAAGUGAAGGAUUCGACUUCGGCUUUACCUCCCUACUGCAGCGCGCCGGUGGCAAACUUCCGGAGUCAAUUAUUAAAGGAGUCAAUUUAUAUAGCAUAAAAGUAAAGUAAACAAGUGUAAGUGUCAUUUUAUAUUUAUUUCAUUCAAGUUCGCUAACGCUAGCUAGACCUACUGUACUGAACAAAAAUAUAAAUGCAACAUGUAAAGUGUUGGUUCCAUGUUUCAUGAGCUGAAAUAAAAGAUCCCAGGAAUAUUCCAUAUGCACAAAAAGCUUAUUAAGUUCAAAUUUUGUGCACAAAUUUGUUUACAUCCCUGAUGGUGAGCAUUUCUCAUUUGUCAAGAUAAUCCAUUCACCUGACAGGUGUGGCAUAUCAAGAAGCUGAUUAAACAGCAUGACCUUGUGCUGGGGAAAAUAAAAGGUCACUCGCAGUUUUGUCACGCAACACAAUGCCACAGAUUUCCCAAGUUUUGAGGGACCGUGCAAUUGGCAUGCUGACUGCAGGAAUGUCCACCAAAGCUGUUGCCAGAGAAUUGAAUGUUAAUUUCUCUACCAUGCCGUUUUAGAGAAUUUUGCAGUACGUCCAACUGGCCUCACAACCGCAGACCACGUGUAACCAUGCCAGCCCAGCACAUCCAGGUUCUUCACCUGCGGCAUCAUCUGAGACCACCCACCCGGACAGCUGAUGAAACUGAGGAGUAUUUCAGUCUGUAAUAAAUCCCUUUUGUUGGGAAAAACUCAUUCUGAUUGGCUGGGCCUAUGCCCUCCCAGGCCCACCCAUUGUUGCGCCCCUGCCCAGUCAUGUGAAAUCCAUAGAUUAGGGCCUAAUUUAUUUAUUUCUAUUCACUGAUUUCCUUAUAUGAACUGUAACUCAGUAAAAUCGUUGAGAAUGUUGCGUUUAAUAUUUUUGUUCAGUAUAGUAGUUCUGUUUUGAUAUAAUUUGUGUUGUCAGAGUUAAGGGCCAACCACCAAGACAAUAACUAUAACGAUAAGAUAACUAUGAAGAUAUACUAUAGGCUACAUAACUAUAAAACGUUGGUGAGCAUCCACACUAGAGGAACAUUUAUUGUUUAUCGUUCUACAGUCCUACACCGGUCAAUCAACUGAUCAACACAUCCUACUGCAUGCUGUAGGCCUAUUAAUAAGGUGGUAACACAAGACCAUUCAGUGCUUUCAGGUUGUGUUCAUUGUCAUAGUGACAACUGCAAAUAAUACUUCAAUGUACAUGUAGGCCUAAGGAAAAAUAAUAUAGUAACUUGUGUUUAAAUGUAGCAAUUCAACAACAUGUCAUUUUUUGCAAGUGAUUUCAAUUUUUCUAAUGGUUGUCAAUUCCUUUGGGGCUUCUUUUGCACUGUGCUCAUCUCUCGGUCUGUCUUGUGCAACUAUUUGUAAUGCAUCAGUGCAACAAUGUUAUCAUAACCGGCCAAAAGUGAUCACACCAACCCGCUUUCUCUCCUCAACUUUCCCCGACAGUUAAUUUGCCUUAUGCUGUGUAGGCCCGUUUUACAUUCGGCAAUUAGCAAGAGCAAACCUUCUUUCCCCCGAAUAGGCUAUUAGGCCUAGUAUAAAAAAUUAUCAAAAUGAAUGUCCUAUAGCUUUUCCUGGGAUUUCACGAGAGAGGAAUGGCCUAUUGCAGAGAGGUUUGCGUAGCCUAUUGUGCACUGGAACAGUUGGAAGAGAGGAUAGCCAUGUGUAGCCGAAGUAAGAAGCUAAAUAUUAGCCAGAUAUUAGACCAUUUAUUAGCAAAAUAUUAGGUAUAAUAGGCUAAAUAUGUACCUGUCAUAGUGCCAGAAAAAAUAAGUUUACAAAUUAUGAAAUGGCAGAUCUGUGCGUUCCUCCAAGCUGCACUCUGUGGUCCCCGACACGCAAAGCUUCGCUAUUCAUUAGGCCCGCCUAGGCCUAUGUUUUUAGGCCAUUAAAUGAAUCUACAACAACACAGUGCAAUGAGGAAAAAAGUAUUGUUAUCAAGUAAGUACACAAUUGUCUAUAGGCUGUAAACUGCAAUGUAGGCAAGUUUGAAUAACUGCUCAAACGUCCUGUUUUGUUUAAUGCCGAAAUAACUGCAUACAGCCAAGGCCUGAUUAUGGAGGCAUUUGGAUCAGUUUGGGUCUAUGCUCAACAGUUUAGAAGGUCCAGAAAGGUACCUCAGCCACUCAUGUCGUGUAUUUUGUGAGGUUGUAGCCUAUCAGUGUUAAGUUAGGUCUAUUAUUGGGAAAUAUGGGCUUCUCCUUUUCAACUCCCAGCACGUUUUGUAUUUCUAUUUAUUAAGGAUCCCCAUUAGCUGCUGCCAAGGCAAAAACAGGUUUUUAGUAUUUUUUCUCUCACAUUUAUUAAAAAUAAAAACCGGAAAUAUCACGUUUACAUAAGUAUUCAACCCUUUACUCAGUACUUUGUUGAACCUGUAUUUGGGGAGUUUCUCCCAUUUAAUCUCUGCAGAUCCUCUCAAGCUCUGUCAGGUUGAAUGGGGAGCGCCGCUGCACAGCUAUGUUCAGGUCUCUCCAGAGAUGUUCAAUCGGGUUCAAGUCCGGGUUCUGGCUGGGCCACUCAAGUACAGGUUUCCUCCAGGACGUGACGCUUGGCUUUCAGACCAGAGAAUCUUGUUUCUCAUGGUCAGAGUCCUUUAGGUGUCUUUUGUAAAAUUCCACGCGGGCUGUCAUGACUUUUACUGAGGAGUGGCUUCCGUCUGGCCACUCUACCAUAAAGGCCUGAUUGGUGAAGUGCUGGAGAGAUGGUUGUCCUUCUGGAAGGUUCUCCCAUCUCCACAGAGGAACUCUGGCGCUCUCUGAGUGACCAUCGGGUUCUUGGUCAUCUCCCUGACCAAGGCCCUUCUCCCCCGAUUGCUCAGUUUGACCGGGCAGCCAGCUCUAGGAAGAGUCUUGGUGGUUCCAAACUGCUUAGGGUUGUUGUCCUGUUGGAAGGUGAACCUUCACCCCAGUCUGAGGUCCUGAGCAGAUUUUCAACAAAGAUCUCUCUUUACUUUGCGCCGUUUAUCUUUCCCUCGAUCCUGACUAGUCUCCCAGUUCCUGCCACUGAAAAACAUCCCCACAGCAUGAUGCUGCCACCACCAAUGCCUCACCAUAGGAAUGGUUCCAGGUUUCCUCCAGACGUGACGCUUGGCAUUCAGGUCAAAGAGUUCAAUAUUGGUUUCAUCACACCACUUUGGAAGGUUCUCCCAUCUCCACAGAGGAGCUCUGUCAAAGUGACCAUCGGGUUCUUGGUCAUCUCCCUGACCAAGGCCCUUCUCCCCCAAUUGCUCAGUUUGACCGGGCGGCCAGCUCUAGGAGGAGUCUUGGUGUUUCCAAACUUCUUCCAUUUAAGAAUGAUGGAGGCCACUUGGGUUCUUGGGGACCUUCAAUGCUGCAGACAUUUUUUGGUACUCUUCCCCAGAUCUGUGCCUCGACAUAAUUCUGUCUCGGAGCCCAAGGACGUUUCCUUCGACCACAUGGCUUGGUUUUUGCUCUGACAUGCACUGUCAACUGUGGGACCUUACAUAGACAGGUGUGUGCCUUUCCAAAUCAUGUCCAAUCAAUUGAAUUUAUCACAGGUGGACUCCAAUCAAGUUGUAGAAACAUCUCAUGGAUGAUCAAUGGAAACAGGAUGCACCUGAGCUCAAUUUCGAGUCUCAUAGCAAAGGGUCUGAAUACUUAUGUAAAUAAGGUAUUUCUUUUUAGUUUUUUAUAAUAAAAAAAAAAUACUGUUUUCACUUUGUCAUUAUGGGGUAUUGUGUGUCGAUUGAGGAAAAAAAUUAUGUAAUUCAUUUUAGAAUGAGGCUGUAAUGUAAAAAAUUUGGAAAAACUCAAAGGGUAUGAAUACUUUCCGAAUGCACUGUAUUUACAAUUUAAAAUAUUACAUGAUAUUAUAUUUCAUAACUCUUUUCAAAACACAGUAAGUGUGUGCCCUCAGGCCACUACUCUACUACCACGUACAGUACCAGUCAAAAGUUUGGACACACCUACUCAUUCCAGGGUUUUCCUUUAUUUUUACAAUUUUCUACAUUGUAGAAUAAAAGUGUGAAGACAUCAGAACUAUGAAAUAACUCAUAUGGAAUCAUGUAGUAAGUGUUAAACAAAUCAAAAUAUAUUUUAUAUUUGAGAUUCUUCAAAUAGCCACCCUUUGCCUUGAUGACAGAUGUGCCCACUCUUGGCAUUCUCUCAACCAGCUUCACCUGGAAUGCUUUUCCAACAGUCUUGAAGGAGUUCCCACAUAUGCUGAGCACUUGUUAGCUACUUUUCCUUCACUCUGCCAUCCGACUCAUCCCAAACCAUCUCAAUUGGGUUGAGGUCGGGGGAUUGUGGAGACCAGGUCCUCUGAUGCAGCACUCUUCACUCUCCUUCUUGGUAAAUUAGCCCUUACACAGCCUGUAGGUGUGUUGGGUCAUUGUCCUGUUGAAAAACAAAUGAUAGUCCCACUAAGCCCAAACUAGAUGGGAUGGCGUAUCGCUGCAUAAUGCUGUGGUAGCCAUGCUGGUUAAGUGUGCCUUGAAUUCUAAAUAAAUCAUAGAUAGUGUCACCAGCAGAGCACCCCCACACCAUAACACCUCCUCCUCCAUGCUUUACGGUGGGAAGUACACAUGCGGAGAUCAUCCGUUCACCUACUCUGCAUCUCACAAAGACAUGGCUGUUGGAACCAAAAAUCUCCAAUAUGGACUCCAGACUAAAGGACACAUUUCCACCGGUCUAAUGUCCAUUGCUCGUGUUACUUGGCCCAAGCAGGUCUCUUCUUCUUAUUGGUGUUCUUAAGUAGUGGUUUCUUUGCAGCAAUUCAACAAUGAAGGCCUGAUUUCACACAGUCCCCUCUGAACAGUUGAUGUUGAUAUGUGUCUGUGACUUGAAAUCUGUGAAGUAUUUAUUUGGGCUGAAAGUUCUGAGGCUGGUAACUCUAAUGAACUUAUCCUCUGCAGCAGAGGUAACUCUGGGUCUUCCAUUCCUGUGGUGGUCCUCAUGAGAGCCAGUUUCAUCAUAGCACUUGAUGUUUUUUGUGAUUGCACUUGAAGAAACGUUGAAAGUUCUUGAAAUGUUCCGUUUUGACUGACCUUCAUGUCUUAAAGUAAUGAUGGACUGUCAUUUUUCUUUGCUUAUUUGAGCAUUUCUUGCCAUAGUAUGGACUUCGUCUUUUACCAAAUAGGGCUAUCUUCUGUAUACCCCCCUACCUUGUCACAACACAACUGAUUGGCUCAAACACAUUAAGCAGGAAAGAACUUCCACAAAUUAACUUUUAAGUAGGGGUAAUUGAAAUGGAUUCCAGGUGACUACCUCAUGAAGCUGGUUGAGAGAAUGCCAAGAGUGUGCAAAGCUGUCAUAAAUGCAAAGGGUGGCUAUUUGAAGAAUCUCAAAUAUAUAAUAUAUUUUGAUUUGUUUAACACUUUUCUGGUUACUACAUGAUUCCAUAUGUGUUAUUUCAUAGUUUUGAUGUCUUCACACUUUUAUUCUACAAUGUAGAAAAUUGUAAAAAUAAAGUAAAACCCUGGAAUGAGUAGGUUUGUCCAACCUUUUGACUGGUAGUUUAUAUAUGCACUACCGUUCAAAAGUUUGGGGUAGUGCAUAUAUAAAUGUCCUUGUUUUAGAUUUUUUUACAUUUUAUAAUAACAUCAAAUUGAUCAGAAAUACAGUGUAGACAUUGUUAAUGUUGGAAAUGGCUAUUGUAGCUGGAAACGGUAGAUUUUUCAUGGAAUAUCUACCGUGGGGAAAAAAAGUAUUUAGUCAGCCACCAAUUGUGCAAGUUCUCCCACUUAAAAAGAUGAGAGAGGCCUGUAAUUUUCAUCAUAGUUACACUUCAACAAUGACAGACAAAUUUAGAAGAAAAAAAUCCAGAAAAUCACAUUGUAGGAUUUUUAAUGAAUUUAUUUGCAAAUUAUCGUGGAAAAAAAGUAUUUGGUCACCUACAAACAAGCAAGAUUUCUGGCUCUCACAGACCUGUAACUUCUUCUUUAAGAGGCUCCUCUGUCCUCCACUCGUUACCUGUAUUAAUGGCACCUGUUUGAACUUGUUAUCAGUAUAAAAGACACCUGUCCACAACCUCAAACAGUCACACUCCAAACUCCAGUAUGGCCAAGACCAAAGAGCUGUCAAAGGACACCAGAAACAAAAUUGUAGACCUGCACCAGGCUGGGAAGACUGAAUCUGCAAUAGGUAAGCAGCUUGGUUUGAAGAAAUCAACUGUGGGAGCAAUUAUUAGGAAAUGGAAGACAUACAAGACCACUGAUAAUCUCCCUCGAUCUGGGGCUCCACGCAAGAUCUUACCCCGUGGGGUCAAAAUGAUCACAAGAACGGUGAGUAAAAAUCCCAGAACCACACGGGGGGACCUAGUGAAUGACCUGUAGAGAGCUGGGACCAAAGUAACAAAGCCUACCAUCAGUAACACACUACGCCGCCAGGGACUCAAAUCCUGCAGUGCCAGACGUGUCCCCCUGCUUAAGCCAGUACAUGUCCAGGCCCGUCUGAAGUUUGCUAGAGUGCAUUUGGAUGAUCCAGAAGAGGAUUGGGAGAAUGUCAUAUGGUCAGAUGAAACCAAAAUAUAACUUUUUGGUAAAAACUCAACUCGUCGUGUUUGGAGGACAAAGAAUGCUGAGUUGCAUCCAAAGAACACCAUACCUACUGUGAAGCAUGGGGGUGGAAACAUCAUGCUUUGGGGCUGUUUUUCUGCAAAGGGACCAGGACGACUGAUCCGUGUAAAGGAAAGAAUGAAUGGGGCCAUGUAUCGUGAAAUUUUGAGUGAAAACCUCCUUCCAUCAGCAAGGGCAUUGAAGAUGAAACGUGGCUGGUUCUUUCAGCAUGACAAUGAUCCCAAACACACCGCCCGGGCAACGAAGGAAUGGCUUCGUAAGAAGCAUUUCAAGGUCCUGGAGUGGCCUAGCCAGUCUCCAGAUCUCAACCCCAUAGAAAAUCUUUGGAGGGAGUUGAAAGUCCGUGUUGCCCAGCGACAGCCCCAAAACAUCACUGCUCUAGAGGAGAUCUGCAUGGAGGAAUGGGCCAAAAUACCAGCAACAGUGUGUGAAAACCAUGUGAAGACUUACAGAAAACGUUUGACCUGUGUCAUUGCCAACAAAGGGUAUAUAACAAAGUAUUGAGAAACUUUUGUUAUUGACCAAAUACUUAUUUUCCACCAUAAUCUGCAAAUAAAUUCAUAAAAAAUCCUACAAUGUGAUUUUCUGGAUUUUUUUUUUCUCAUUUUGUCUGUCAUAGUUGACGUGUACCUAUGAUGAAAAUUACAGGCCUCUCUCAUCUUUUUAAGUGGGAGAACUUGCACAAUUGGUGGCUGACUAAAUACUAUUUUUCCCCACUGUACAUAGACGUAUGGAGGCCCAUUAUCAGCAACCAUCAGUCCUGUGUUCCAAUGGCACGUUGUGUUUGCUAAUCCAAGUUUAUCAUUUUAAAAGGCUAAUUGAUCAUUAGAAAACCCUUUUGCAAUUAUGUUAGCACAGCUGAAAACUGUUGUGCUGAUUAAAGAAGCAAUAAAACUGGCCUUCUUGAGACUAGUUGAGUAUCUGGAGCAUCAGCAAUUGUGGGUUCAAUUACAGGAUCAAAAUGGCCAGAAACAAAUAACUUUCUUCUGAAACUCGUCGGUCUAUUCUUGUUCUGAGAAAUGAAGGCUAUUUAAUGCGAGAAAUUUCCAAGAAACUGAAGAUCUCGUACAACGCUGUGUAGUACUCCCUUCACAGAACAGCGCAAACUGGCUCUAACCAGAAUAGAAAGAGGAGUGGGAGGCCCCGGUACACAACUGAGCAAGAGGACAAAUACAUUAGUGUCAAGUUUGAGAAACAGACACCUCACAGGUCCUCAACUGGCAGCUUCAUUAAAUAGUACCCGCAAUACACCAGUCUCAACGUCAACAGUGAAGAGGCGACUCCGGGAUGCUGGCCUUCUAGGCAGAGUUGCAAAGAAAAAGCCAUAUCUCAGACUGGCCAAUAAAAAGAAAUGAUUAAGAUGGUCAAAAGAACACAGACACUGGACAGAGGAAGAUUGGAAUAAAGUGUUAUGGAUAGACGAAUCAAAGUUUGAGGUGUUCAGAUCACAAAGAAUGACAUUUGUGAGACGCAGACCAAAUGAAAAGAUGCUGGAGGAGUGCUUGAUGCCAUCUGUCAAGCAUGGUGGAGGCAAUGUGAUGGUCUGGGGGUGCUUUGGUGGUGGUAAAGUGGGAGAUUUGUACAGGGUAAAAAGGAUCUUGAAGAAGGAAGGCUAUCACUCCAUUUUGCAACGCCAUGCCAUACCCUGUGGACAGCACUUGAUUGGAGCCAAUUCCCUCCUACAACAGGACAAUGACCCAAAGCACAGCUCCAAAUUAUGCAAAACUAUUUAGGGAAGAAGCAGUCAGCUGGGAUUCUGUCUAUAAUGGAGUGGCCAGCACAGUCACCGGAUCUCAACCCUAUUGAGCUGUUGUGGGAGCAGCUUGACCGUAUGGUAAAUAAGAAGUGCCUAUCAAGGCAAUCCAACUUGUGGGAGGUGCUUCAGGAAGCAUGGGGUGAAAUCUCUUCAGAUUACCUCAACAAAUUGACAACUAGAAUGCCAAAGGUCUGCAAGGCUGUAAUUGCUGCAAAUUGAGGAUUAUUUGACGAAAGCAAGGUUUGAAGGACACAAUUAUUAUUUAUAUUAAAAAUCAUUAUUUCUAACCUUGUCAAUGACUACAAUUCCUAUGCAUUUUGCUAUAUUUCCUAUUCAAACUCAUUUCAUGUAUGUUUUCAUUGAAAACAAGGACAUUUCUAAGUCACCCCAAACUUUUGAACGGUAGUAUGUGUGUGUGUAUGUGUGUGUGUAUAUAUAUAUAUAUAUAUAUAUAUAUAUAUAUAUAUAUAUAUAUAUAUAUACUGAACAAAAAUAUAAACACAACAUGUAAAGUGUUGGUCCUAUGUUUCAUGAUCUGAAAUAAAAUGUUGUGCAAAAUUAUUUUACAUCAGUGUUAGUUAUCGUUUCUAUUUUACCAAGGUAAUCCAUCCACCUGACAGGUGUAGCAUAUCAAGAAACUGAUUAAACAUUAUGAUAAUUACACAGGUGCACCUUGUGCUGGGUACAAUUAAAGGCCACUCUAAAAUGUGCAGUUUUGUCACACAACACAAUGCCACAGAUUUCUCAAAUUUUGAGGGAGCGUGAAACUGGCAUGCUGACUGCAGGAAUGUCCACCAGAGCUGUUGCCAGAAAUUCUAAUGUUUAUUUCUCUACGUCGUUUUAGAGAAUUUGGCAGUAAGGCCAACUGGCCUCACACCCGCAGACCAUGUGUAACCACGCCAGCCCAGGAGCACAACAUCAGGCUUCUUCACUUGCUGGAUCGUCUGAGACCAGCCACCCGGACAGCUGAUGAAACUGUGGGUUUGCUCAACCGAAGAAUUUCUGACCAAACUGUCUCAGGGAAGCUCGCUCUGCGUGCUCGUCAUUCUUGUCUGGGUGUUGACCUGACUUCAGCGUCGUAACCGACGUCAGUGGGCAAAUACUCACCUUCGAUGUCCUCUUCACGGAUUAAUCCUGGUUUCAAUUGUGCUGGGCAGAUGGCAGACGGCGUGUAUGGCGUCGUGUUGGUGAGAGGUUUGCUGAUGUCAACGUUGUUAACAGCCCCAUGGUGACGGCGGGGUUAUGGUAUGGGCAGGCAUAAGCUACGGACAACGAACACAAUUUCAUUUUAUCGAUGGCAAUUUGAAUGGACAGAUACCGUGAAGAGAUCCUGAGACCCAUUUUCGUGCCAUUCAUCAACUCAUUUUUCAGCAUGAUAAUGCACGGCCCCAUGUCGCAAGGAUCUGUACACAAUUCCUGGAAGCUGAUAAUGUCCUAGUUUUUCCAUGGCCUGAAUACUCACCAGACAUGUCACCCAUUGAGCUUGUGUGGGAUGCUCUGGAUCGACGUGUGCGACAGUGUAUUCCAGUCCAUGCCAAUAUCCAGCAAUUUCGCACAGCCAUUGAAGAGUAGUGGGAGAACAUUCCACAGUCCACAAUCAACAGCCUGAUCACUGUAUGCUUGAUGAGGCAAAUGGUGGUUGCACCAGAUACUGAUUUGGUUUUCUAAUUCACACCCCUGCUUUUAUUUAAAUUGAGAGAUUUUCUUUCAUGAACUCAAUAAAAUCUUAGAAAUUCUUGCAUGUUGCGUUUUAUUUUUGUUCAGUAUUUAAAAAAAAUAUAUUCCUUUAUUAUUUUCCCCUAACCCUACCACUGCUCCCCUAAUUGGAGUAAACUAAUGGACAAUAAUACCUAGGCUUCUACUCCCAGUUUAUACAUACUUUAUACAUUUUACGGACACAGUAUAUUUUACAUUAGUUACCUUAUUUUUAGUCCCACCCUUCAGCUCCACUCAACCCCUCCCAUCUAUCUCUGAACACCAUCCAGUUUUACCUUUCUAUUCUCAUAGUUUCUACAGAUUGUAAAUUAAAGAUACACAUUUUUGCUAAGAGAGUUAUUAUAUUAUUGAUCGAUUGACUAUGACUUUUCAAAUCACCUAGCAGUGCUAUUUGCAGAGUUAGCUCCAUGUAAAUGUUGCAAUUCUUCAGCCAUUCCUGAACCUGCUUCCUAAAACAAGCUACAUAUGGACAGUACCAAAACAAAUUAUCUAAUGAUUCUGUCUCUUCGCAACAAAAUCUGCAGAGCUGGGAUGGUUGUAUCACCCAUAUAUAUAUUACAUUCUAUUGGUUGCAAGAAUUUGGUAUAAUAAUAAAAAUUGAAAAAAUUGAAGUUUUGAAUCCGGUGUCGUUUUGUGUAUCAAUUAAUAAACCAUGUGCCAUGGAAUCGGUACAUCGAAAAUCUCUUCCCAACUAUUUUGCAAUCUAUAUGGCACAGCUGUAAAUGUUUUCGUCCUUAAAUUAAAUUCGUAUACAUUUUUAUGUAUCACUUCUCUUUAACCAAUUUUGGUCUUUAAUGCAGGGCCGACAGACAAGUUCCUUACUUUCUCCCCGUUCCACUUGCUUCUUCCAUGUUUGCAGUAAUGCCGCAAUUAGUUUGUUGUAAUUUUGUGUAGAUUAGACAUUUCCAUCAAUUUCUGUUAAUGAAAUACUUACUUACGGGCCCUUUCCAACAAUGCAGAGAGAAUAACUGAAAAAUAAUAAAGAAUAAUUACACAAUGAGUAACGAUAACUUGGCUAUAUACACGGGGUACCAGUAACGAGUUGAUGUGCAGGGGUCCGAGGUAAUUGAGGUACAUAUGUACAUAUAGGUAGGGAUAAAGUGACUAGGCAACUGGAUAGAUAAUAAGCAAGUAGCAGCAGCGUAUGUGAUGAGUCAAAAGAGUUGGUGCAAAAGGGGGUCAAUGCAGAUAGUCAGGGUAGCUAUUUGGUUAACUAUUUAGCAGUCUUAUGGCUUGGGGAUGGAAGAAGCUCGUCAGGGUCCUUUUGGUUCCAGACUUGGUGCAUCUGUACCGCUUGCCGUGCGAUAGCAGAGAAAACAGUCUGGGGUAGUUGGAGUCUGACAAUUUGUAGUUCCUUUCUCUGACACCGCCUGGUAUAUAGGUCCAGGAUGGGAGGGAGCUCUGCCUUAGUUAUGUACUGGGCUGUACGCACUACCCUCUGUAGCGCCUUGCGGUCGGAUGCCAAUCAGUUGCCAUUCCAAGCGGUGAUGCAGCCAAUCAAUGGCCAAGCCAUUAGCUGCUCCGGCCCACAGAUGGAAACCCAUGUCUGCAUCCUAAAUGGCACCCUAUUGUUAAGUUCAUGUUUUAAGUAGCCCUAUACCUCUAAUUACAGUGCUCUCCCUCUGUACUGGGAAUAAUGAUGAUGAGAGUAGUUCUAUUCUACGGCAGAUAGUGAGCAUGUCAAUGAAACAUGCCAGAAGUACAGAAAACCUAAGCCCAGACCAGCUGUUGGUUUGACACGAGCUAGGACCAAGUCUGUGGUGACUUCACAUAAUCAACCACUUCACAUGCUUCAGUGCUGGAAGCAUUGUGAACACAAAGAAACCCAGUGAAGUCGUCAAGCACUUCAUUAAUUACUGGAUAAGUGUGCAUGGCCCGCCCCAGAAAUUGACAAUGAGAAGAAUUCAAUAAUAAUGAAAUGGCAGACAAAUUCAACAUGGAAGUAAAGAUCACUGCUGCAUACAGUCCAUGGAGCAAUGGACUUUUGGAGAGACAUAAUCAAACACUCACAACGAUUUUGCUGAAAGUGAAGCAAGACAAUGAAUGUAACUGGGGAAACAGCCCUAGAUUGGGUGCUAAUGGCAAAGAACUCAAUGCACAAUGUUCAUGGCUACAGCCCAUACCAGUUAGUGUUCGGGCAGAACCCUAAUCUUCCCACUGUACUGGUUGACAAGCCACCAGCACCAGAAGCUUUAUUCAAGCUGCCACUUUCCGUUACUGAGUGCCUUUUUAGUCAGACAGUCACAGAGUCUGCUGGGGACAGCACCUUUCAGCACUACAUGCAGCGAGAAAAGCAUUCACUGAAGCAGUGUUCGGAGAGAAUUCGCAGGGCUCUGCGUAAACAAUUUUGUCCCACAGAUGAGAGGUACGUGACUGGAGACAAAGUAUACUACAAACGAGUUGACUGUCGAGUGGAAAGGACCUGGAGUCGUCAUUGGCCAAGAUGGUAUGGUGAUAUUUAUGAAGCACGGACGCACCAUCGUCUGGGUGCAUCACUCAAGAUUGCAGAAGGUAAAUAAAUUAUCAACGAGUUGGAGGGGCUGUUGCUGAGAAUCGGCCUCCUACCGAAAAUGACACAAAAAAGGACACAGUCACAAACCUACCAGAUGUCGCAUCCAUUGAUAUGGACACUGAAACUGGCACAGGAAAUGGAGCAGAGACCUUCAACCAUGACACGGGUAAUACUGUUGAGGGCCCAUAUGAAUGAAACAUUGAACAACAGCCACAUGUUAAAACAGAAUGACUGAAUGAAUGACAUUCAAGAGGAUGAUGUACUCGAAACAAAUGACGUGUCAUUUGACCCGGCUAAACAAGAUAAGCUCAGUAAUUGGAGAAAAAAAUGUGUUUGAGGAAGUCAAAGAAAUUGGCCAAAAAUGUGUCUCAACAAGGUGGAUGUGUACCCUUAAAUAAUUCUCAACCAGAAUAUUGCCAAAAGCGUGGCUAGAGGUUUUGAAAAGCUGGCCACUAAAGAACUCCCAAAAGACACACCGACAUGAGUCUGUGUCACUCAGAUUGCUGCUGACAGUGAUCUGGCAGAAAUAAAUGUAUACUUAAUUCAAUGGACAUCAAAUCUGUAUUUCUGCAGGGAACAGAUCUGUCAAGGGACAAUCACAUCUGACUUGCGCUUGAAGUUAAGGGUGAAGGAACACUGUGGAAACUAAAGUGUGUGUAUGGCCUGGCAGAUGCAUCCCUCUACUGGUACAACAAAGUCAAGGCAACAAUGCUGAGUACAGGAGGCAAAAUGUCAAGUGGAUCCUGCUGUGUUCUACUGGCUUGAUCAAGACUGCAAUGGCUGGAGUACUCGCCUUUCAUGUUGCUGACUUAAUCUGGGGUGGCUCACAGACCUUUGCUACAACUGAUUCCACACCACAAAUACAUUUACUGGCAUUGCCGUUUUUUUGUUAUGUUGGCAUGGAGUUAGUUUCAGUUGACGGAAUAAUACUGAUGCAACAGGAAAGCUACAUCAAGAAUCUUCAACCCAUCCAUAUGGAUUCUUCAAGAGCCGUACAAAGGGACUCCCCACUCUGUGCAAUUUAUGCUGAUCAGCUGAGGUCAAAGAUACAUCCAAUUCUCUAGGUUGCUAGACAGAGUAGACUUGAUGUAAUGUUUGAUGGCUGCAACUUGGCAUCCAACACAAAACACGCCACUGUACAAACCAUGCAUGAGGAUAACAAAGUUGUUCGUAAACUGAAAUCACAACAAGUGACUAAAGUUUCAGCAUGUGGGAAAAGAUGACUCUCAAACUAGUUGUCUUCAGUGAUGCUUCCCUAGGGAACCUUUAAAAAUGGAGGCACAAAAGGUGGACAUCUAAUUGUCUUAAUGGGAUGAGGAAGGAAGAUUCUCACCUAUCUGUUGGGAGUCAAAAAGUAUCAGAAGGGAUUCAUUUUGAGAUUAGCAGCAUCAAGGAAUUUAUUCCGGCUCAGAUAAUCCAGCGGAUUCUGUGGUCAGCCACAAAGGAACAGAUGGCUGACUGUCUGACUAAAAAAGGAGCAUCCGCUCUUGUAAUCCUAAAGACACUCAGUAAUGGAAAGUGGCAGUUUGAGUAAAACAAUUGUCACGUGACAUUGCCAUAUGACCCAUUUGAAAUGAGGGACUUGAAUAAUGCAUAUACUUUUAAUUAUUUGUUGCUGUUUUAUUUGUCUUUAAAGAAAAGUGGGUUAAGUUAAUGUUUUAAGUAUCCUUAUACUUUUGUAAUUACGCUGCUCUCCCCCUCUUAUUAGUGCGCCUGUGCAGAAGUUACUGUCACUGAUGGACCGGGCCUGAGUGUAAUGGCCGCUAUGUACAGUGCUGAUACUGUGAAGUAAACGUUGUUAAACUGGAACCUAGUCGUCGUGUCAUUUGGAGUUAACACUAUUCCCUAUAUUGUAAGUGCAAUAAUUUUGACCAGAGCCCUAUGGACCCUGGUUGAAAGUAGUGCACUACAUAGGGAGGGAAUAGGGUACGAUUUUGGACACAGCCCAUCACUCAUAUAAUGUCUGUGUGUGAGGGAGUUCAAAUAUAUUUUGUCUUUGUGUUCAUGCCUUGUCUCAGCUAGAGCUCCUUAGACUUGGACUACUACGUGGUACUAUUCAAAAUGUGCACACACACACUAGGUACAGGAAGGAGGUCCGGACAACAGCCCCGCUUCCAGGAAACCCUCAGGAAAGGAAUACCGUAACCAAGGGGAAACUCUCACAAAAAUAGUGUUUCCCUUAACAGAACACACACACACAUACUGAUAAUGUGCCAUUUCACAUAGACUGGGCAGGGCCACUUGUUCUGCCUCUUAGGUUCAGUUCAGUGCUUUGGCUGCUAGCUAGGAUGUGGUUUGUUUGCUUUAAGGGGUGCCAUCUUGAGGGUGGUGACUCUGCAAAAGUUCAAAUUUUGUUAUGAUACUGUGUGUGAAACCAAUGCUCCACGUCCCUUUUUGCUAGUUCACUCAAUUAAUUCAACACAACUAUUGUUAUUGUCGAUUUCAAUAUAUAAGGCCUAGUUCUACAUGCGCGCACACACACACUUUAAAUUGUUACUUUGCACUUUCUCAUAGUGAGUGUGUUUGUGUGUGAACAAGGCUGCGAGUCUCUACGUUCUGUUAGCCGUUAUUGCCGUCGACUCUGCCCUCCCUCGCGCCCUCUUCAGUUUCCUGUGGGCUCUUAAGUUACAUGAUGCCUUUCCAGAUAAGUGUUUGGCCUGGAUUUCCUGUUUAUGAUGGAUAGUGUCUCCCCCUCUCCGUCUCUCUCUCUCACCACACUCAACAGUCAUUUUCUGGGAGAAAUGGAGGUCAGAGAACCGGCCCUCCGAGUACUGCCAAAAAGCUCACUCCCCUCCCUGUUCCUUCCUCCCUCUGAAACUCACCCUGCGUGACUUUUAAAACGAGGGAGAGCAAGAACAAGGGCGAUUAAAAGCGAGAGGAGGGUAAGAAGAGGGAAAGGGUACGCAAGAGACGGGAGCAAAAGCGAGAAGGUCACAGAGAAAGCGAGGGAUGAGAAGAGUGAAGGGGAAAAUGAUAGAGACAGAGAGGGGGAAGGAGAACGGAGAUAGAUGGAUUUGGAGGUAGCACUCAAGGCUAAAAGAUCACUGGAUGCGUCUGAAAACGUUACUAGCUGUCAAAUCCUUAGUCUUUAUUUCCUCAAUUCCUCACCACCUCCUCCAAAUACAUUGGAGGAGAGGAUAUAAGGUCCCUCCUUCGGACUUUGUCCUCCAAUGAGCUUUGAGAGGGAGGCAAGGAUGUUGAUGUAGGAAAGGACAGAGAAACCAAGGAUUUAACAACUUGUAGCCCAACGUUUUCAGCCACAGUGUUUGCCAAAGUGGAUUUGGUCCAACACCCUGACUAGACCGGCUACGUUGCGUGCGUGCAGAUUAUUUUAUAUAUUUUUUUUAUAUAAACUCCUGGACAGUCUGUGGUGCAACGUGGCGUUGGUGGAUGGAGCGAGACAUGAUGUCCCAGAUGUGCUCAAUUGGAUUCAGGUCUGGGGAACGGGCGGGCCAGUCCAUAGCAUCAAUGCCUUCCUCUUGCAGGAACUGCUGACACACUCCAGCAACAUGAGGUCUAGCAUUGUCUUGCAUUAGGAGGAACCCAGGGCCAACCGCACCAGCAUAUGGUCUCACAAGGGGUCUGAGGAUCUCAUCUCGGUACCUAAUGGCAGUCAGGCUACCUCUGGCGAGCACAUGGAGGGCUGUGCGGCCACCCCACACCAUGACUGACCCACCGCCAAACCGGUCAUGCUGGAGGAUGUUGCAGGCAGCAGAACGUUCUCCACAGCGUCUCCAAACUCUGUCACGUCUGUCACAUGUGCUCAGUGUGAACCUGCUUUCAUUUGUGAAGAGCACAGGGCACCAGUGGCGAAUUUGCCAAUCUUGGUGUUCUCUGGCAAAUGCCAAACGUCCUGCACGGUGUUGGGCUGUAAGCACAACCCCCACCUGUGAACGUCGGGCCCUCAUACCACCCUCAUGGAGUCUGUUUCUGACCGUUUGAGCAGACACAUGCACAAAUAUGUGGCCUGCUGGAGGUCAUUUUGCAGGGCUCUGGCAGUGCUCCUCCUGCUCCUCCUUGCACAAAGGCGGAGGUAGCAGUCCUGCUGCUGGGUUGUUGCCCUCCUACGGCCUCCUCCACAUCUCCUGAUGUACUGGCCUGUCUCCUGGUAGCGCCUCCAUGCUCUGGACACUACGCUGACAGACACAGCAAACCUUCUUGCCACAGCUCGCAUUGAUGUGCCAUCCUGGAUGAGCUGCACUACCUGAGCCACUUGUGUGGGUUGUAGACUCCGUCUCAUGCUACCACUAGAGUGAAAGCACCACCAGCAUUCAAAAGUGACCAAAACAUCAGCCAGGAAGCAUAGGAACUGAGAAGUGGUCUGUGGUCACCACCUGCAAAACCAGUCCUUUAUUGGGGGUGUCUUGCUAAUUGCCUAUAAUUUCCACCUUUGCACAACAGCAUGUGAAAUGUAUUGUCAAUCAGUGUUGCUUCCUAAGUAGACAGGUUGAUUUCACAGAAGUGUGAUUGACUUGGAGUUACAUUGUGUUGUUUAAGUGUUCCCUUUAUGUUUUUGAGCAGUGUAGGUUUCCCUUAUCUGUGGAUUAAUUGUCAGAGUACACGCGAUUUUCUCCCGGGUAUCCCGGUAUUUCCCGUCAAAACUGGAAGUGUCAUUCAAAAGCAUUAUAAAGCAUAUAAAUAGGCAUACAGUACCAGUCAAAAGUUUGGACACACCUACUCAUUCCAGGGUUUUUCUUUAUUUUUACAAUUUUCUACAUUGUAGAAUAAUAGUGUGAAGACAUCAACACUAUGAAAUAACACAUGGAAUCAUGAAGUAACCAAAAAAGUGUUAAACAAAUCAAAAUAUAUUUGAGAUUUGAAAAUCUUCAAAUAGCCACCCUUUGCCUUGAUUACAGCUUUGCACACUCUUGGCAUUCUCUCAACCAGCCUCAUGAGGUAGUCACCUGGAAUGCAUUUCAAUUAACAGGUGUGCCUUCUUAAAAGUUAAUUUGUGGAAUUUCUUUCCUUCUUAAUGUGUAUGAGCCAAUCAGUUGUGUUGUGACAAGGUAGGGGGGUAUACAGAAGAUAGCCCUAUUUGGUAAAAUACCAAGUCCAUAUUAUGGCAAGAACAGCUCAAAUAAACAAAGAGAAAUGACAGUCCAUCAUUACUUUAAGAAAUGAAGAUCAGUCAAUAUGGAACAUUUCAAGAACUUUGAAAGUUUCUUCAAGUGCAGUCGCAAAAACCAUCAAGUGCUAUGGUGAAAUUGGCUCUCAUGAGGACCGCAACAAGAAUGGAAGACCCAGAGUUAACUCUGCUGCAGAGGAUAAGUUCAUUAGAGUUACCAGCCUCAGAAAUUGCAGCCCAAAUAAAUGCUUCACAGAGUUCAAGUAACCGACACAUCUCAACAUCAACUGUUCAGAGGGGACUGUGUGAAUCAGGCCUUCAUGGUCGAAUUGCUGCAAAGAAACCACUACUAAAGGACACCAAUAAGAAGAAGAGACCUGCUUGGGCCAAGAAACACGAGCAAUGGACAUUAGACCGGUGGAAAAUUGGGCUUUGGUCUGGAGUCCAAAUUAGAGGAUUUUGGGUUCCAACCGCCGUGUCUUUGUGAGACGCGGUGUGGGUGAACGGAUGAUCUCUGCAUGUGUAUUUCCCACCAUAAAGCAUGGAGGAGGUGGUGUUAUGGUGUGGGGGUGCUUUGCUUGUGACACUGUCUGUGAUUUAUUUAGAAUUCAAGGCACACUUAAACAGCAUGGCUACCACAGCAUUCUACAGCGAUACGCCAUCCCAUCUGGUUUGGGCUUAGUGGGACGAUCAUUUGUUUUUCAACAGGACAAUGACCCAACACACCUCCAGGCUGUGUAAGGGCUAUUUUACCAAGAAGGAGAGUGAUGAGUGCUGCAUCAGAUGACCUGGCCUCCACAACCCAAUUGAGAUGGUUUGAGAUGAGUUGGACGGCAGAGUGAAGGAAAAGCAGCCAAGAAGUGCUCAGCAUAUGUGGGAACUCCUUCAAGAUUGAUGGAAAAACAUUCCAGGUGAAGCUGGUUGAGAGAAUGCCAAGAGUGUGUAAAGCUGUCAAGGCAAAGGGAGGCUAUUUGAAGAUUCUCAAGUGUAAAAUAUACUUUGAUUUGUUUUACACUUUUUUGAUUACUACAUGAUUCCAUACAGUGAGGGAAAUAAGUAUUUGAUCCCCUGCUGAUUUUGUACGUUUGCCCACUGGCAAAGAAAUGAUCAGUCUAUAUUUUUAAUGGUAGGUUUAUUUGAACAGUGAGAGACAGAAUAACAACAACAAAAUUCCAGAAAAACGCAUGUCAGAAAUGUUAUAAAUUGAUUUGCAUUUUAAUGAGGGAAAUAGGUAUUUGACCCCCUCUCAAUCAGAAAGAUUUCUAGCUCCCAGGUGUCUUUUAUACAGGUAACGCAAAUGGAAGAAACACAAAAGAACUGUCAAUCUCCCUCGCCUGGGGCUCCAUGCAAGAUCUCACCUCGUGGAGUUGCAAUGAUCAUGAGAACGGUGAGGAAUCAGCCCAGAACUACACGGGAGGAUCUUGUCAAUGAUCUCAAGGCAGCUGGGACCAUAGUCACCAAGAAAACAAUUGGUAACACACUACGCCGUGAUGGACUGAAAUCCUGCAGCCCCCGCAAGGUCCCCCUGCUCAAGAAAGCACAUAUACAGGCCCGUCUGAAGUUUGCCAAUGAACAUCUGAAUGAUUCAGAGGAGAACUGGGUGAAAGUGUUGUGGUCAGAUGAGACCAAAAUCGAGCUCUUUGGCAUCAACUCAACUCGCUGUGUUUGGAGGAGGAGGAAUGCUGCCUAUGACCCCAAGAACACCAUCCCCACCGUCAAACAUGGAGGUGGAAACAUUAUGCCUUGGGGGGGGGGUUUCUGCUAAGGGGACAGGACAACUUCACCGCAUCAAAGGGACGAUGGACGGGGCCAUGUACCGUCAAAUCUUGGGUGAGAAACUCUUUCCCUCAGCCAGGGCAUUAAAUGGGUUGUGGAUGGGUAUUCCAGCAUGACAAUGACCCAAAACACACGGCCAAGGCAACAAAGGAGUGGCUCAAGAAGAAGCACAUUAAGGUCCUGGAGUGGCCUAGCCAGUCUCCAGACUUUAAUCCCAUAGAAAAUCUGUGGAGGGAGCUGAAGGUUCGAGUUGCCAAACGUCAGCCUCGAAACCUUAAUGACUUGGAGAAGAUCUGCAAAGAGGAGUGGGACAAAAUCCCUUCUGAGAUGUGUGCAAACCUGCUGGCCAACUACAAGAAACGUCUGGUCUCUGUGAUUGCCAACAAGGGUUUUGCCACCAAGUACUAACUCAUGUUUAGCAGAGGGGUCAAAUACUUAUUUCCCUCAUUAAAAUGCAAAUCAAUUAAUAACAUUUUUGACAUGCGUUUUUCUGGAUUUUGUUGUUGUUAUUCUGUCUCUCACUGUUCAAAUAAACCUAUCAUUAAAAUGAUAGACUGAUCAUUUCUUUGUCAGUGGGCAAACGUACAAAAUCAGCAGGGGAUCAAUUACUUUUUUCCCUCACUGUAGCAGCAAAGGGGGGGAUCCAACUCCACAAUAAUGCCCAUGAUUUUGGAAUAAGAUGUUCGAGAAGCACGUGUCCACAUAUUUUUGGUAAUGUAGUCUAUUUCAUCUAACAUAUCCAGGAAAUGGUACUAAGCCAACAUAUGGAAUUGUUUUAAGAUGGUCAUACCAUGGCUCAUUUAGCUAUUUGAUUUGGAAUUUUACGACCCCUUUAGAUAUAAAUUUUUUUAAUAAUAAUAUUGAAUUUGGUCUUUACUACUAUAGCCCAUAGAAACGCAUUGAAUAACACAUUCAUAAAUGGCAAAAAAGACAGUAAAACAAUUAAUCAUAAGGAAUAAGGUUUUGAAGUGUCUGUCCUAUAUCUAGGAGAUAUAAGAAAGCUGAGGAAAUAUUUUAGUUUAUUUGGACACUCAUUUAACCCCUUAUUUUUGUUGGUACAAAACUACCUGCAUACUUCCAUUCAUUUGUAUGUGUUACCUUCAGACGAGUUCCGUGACACUUGUGGUGGGUUGUAGAGCAAAAAGUCUCCCCUUUUCAUAGAGUGGUUAUAAUAGUUUGUAGGCCAAAUCAUUCGGACGUUACAAACAUUUUCGUGAGAAGAACCAUUUUCGGGAUGUCUCAUGGUCUGACAAACACCGCUGGAACUCGGCCACUUUCCACCGCAGAUGUGGAAGGCCAACAUUGCCCAUGCAAGAAAACCUGGUAUCUCUGGCUUAAACUGACAGAUUUUGAAGGGAAUUUCUUAAUGUUGGUAUUUAGAUUGACACAUAGGUGUGUCAGUAGACUCUUAAGGAUUGAUUCACAGUUGGUUUUGGUGUUUUAACCUGCAUGUCAUGAUCGUGUCUGGUGGGGAUAGACAAAAUUAUCAUGCAGACGAUGGUGCAAGAGGUCAAUAUCAUUACAUUUACGUCAUUUAGCAGACGCUCUUAUCCAGAGCGACUUACAAAUUGGUGCAUUCACCUUAUAGCCAGUGGGAUAACCACUUUACAAUGUUUUUUUUUUUUUGGGGGGGGGGGGGUGGAUCUGAAAUGACACCCUAGCCUAAAUGGUGCACUACAUUUAACCUUAUAGCCCCAGUAGGUAACCUAUAAAGGGAUAGGGUGUCGGGGUCCCUCUUUCCAUUAAUUCAGUGGAGACUUUGCUGUUCUAGUGACGUUCACUGUGUAGGCCAAAUCCCAUUGAUACUAAAAAAAACUAGAUGCAUCUCUUCACUUAACAAUGGCUUACAUUGAGAAGCUCAGAGUGGUGCAUUCAGACCAGUGUCAUUUCACAAUGUUGCAAUCUUGGCUCAAAUAAGUGAGUUUUGUUAGUUUAUAAGUAAUUGCAUAAUAGUUAGUAGUGGCACCGACAUCAUUGAUCAUUAUCUGCAAUACCACUUGCUUUCCAUAUUCACUGCAGCAUGUCCUCAAAAUGAUCCCCUCAUCGGCCUUAGGCAAUAUCCCAACCUAGCAAUACAGUAUAUACCCACCACUAAUGCAGUGCACAUUCCCAGCCCUACACACACACACACGGCUGCGGCUGUGCAAGUGCAUGAGGGCUUUGAGGGAUUCUGUACCCUCUAGUCAAUCAGUAACCUGGGCAUCAGACCCAAUGAAAGCUCUGCGCUCCGCUCUCCUUCCUUCCACCCAGUCAAUGAUGACAGACUUGUGCAAAUUCUAUUACAACGUAUUGAAAGGCCAUUGUCAUGUCUCUGACUCCUUAGUCUCAACUUCCAUCCAGUGCAUUCGGUAUUCAGACCCCUUGACUUUUUCCACAUUUUGGUACGUUACAGCGUUAUUCUAAAAUAGAUUACAUUGUUUUUUCCCCCUCAUCAAUCUACACAUAAUUCCACAUAAUAACAAAGCAAAAACUGGUUUUUAGAAAUGUUACCGAAUGUAUAAAAAAUAUAUACAUUUACAUAAGUACUCAGACCCUUUACUCAGUACUUUGUUGACCCUUUACUCAGUACUUUGUUGAAGCACCUUUGGCAGCAAUUACAGCCUCAAGUCUUCUUGGGUAUGAUGCUACAAGCUUGGAACACCUGUAUUUGGGGAGUUUGUCCCAUUUCUUCUCUGCAGAUCCUCUCAAGCUCUGUCAGGUUGGAUGAGGGUUGGGUUUGUUUUUCCUUUGUCCUCUCUUACCUCUGGUUUUAUCUGAUCUGUUUACAUUGUCUGGCUAUGUGGUUUUGCUUGUGUCUCCCUGUCUUUAGUGGUAGCCUAUAUUGCUGUUGUGAUACUGAUCUUGGUUCGAUACUAUUUGAAAUAUUUGAUUCUGCCAGGUAGGUGGGGUUUUGCAGUUUUGGCACUGUUGUCACGUUCGUUCAUCGACGGGGUCAGACCAAGGCGCAGCGUGAUAUGCGUACAUGUUUAUUAAAUAUUAAACACAACGACAAAACAAGAAACGAAACGAAACGUGAAGUCCAAGGCAGCACAACACAACAUACCUUAACUGGAACAAGAUCCCACAACCCAUUAGUGCCACGUUGGUAGCCAUGAAGUGCUUUGAAAGGCUGGUCAUAACUCACAUCAACACCAUCAUCCCGGAAACCCUAGACCCACUCCAAUUCGCAUACCGCCCCAACAGAUCCACAGAUGACGCAAUCUCAAUCGCACUCCACACUGCCCUUUCCCACCUGGACAAAAGGAACACCUACAGUGGGUAAAAAAAGUAUUUAGUCAGCCACCAAUUGUGCAAGUUCUCCCACUUAAAAAGAUGAGAGGCGCCUGUAAUUUUCAUCAUAGGGACACGUCAACUAUGACAGACAAAAUAAGAAAAAUAAAUCCAGAAAAUCACAUUGUAGGAUUUUUAAUGAAUUUAUUUCCAAAUUAUGGUGGAAAAUAAGUAUUUGGUCACCUACAAACAAGCAAGAUUUCUGGCUCUCACAGACCUGUAACUUCUUCUUUAAGAGGCUCCUCUGUCCUCCACUCGUUACCUGUAUUAAUGGCACCUGUUUGAACUUGUUAUCAGUAUAAAAGACACCUGUCCACAACCUCAAACAGUCACACUCCAAACUCCACUAUGGCCAAGACCAAAGAGCUGUCAAAGGAUAUAUACUAGGCGGUGUCAGAGGAAAGGCCAAACAUUUGUCAAAGACUCCAGUCACCCGAGUCAUAGACUGUAAUCUCUCCUUUGUUUUUACACUGCUGCUACUCUCUGUUUAUUAUCUAUGCGUAGGCACUUUACCCCUACCUACAUAUACAAAUUACCUCGACCAGUUAUAUAGCCUUGUUAUAGUUAUUUUAUUGUGUUACAUUUUAUUUUUUACUUUAGUUUAUUUAGUAAAUAUUUUCUUAACUCUAUUUCUUGAACUGCAUUGUUGGUUAAGGGCUUGUAUGUAAGCAUUUCACGGUUAUGUCUACACCAGUUGUAUUCAGCAAUUUUAUUUUAUUUGAUGCUCUAUACCACAAUGAUACCAAAGCGAUGCCACGGCAAAAAAUAAGGCAUAUUAGCCAGUCACAUAAUGUCACGUAAACAGACGGAUAAACUCAGCUACUGCUCUGAUGAAUCGUUGGGCAUCUUUUGAGUUCAAUAUCAUUACAAAAUAAAAAAUGUACGUGCAUUUUUCCGAGACAGCCAUGUACAGUGCCUUCAGAAAGUAUUCACACCCCUUUUUCCACAUUUUGUUGUGUGCCUGAAUUUCAAAUUGAUUUUAUGUCACUGGCCUACACACAAUAUCACAUAAUGUCCAAGUGGAAUUAUGUUUUUAGACAUUUUUACAAAUUAAUUCAAAAUGAAAAGCUGAAAUGUCUUGAGUCAAUAAGUAUUCAACCCCUUUGUUUAUGGCAAGGGUAAAUAAGUUCAGGAGAAAAAAUGUGCUUAACAAGUCAGACAUUGAAUAUCCCUUAUUAAUUGCACUUUGGAUGGUGUAUCAAUGAUACAGGCGUCCUUCCUAACUCAGUGGCCGGAGAGGAAGGAAACUGCUCAGGGAAGGAAACUGCUCAGGGAUUUCACCAUGAGGACAAUGGUGACUUUAAAACAGUUAGAGUUUAAUGGCUGUGAUGGGAGAAAACUGAGGAUGGAUCAACAACAUUGUAGUUACUCCACAAUACUAACCUAAAUGACAGAGUGAAAAGAAGUAAGCCUGUACAGAAUACAAAUAUUCCAAAACAUGCAUCCUGUUUGCAAUAAGGCACUAAAGUAAAACUGCUAAGAAAUUAACUUUAUGUCCUGAAUACAAAGUGUUAUGUUUAGGGCAAAUCCAACACAACACAUCACUGAGUACCACUCAAAUCAAAUUGUAUUUGUCACAUGUGCCAAAUACAACAGGUGUAGACCUUACAGUGAAAUGCUUACUUACAAGCCCUUAACCAACAAUAUAGUUUUAAGAAAGAAGACACAAAAAUAUGAAAUAAAAGAAUACGAAAUAAAAGUAACAAAUAAUUAAAGAGCAGCAGUAAAAAUAACAUUAGCGAGGCUAUAUACAGGGGGUACCGGUACCAAGUCAAUGUGCUGGGGAACCGGUUAAUUGAGGUAAUAUGUACAUGUAGGUAGAGUUAUUAAAGUGACUAUGCAUAGAUAAUAAACAGAGAGUAGCAGCAGCGUAAAAGGGGAGGGGAGGGGGGUAAUGCAAGUAGUCUGGGUAGUCAUUUGAUUAGAUGUUCUGGAGUCUUAUGGCUUGGGGGUAGAAGCUGUUUAGAAGCCUUGUGGACCAAGACUUGGCUCUCCGGUACCGCUUUCCGCGAGGUAGCGGAGAGAACAGUCUGACUAGGGUGGCUGGAGUCUUUGGCAAUUUUUUGGGCCUUCCUCUGACACCACCUGGUAUUGAGGUCCUGGAUGGCAGGAAGCUUGGCCCCAGUGAUGUACUGGGCCGUACGCACUACACUCUGUAGUGCCUUGCGGUCGGAGGCCGAGCAGUUGCCAUACCAGGCAGUGAUGCAACCAGUCAGGAUGCUCUCGAUGGUGCAGCUGUAGAACUUUUUGAGGAUCUGAGGACCCAUGCCAAAUCUUUUCAGUCUCCUUAGGGGGAAUAGGCUUUGUCGUGCCAUCUUCACGAUAGUCUUGGUAUGCUUGAACUAUGUUAUUAUUAUUAUUAUUAUUAUUAUUAUUAUUAUUAUAAUAUAUAUAUAUAUUUUUUAGGGGGUAGAGCAGCUUUAAUAUUGCAGAUAGAUUGUAACUUCCAUCAAUGUAAUUGUCUGCAUCACUUCCAAUCCCCCAUGUUUUUUUUUUCAUGCAUAUAUAUGUGAGGGGAAAAAAAGUAUUUGAUCCCCUGCUGAUUUUGUAUGUUUGCCCACUGACAAAGAAAUGAUCAGUCUAUAAUUUUAAUGGUAGGUUUAUUUGAACAUUCAGCAUAGUUCACACCCUCUUAAGCUUUAGCCCCACCCAUCUAUUGAAGGAUUCACGUGAGGCCAUGUGCUAAACAGUGAGUACGGUAGUGUACAACCAAAGAUUUCAAGACUAAAGGCUGCUUUAUACUACGUCUAUCGACAUGUCUGUAGACAGUUGUCGCAGUGAUGUAAUGAACUUUCUAUUGUCGUCCGACAUCGAACUUGUUAUGAAAAGUAUAAACAUAAAAACGACAGGCUUCAUGACAUCAGCAGCCUGGUGGUCCAAAAUAGCAUAACUGUUGUAUUUUGACACAAAUAAACCCACCCGUUUAAAAAUGAAUUUAGAAUAUGUCUGUCUAGCAAACCAGGCAACUCAAAGCAAUUGUUUCUAGCUUGUUAGCUUACGGUAAGUUAGCUGGCUAGCCAGUUCAAAUAACUACCAUAUCAUAUAGCUGACAAGGUCUUAACUUGAGCUAAUUUGUAUUCAUUAUUACAGGACAAAAAACUCACAACAAGAUCGUUAUUUACAUGUUAAUGGCACGCUAAUUACAGAAAAUAGCUUACGGUUGUGAGUGUGACAAUUAAAGCAGGGCAUUCCACUGGAGAAUUUUAGAACUUGGACACUGUCUCGUUGGCCUAACAUUAUAUCCUAAUUUGACUUUGGUGCAGGUCAUGUUGUUCUUUACCAUUACCAUCUCUGGUAAACACAUUCUAUAUAAAAUAAAAUCAAAGUUUGUCACAGGCACAGGAUACAGAAGGUAUAACCGGUACAGUGAAAUGGUUACUUGCAUAAUGGAGUCUUUUGUUUAAACAUGUAGCGAGCUAGCUAGCUAGCUAGCUAGCAAAACAAUGAGCCAUAAUCCAACUCAUAAUGUUGCUACCCUGCAUGAAUCUACAGGUCGCUAAAGCUAACCAACUAGCUAGGUUCUAUGUUAGCUAUCUAGCUAACAUUAGGCUAUAACUAGCAAUGCAAAUGGCUCUGAGAUACGAAUAAUAUUAUUACACAGAUUAUACAAGUAACGUUAGCUAGCGAGCCAGCCAGCCAGCUAACGUUAGCUAGCUAGCUAACCGUACGCUUUAACUCGCAAUAAACGACUUUCUGACAAAAUUUGAAACGUGUAAUAAAUCUGAAAAUGUAGAUAGCUAGACUCUCUUAUACAUGGAUGAACACUUCUCCCUCUCUGUCACAGAUGCCAUGGUUGCCCUUAGUUUGAAGAUGUAAUCCGGAGAGGGGUGUUUUAUACAACAGCCUUCUGUGUUCUCUUUUCGACUCACUCUGCAUUUGCAAUCAAAUGCCUGAAUUUUCUCCAUCUCCUUAGCUAUCAUACUGUGUUUCCACCAGGCAUUCAACUGAUUUCCAAACUCGGUCCUCCAGAAAGUGGAGCGCCUUAGCAACACUUUUGCAGUUCUUCGUGAUAUUGUUAAAAAAAGCCACUUUAGAAAGGAUUAUCUAUACAUACUAAUCAGCUCAUGUUAUAGACAGAAGCGUGCUACAUCGCAGAACAAUCCAAACUUAUCUCUCGGCAUAUCCAGCCCAUCCAUUAUCUCAAUCAAUCAUGGCUAGCAGGAAGGUCCCUGUCUUUUUCCGUGGCUAAACCAACUAAGCUUGUAAUUUAACAAUUUUAUUUGUAUUUACAGAUGGCAUACACGUUUGUUAUUAAGGCACAUGAAAGUUCACAUGUUCCAGAAGGCAUUUCUGCCAAAAAAUGCAUUUUGAUUGAAAAAAAGUAUGUUCAAAUGCCUCUCCUGUGAAGUAGUGAUGCACUACAUACACCUAGUUUCCUGAAAUGACUCACAAAUGUGGAAUAAGUCAAGGGUAUAUGAAUACUUUCUGAAUGCACUGUAUGCAUUAAUGAAUCAAUUAUACAAUCAAUUUGACAUACAUUUGUAAAAACAAACUACAUAACAUAAUGGUAAUCAUUUAUUUGAAUGGUAAAUCUCUAUUGAUAAACUGGGUAUAUCUAAAUGUAGCCUAUCCACAAUACAAGUGAAUGCAUAUUCUAUAGGAGUGUGUGCAUUGAGUUAUUGAGCUUGUUUUGGCUGAUUUCAUGGGGCUACAGAUGACAAUCUGUUUCCCUUCCAUUUGGUACUUAUUUUAUUACACUGAUCAACAACAUUUGCAUAGUGAAGAUUUGCGCUGUCUCUUUAACCAGUAAUGAGGUCAAGGCAAGAUGGGGGUGGCCCAUUGGAGCACAGUCAGUUUGCUGAGGCAGUCGAUAAUCUUUGGGAGAGAGUGAAUUAAUUAAGUGAAUGAAUGACGUUUUCGGUGGAAAUCAGCUUUGAAAUCAUAUUUUGCGUUAUGGUUUCACAAACAAAGUACUAGGGUAGUGAAUUGAUUUAGGCUUUAGCUGUAAGCUAGCAAGGAAAGUUAGCCUACAAUAGCUGGAAGCUACCAGUAUCUUUCAUAGUAAAGUGUUCUAGCCUGUAUGGACAUUGUUUUGUGAACAGUAAUUAACAGUUUCAAAAUUUCUACGUGCAGUGUUGCAUUAUUCAAGUGUUUUAACUUCUGUGCAGCAUGAGUGGUUAGCUAACAUGAUGCAGCCCAGACUCCCAGUGCAGGCUAGCAAUGAGUAAGUGGAGAGGCACGAUGCGCAAUAUACAGUGCCUUCUGAAAGUAUUCAGACCCUUUGACUUUUUCCACAUUUUGUUACGUUACAGCUUAAAAAAAUUAAAACAUCUCAGCAAUCUACACGCACAACCCCAUAAUGACAAAGCGAAAACAGGUUUUUAGAUUUUUUUUCCAAAUGUAUAAAAAUUAUAAACAUAACUUAUUUACAUAAGUAUUCAGACCCUUUGCUAUGCGACUCAAAAUUGAGGUCAGGUGCAUCCUGUUUCCAUUGAUCAUCCUUGAGAUGUUUCUACAACUUGAUUGGAGUCCACCUGUCGUAAAUUCAAUUGAUUGGACAUGAUUUGGAAAGGCACACACCUGUCUAUAUAAGGUCCCACAGUUGACAGAGCAUGUCAGAGCAAAAACCAAGCCAUGAGGUCGAAGGAAUUGUCCGUAGAGCUCUGAGACGUGAUUGUUUCGAGGCACAGAUCUGGGGAAGGGUACCAAACAUUUUCUGCAGCAUUGAAGGUCCCCAAGAACACAUUGGCCUCAAUCUUUCUUAAAUGGAAGAAGUUUGGAACCACCAAGACUCUUCUUAGAGCUGGCCGCCCGUCCAAACGGGGGAGAAGGGCCUUGGUCAGGGAGGUGACCAAGAACCCGAUGGUCCAGAGUUCCUCUGUGGAGAUGGUUGUCCUUCUGGAAGGUUCUCCCAUCUCUGUAGCACUCCACCUAUCAGGCCUUUAUGGUAGAGUGGACAGACAGAAGCCACUCCUCAGUAAAAGGCACAUGACAGCCCACUUGGAGUUUGCCAAAAGGCACAUAAAGGACUCUCAGACCAUGAGAAACAAGAUUCUCUGGUCUGAUGAAACCAAGAUUGAACUCUUUCGCCUGAAUGCCAAGUGUUACGUCUGGAGGAAACCUGGCACCAUCCCUACAGUGAGGCAUGGUGGUGGCAGCAUCUUGCUGUGGAGAUGUUUUUCAGCUGCAGGGACUGAGAGACUAGUCAGGAUCGAGGGAAAGAUGAACGGAGCAAAGUACAGAGAGAUCCUUGAUGAAAACCUGCUCCAGAGCCUCAGACGGUGUGAAUCUUCACCUUCCAACAGGACAACAACCCUAAGCGCACAGCCAAGACAACACAGGAGCUUCAGAGGAUCUGCAGAGAAGGAUGGGAGAAUCUCCCCAAAUACAGGUGUGCCAAGAUUGUAGCAUCAUACCCAAGAAUACUUAAGGCUGUAAUCGCUGCCAAAGGUGUAAUAUUUCAGAUUUUUAUGUUUAAUACGUUUGCAAACAUUUCUACAAACCUGUUUUUGCUUUGUCAUUAUGGGGUAUUGUGAUAGAUUGAUGAGGGGGGAAAAAACAAUUGAAUCAAUUUUAGAAUAAGGCUGUAACAUAACAAAAUGUGGAAAAAGUCAAGGGGUCUGAAUGCUUUCCGAAUGCGCUGUAACUGUCAAUUUACUUUACCCCAUCACUACUGCCCGAGUGUGGGUGUGUGUGGGGGGGCUGCCCGUUUGUGUGUCUGCCUGUGUGGUUGUGUCUGGUCUCCUGCGCUGCUGAGGCAGCACACAGGCCUCCAGUCAGGUGAGUCUCUCUUACGCACCUCCACUCUGGCAGUUCACUUGGGUAAACACACACCGUGUGAUUUGUGGUUAGGUUCAGGACACAUACACACACACACACACACAAGCAGUAUUGGCAUGGGCUCAUGUACGCAUGUAACCCCUGUCCCCAGGUGUAUCUGAAGCACCGUAACUGUUGGUUUAGCUGUUUUUGGCCUGUAAGUACUUGUGUACGGUUUUGAAUUUGCAUCUUAAAAACCUUAGUUUAUAAUGUAUUCUUAAUCAUAGCUCAGUGACAGCUCUCCUACACAUGUCUAGGGCCAGAACUAUUUUACGGACCAGAAUCUCCAGAAGCCAGCGUACUAGUGUUUCCCUUAACAUUGUACAGAUGGCCUAAUGAACACGAGCCUGUAUUCCCCCUUAAUGCAUACUGGAUGUUGGUGUGUACAUGAGGGUUAAGGAUUAAAACACUAUGGAUGUGUCCCAAAUGGCACCCUAUUCCCUAUAGUGCACUACUCUUGACCAGGGCCCAAUACCAAUAUAGGGAAUAGGGUGCCAUUUGGGAUGCAUCCACUAUCUUAGAAAGCAGUGGGUCCUGGGGGAGACUCUGGGUUUACAGUAAAUAGGCCAGUAGGAAGGGGCAGGAAACAUCAAUAAGGAAGAAGCUGCAAUUCUCAGCUCUCUUAAUUAGGCUGCAUUUUAAUUGUGUAUUCUUGACUUCUCUCUCCCCCCUCCAUCUCUCUCUUUCUCCCUCCAUAUCGCUCUCUCCCCCUCCAUCCCUCCAUCUCGCUUUCUCCCACUCUAGGUUGCGGUGGUGAAGAUGAAGAACACAGAACGCGUGUACGCCAUGAAGAUCCUGAACAAAUGGGAGAUGCUGAAGAGAGCCGAGGUAAGGAUCAUACUGUACUGUAGUGUCCAAAAUCUCCAAUUGAAAGCUAUAAAUAGAACUGCUAGAACGGAUAUUCCCACUCAAGUCAAGGUCCUGUGCUGGGUGUAAACUGACAUGUGCUCCCAAUAAGUGCUCAAGGCUUAAUUUUCAUGGUUGACAAUUAUUAUGUUAGCCACGGUCACCCAGACAAACACUUGUGUUGCAAAAGCAGAAAGAAUAUCUCCACUCAGAAGAUUUCCUACAUACCUAACAGCUAAAUGUGUUGGGUAGGCAUAAUUCCAGAAACAUUCCCCAAGUUCCAGAGGUUUUCAGAAAUCCUGGUUGAAGGUUUCCCUCUGGUUAUUCCCUGCUCCUGAUUCUGGGAAUCCUCCAACCUGGAUUUCUUUAAACCUGGGAACUUUGUAAGUGACUAAAUCUUUAAGAAAUAUGCCAACAUUCAUAUAAAAGGUGUGUUAAGAGGCUUUUUAGUAUGAGUAAAAUUUUGUUGCACCCUUUGAAGGGCAAAGGGUUGCAUCACACACAGACUAUUACUACACCGGCGGUCACAAGUCAUGACCGCAGUCAAUUUCCACGUGACUGUUUAGUCACAGUAAUUAGGUUUCUCCAAGCUCUGAUGCUUCUGAUGGUCAUUAGUAGCCUACCAAACGUACUAACCGCCUGGUACUCAGCACUCUAUUGUCCCUCUAAUCACUCUGACGUCAAUACAAAUGUAAUUGAAAAUCUAAUCAAACACUUCAUGAGAGCCUAUGAGCUCAUGUUGCGCAACAUUUCUAUAGGCUAUGCAAUUGCAUGAGAAAACAGAGUAAUGGCCUCUAUUAAAAAGAGGAGGAUCCCAUCAGCUUUCAAUAGGCUUACUAUAUUUAUUUCUCAACUUUCCUAAUACUAAGCACAUUGCUUCUCUUUACAACAGGAGUAUAGCCUACCUGGCUAGCAUGAAAAUGAACAACGGGAAAAGCGUCCACUAUUCGCUAUUUAAGUGCAUAGACGACAUGUCUUUUUUUUCCACUGCCACUGUUUCGAAACAGGUGCAUGAUUAUGGUCCAUUCUAAAUCAAAAGAAAUUUCACACAUAUAUAUAUAUAUAUAUAUAUAUAUAUAUAUAUAUAUAUAUAUAUAUAUAUAUAUAUAUAUAUAUAUAUAUAUAUAUAUUAUUUAGUAUAUGUAAAGACAAUAUUAAAUCAAGAAUAGUGUGAUGGGUGACAAUAUUAGCCUAUCAAUUUAAGACAAGAAACAGUGCACGUUUUUUGUGACUUUUUCAAAUCGUAGUCGCACACCUCAUGUAGCCUAGCCCAUAGGCCUAUAUGUUUUCAUAAGGCUUGUAUCACAACUAAAGUGGCCAAAUAACUUCCUAAAAUGAGGCACAUUAAUCCACUUUACAAGUUGUGUAGAGCCUAACUGGCAUACAUAUGCUGUGCAUGAGUUUCAAGUUUGGGGAAGAUAAUUCUCACCAUAAAAAUGCACCUUUAUAAUAAAAGCAUUACAUGCAUAAUCACAUUUGUGGGCACUUUUGAGAAUAGUGUUUUCCUGCUAAUGGAACAUUAGCGCUUAUAGUCUACUGCCAUGUGUGCAUUGCUACGCUUAUAAUGUGAAGAAAUAGCGUAAUAAUUUAUCAACAUUUUAGCUAAUCGUUUUCAUCUGUUGCGUCAGGCUCAUUGCUUAAAACAGCUUUUUUUAAUGCUAGUGGUUGUAUUAAGUUAGGAUCUAUUGCAUCCCACAACUCUCCCAGACUAUGUUUGGAAUAUUUCUUUCUCGCACAGAAUAGAAUAGGUCAACUUUUGUCAACUAUGGGGGAUAGUAGAUUGACAUAGGCUAGUGCUUUUGCUGUUCAUUAGGCCUACUCAUCUUGUUGGCUGACGAAAAGUAAAUGUGGAUGGAAUUGGAUAAGGACACGCGCAGUUGCGUCCCCGAUGUGUCUGUCUUCACUUGUAGCCUGUGAGAAAGACCCGAUCACGUGACUGAGAGCCAUGUGAGUGAGUGGUGCUUUGGCACGCAGCCGGGAGAAGGGAAUUAUAAUUAUUAUAUUCAGCCCAAGGGCAUUACGGCCACACAAAGGGGAUGCAGCCGGGAAAUUCGAGGCAUUAUCAAGUGCUUGUCAAAUUGUGAAUGAGAGACCGAUGAAGUGUGUACAGCCUGCGCAAGAAACAAAGCAGGGCUCAUGCCUUUCAACUUUUUACAAAUCACCAUCAUGCAGCCUUAGAAUGUAUUAAAAAACAUAAAGCCCAACAUUUGUAUCACAACUAAAGUUACAUAAAUAACUCUAAAUUAAGCAUAUAGGAGUACCUGUUUCUUUGUUAACCGCUCAACACAGAAUAACCGCAUGUGUGCCGCACUCCCUCAAAUCGUUUGGCAAAAAUAUCCUAUCUAUUUUAAUCAGCUAUUUUCAAUUGCAUUCUUCAUAUUAUUAAAUAAUAUGAAAUAAUGCCACGGAAUUCUAAGCAAAUCUUGUCUGCUAAAUGAGCUAGUGUAGCCCACAGCCAUAUGGCAUAGCCAGAUCAGGGACUAACAUAAGGAUAACUAGAGUAUGCUAUUCUGUUCUUCUGAAAUAGACUACAUUUUCUUCAAAUCAUGUUUCUUUAAACCUGUCUAAAAUAAAUAAUGGAUUUAUUGUGAUGGUGUAGGCUAUAUUACAUGGAUUUAUUAGACUUUUUAAAAUGUAGAUGUUCCAAAGGUCUGCAUCAGUGGCUUGUAGGCUAUGCGUGGAAGCCAGGAGAUGCUAAAUGUGUUUAUGUUAAUGUAUGGUCAAUUUCUGUGAGACCGGCAGUUAUUUGCUUGACAAUCACCGGCUGACAAAAUUUCAUGACUGUCACAGCUAACUAUUAUCCUUGGAGGCUCGGCUUUAGUGUAAUACCACUGUCCACGAGUAUAGUUAGCCAGGUUGCCCCUAGUCACUGAUCCAGGGUCAGAUAUUCAUUAAUCCCUGCAAUGCUCAAGGUUAGGAUUGAUCCAAAUCAACUGAUCCUAGACCUGUGGUAAAGGACAUUGAGCUGAACCUAGUCAGCCUCUCUGGAGUUAUUCUGGUGUAGGGUGAAUUUCACCCUACACCAGUAUUCUAAGCUGGAGUGUGGAGGGCCGGGCCAGGACGGCCAUUUUUCUUUGACUGUGCCGCUCUCCACAUCUUCACCUAGUUUCAGCCCAAUGGGCUCUGACAGUGGCCUGAGGCCCCGACACACUGCGUCAUGGGAGCUUUUGUCAGUAAUGGUCAGUAAUCCCCAUCCCACAAUCCCUCAGUGUCUGUAAAGCCUAGGCAAGACGGGUGUGGAGUUUACGACUGUACUGUACACACUGCCUGCAGCAUGGCAUUCCAACCAGCAGCGGAGGAAUCUUUAGUAUUUAAAGAUGAAUAGAUAGAUGGAUAGGUAAAUAAAUGGGUAUGUAGACCCUAGAUAGAUUGAUAGACAGAUGGAUGGAUAGACAGAUGGGACUCGCAAACAAACCACAUUGCACAUCACUGUUUAAUUUCGUCAACAAUAACUAUGACGACAAAUAUUUGUCAACAACCUAUUUUCCCUGACGAAAACUGAUGACUAUAACGAGACCAGAUACCAUGAAAAAAAAUGAUAACUGUAACAAAUGAGUUUUCAUUUUAGUUGACGGAAAUGUGACGAGACGAGAAUUCCACGUGUGACUAACAUGCUGAAUAGAUCGGGCGUGCGCCCUCGCGCGCAUGUUGAUUUUGUCCAUCCACACCUGACGCAAUCAGGACACUCAGGUUGAAAUAUCUGGAGUGUGGACCUUAGUUCAUCUGUCAAUCACCCACGUGGGUAUAUACUCCUAAAAACCAAUGAGGAGAUGGGAGAGGUGGGACUUGUAGCGUGUCAAGUGUCAAAAAUAGAACCAAGUUCUAUUUUAGCGCCUGGCUAUGCAGAUGCGCACGAGAAGUUUGGAUGAAAUGAUUGAAUAACAUGUAUGUGUACAUUAAUUUAGCAACGCACGCAUCGCGAGCGGUGUGGUCAGCAUGUAAUGGACACUCAAUUUGACAUCAAAUCUCCUUUUCAUCUGUUUUGUCCAAUCAUAAGCAUGCAUGGUUUUGCAUAAUAUUAAUGCUAUUUGCUGAAAUUAGGAGCAGUAAUAUUGCUGGCAUCGUUGGAAUGCUCAGAUUCUACCAUUUUAAGGGAAUCACUGUUAUUAACCCCCAUCCUAAGGUUAUGAUGGGAAGAAAAGAGCUGUAUGCCUAAAUUGUUUAACCUGUAGCCAAGACUUUGUAGCUUAGGCUACAUUUUACAUUUUAGUCAUUUAGCAGAUGCUCUUAUCCAGAGCGACUUACAGUUAGUAAAUGCAUACAUGUUUUAUUUUUUUAAUAGUUUUUUAUUGUUUUUAUACUACAGUGCAUUUGGAAAGUAUUCAGACCCCUUGACUUUUUCCACAUUUUGUUUUGCUACAGACUUAUUCUAAAAACUCAUCAAUCUACACACAGUAACCCAUAGUGAAAAAGCAAAAACAGGUUUUUAGAUUUUUGUUCAAUUUUAUAAAAAAUAAAAAACUGAAAUAUAACAUUUACAUAAGUAUUCAGACCCUUUACUCAGUACUUUGUUGAAGCAUCUUUGGCAGCGAUUAUAGCCUUUAGUCUUAUUGGGUAUGAAGCUACAAGUUUGGCACACCUGUAUUUGGGGAGUUUCUCCCAUUCUUCUGUGCAGAUCCUCUCAAGCUCUGUCAGGUUGGAUGGGAGCGUCGCUGCACAGCUAUUUUCAGGUCUCUCCAGAGAUGUUCGAUCGUGUUCAAGUCCGGUCUCGGGCUGGGCCACUCAAGGACAUUCAGAGACUUGUCCUGAAGCCACUCCUGCUUUGUCUUGGCUGUGUGCUUAGGGUCAUUAUCCUGUUGGAAGGUGAACCUUCACCCCCAGUCUGAGGUCCUGAGCGCUCUGGAGCAGGUUUUCAUCAAGGAUCUCUCUACUUUGCGCCGUUCAUCUUUCCCUUGAUCCUGACUAGUCUCCCAGUCCCUGCAGCUGAAAAACAUCCCCACAGCAUGAUGCUGCCACCACCAUGCUUCAUUGUAGGGAUGGUGCCAGGUUUCCUCCAGACGUGACACUUGGCAGUCAGGCCAAAGAGUUCAAUCUUGCUUUCAUCAGACCAGAGAAUCUUGCUGCAGAGUGCUGCAGAGAUGGUUGUCCUUCUGGAAGGUUCUCCCAUCUCCACAGAGGAACUGUGGAGCUCUGUCAGUGUGACCAUUGGGUUCUUGGUCACCUCCCUGACCAAUGCCCUUCUCUCAGUUUGGUCAGGCGGCCAGCUCUAGGAAGAGUCUUGGUGGUUCCAAACUUCUUCCAUUUAAGAAUGAUGGAGGCCACUGUUUUCUUGGAGACAUUCAAUGCUGCAUACAUUUUUUUAGUACCCUUCCACAGAUUUGUGCGUCGACACAAUCCUGUCUCGGAGCUCUACGGACAAUUACUUGGACCUCAUGGCUUGGUUUUUGCUCUGACAUGCUCUGUCAACUGUGGGACCUAAUAUAGACAGGUGUGUGCCUUUCCAAAUUGUGUCCAAUCAAGGAUGAUCAAUGGAAACAGGAUGCACCUGAGCUCAAUUUCGAGUCUCAUAGCAAAGGGUCUGAAUACUUAUGUAAAUAAGGUAUUUCUGUUUUGUUUUUUUAAAUAUAAAGUAGCAAAUAUUUAUAAAAACCAGUUUUUGCUUUGUCAUUAUGGGGUAUUGUGUGUAGAUUGGUGAAAUGUUUUAUCCAUUCUAGAAUAAGGCUGUAAUGUCACAAAAUGUGGAAAAAGGGAAUGGGUCUGAAUACUUUCCAAAUGCACUGUAUAUGGUAAAUCAUGGCUGGCAUUGGUUACAAUCUGCCACAAUAGCAAUGCGCCAGCUAUAUGAGGGGAUAGUAGCCCUAGUUGGACAUGGCUAUCUUAAUGUGCACGAUGGAACUUAAAGGUCAAUCUGAAUUAUGUCAUGGGGGAAAAAAUGGAGUGACUAAUAUGUGACUAAAAUGACCGUGAGUUUUAGUCGACUGAUAACUAAAACUAAGAAGGAUGAAAUGACUAAAAUGGGACUAAGACCAAAAGGUAUUUUAGUCAUAAAGACUAAGACUGAAACUAAAUCUAAAAUACCUGACAAAUUGAAAUUGUUACAAAUCCACUGUUAGAACACAAUACAUUGUUGGGCCCUGGAUUGUGAUGUCAGUCUGGUUAAAUACUGUAGCUACACACAGUUGUUUGAGUAUGCCCAUUGCCCAAUAGGUUAUUGCUGUGUUUGUUUGUUAUUUUCAGUCUAGGAAUAGAUUUUGUAAGCAUCUGUACCUGUUAAGUUAUUUUUCCAAAGGGGAAUAGGUUCUACAAUUUUUUUUUUGCCCUGGAACAUGCAGACACAUCAGGGUCCUUCACUACAUAUUCGUCGCCAAACCCACUGGCUCCAGGCCAUCUAUAAAUCACUGCUAGGCAAAUCCCCGCCUUAUCUUAGCUCAUUGGUCACCAUAGCAACACCCACCCGUAGUCUGCGCUCCAGCGGGUAUAUCUCACUGGUCAUCCCCAAAGCCAACACCUCCUUUGGCCGCAAUUCCUUCCAGUUCUCUGCUGCCAAUGACUGGAACAAAUUGCAAAAAUCUCUGAAGCUGGAGACACUUAUCUCCCUCACUAACUUUAAGCAUCAGUUGUCAGAGCACCUUACCGAUCACUGCACCUGUACACAGCCCAUCUGAAAUUAGCCCGCCCAACUACCUCAUCCCUAUAUUGUUAUUUAUUUUGCUCAUUUGUACCCCAGUAUCUCUAUUUGCACAUCAUCUCUUGCACAUCAUUCCAGUGUUAAUACUAAAUUGUAAUUAUUUUGCACUAUAGCCUAUUUUAUUGCCUUACCUCCAUAACUUGCUAAAUUUGCACACACUGUAUAUAUAUGUAUUUCUGUUUCUGUAUUUUUGACUUUGUUUUGUUUUACCCCAUAUGUAACUCUGUGUUGUUGUUUUUUAUCGCACUGCUUUGCUUUAUCUUGGCCAGGUCGCAGUUGUAAAUGAGAACUUGUUCUCAACUGGUUUACCUGGUUAAAUAAAGGUGAAAUAAAUAAAAUAAAAAAUAAAUAAAAAGUAUUGCAGACUCCAGCAAAAAGUUUUGCAAUGGAAAACUAUUGGUCAAGCUCCGGUAGUAAAAUAAGUAGCUUUACACGAGCCGGAAUGGCUCAUAGGAGCAGGAGUCAAUCUCCUGUGUCUGUAGUGUGAGGCAGCUGACGUACAAGUACACCUUCUGGACAGGAUGCUAGUCUGUUGCACGUCCUUGCCCCUAAUCCACCUCUUUAAUGCUGAGUGUCAAGCAAGAGACUCAUCAGUCCCAUUUUUAGUCUUUGGUAUGACUCGGUCGGGGAUCGAACUCCCAACCUUCCAGUCUCAGGCGGACACUCAAACCACAAAACCACAGAGUUGGUACAUUUAUGUAGUACCUUCCCGUAAAAAAAAUUGUUGGCAUUUGUUGGCAAAUUUGUUCGCAUUUAGCGUGACCAAUUAGUGAAAUAUUUUGAUAAUAUGGACAAAAUUCACCUGUUAGGGUAUUAUACACUGAGUGUACAAAGCAUUAGCAACACCUGCUCUUUACAUGACGUAGACUGGCCAGGUGAAUCCAGGUCAAAGCUAUCAUCCUUUAUUGAUGUCACUUGUUAAAUCCACUUCAAUCAGUGUAGUUGAAGGGGAGGAGACAGGUAAAAAAAAAUCUUUUUAAGCCUUGAGACAUGCAUUGUGUGUGUUCCAUUCAGAGGGUGAAUGGGCAAGACAAUAUUUAAGUGCCUUUUGAACGGGGUAUGGUAGUAGGUGCCAGGUGCACCCGUUUGAGUGUGUCAAGAAUUGCAACGCAGCUAGGUUUUUCACGCUCAACAGUUUCCAGUGUAUAUGAAGAAUGGUCCACCACCCAAAGGACAUCCAGUCAACUUGACAUAACUGUGGGAAGCAUUGGAGUCAACAUGGGCCAGAAUCCCUGUGGAAUGCUUUCGACACCUUGCCCCGACGAAUUGAGGAUGUUCUGAGGGCAAAAGGGGGUGCAAAACAAUAUUAUGGAGGUGUUCCUAAUGUUUUUAACACUCAGUGUACAUGCGUAGUGUCUUUUAGACACAUUCAUACGUUUCAAAUUUUGCACACAAAAGUAGGGUUGCAAAAUUCCCGGAAGCUUUCCCAAAGUUCCCAUGUUUUUCCAGAGAUCCUGUUUGGAGGAUUCCUGGAAUCAGGUGGGAAUAGCAAACAGCACUGAACAUACCGGUAGUCCUGUUUGCCCCCAUGACAUCAGUCUCGUCAUGUUAUAGUGAGUAAGAGCGAGUAAGCGCGGGAUCUAUGAAUGACCGAUUGUGUGCGAGGGAAAUUGUGCAAAAGAAAGACUGCUCGAGUGAGAGGAAGAGUACGGGAAAUUUAGUGACAGGAGGCGGGUCAAAGAUGUGGUUUUUAGUGAUUUUUCAAGAAUUCCCCGUUCAGACUGACCUGUAUGAAAUUGACCUUUUCUAAGAGUAUUUUACUGUUUUCCAAUUCUCUGUUGAUCCACAUCUGUGUGUGUCUGUGUGUGAGAAUUGAGGUUAUAGGUCUAUGUGUAUGUGUGUGUGUGUUUGUAUGCGUACCUGUAUGUGCACGAAAGUAGGGAAUAUGUCAUAGCUGACCCCUCGAUGCCAUUGUUUCCCACACAGACGGCAUGUUUCCGCGAGGAGAGGAACGUUCUAGUGAACGGAGACUGCCAGUGGAUCACCACCCUCCACUACGCCUUCCAGGAUGACAACUUCCUGGUAACAGCUUUACACACACACACAUUAUGUUCUUCUAUCCUUUUGGGGACCUAAAGUUAAUUUUCAUUCAAAAUCCUAUUUUCCCUAACCCCAAACCCUUAACCUAACUCCUAAACCUAACCACUAACCCCUUACCCUAUCCCUAAUUGUAACCCUAACCCUAAGCUUAAAAUAGCAUUUGUCCUCAUGGGGACGUGGGAAAUGUCCCUAUGAGGGAUAAUUUUCCUUGUUUUACUAUCCUUGUGGGGACAUUUGGGGAUUGUAGGUCCCCACAAGGAUAGAAGAACCAACCCACACACGCACACACACACUUGUGUAUACUCUGUCUGGGUGUGUAGUAUCUGUGCGUGUGUAUACCUCAUUAUAACCCAUACCCGUCUCUCCUCUGCAGUACCUGGUGAUGGACUACUAUGUGGGAGGAGACCUCUUGACCCUGCUCAGUAAGUUUGAGGACCGUCUCCCAGAGGACAUGUCCAAGUUCUAUGUGGCCGAGAUGGUGCUGGCCAUCCACUCUAUACACCAACAACACUACGUCCACAGGUAAGAGGGAUGUGUGUGUUUGUCAGUGUAUCUGUGACCGAUAUAUAGAAUAAGCAGAUCUCGCUCUGUGAGUGUGUGAAGAGAGGUGUGUGUGUGAAUGUGAAUCUGUGACAGGUAUAGAGUAGGCAGAGCUAUCUCUAUGAGAGAGCUCUGCCUAUGAGAGAUCCCCUAACCCAAUCUGAAUGGGAUGGAUAGGUGUAAUUGCCAACUAUGCGGCGAAAGUUGGCUUUCCAAUUGGGCUAAGUGGAGCCUCCUGCAAAUUGCAUUUCCCCCUAUGGCAUCCUUUCAGAUUUGGGAACACCCGAGGGGUGGAGGAGCCAGCAGAAGGGGCUAGGGGCCAAAAUGGAACGGGCCGUAUUAGACUGUGAUGUACUGUAGCGAGAUAGAGGGGGAAACUGAGGGAGAGGGACAAGAUUAAUCAACAGAGGGAGGGAGGGAGAGAGAUUGAGGGUGGGAUAGAAGGGGAACGAAGAGAGAGGGAGAUGAUGUGUGAGAGAGAGAGGGAGCAACCGAACGACAGAAUGGAGGAGUUGGGGGAAGCAUACUUUCUCGCUGUGACGCACACUCUGACACACUUGCUGACUCUAAAACACACACACACACACACACACACACACACACACACUAGAGCUGGGACUAUAAACCGAAAAUGAUUGUCACCGACUAUACAGACUAGUUAUCGCAGGCAUUUUGCUGAUAUCGUUCAUUAUGAUGAGUAGCCUACACUAGAGAAAUGUGAAGUUUAAAAUGAAAUACAUUCACUAAUAUGGGUGAUUGUUAACCCUUGACAUUCGUACCCGUAUACGGAUUGACAAUGGCAGAUUUGAGCACUAAUAAGUGCUUAAAUUGGAACGUAGUGGCUGUACAGUAACUGUCAGAGCUCUGGUGUUGACUGACAGACGUUCUGAAUUUGAGCACCGCGUGUGACAGGAAGUUGCCCCCAUCCCUCCCGGUAAUUGGGCAACUUUUGCAACUUUUUUGUUGUCUGAGUGAGGGAAAUGCACAAAUUAAGGUGACUCAAUGUAAUAAAUACCGCUUUGAUGUCAUAAAAGCAAGCCAAACACCCGUGAGUCCAAAUGUGCAGAUUUCCAAAUCAUAAAACGCAUGCCAUAUACAGUGUAAACGUUUAUGAUCACUGUUUGAUGUACAGUUACAAGAUUACCUGGCGUCAUAACCUGGGUUGUUCUGAACAGAAUUAUUGUGAAAAGAUUUGCCGCGGCACACGCACCUGAAUGCACUCAUGACUCCUUUCUAUGCGCACCAAAAUUACGAUCUGUUUCUCUGAAUUGCCUUGUGAAAGCCUAACACUGUAAGAUUGUAUUUUAUAACUUAGCUAGUCAUGUUGGCAAUAGAAUAAGCUUUCAAAUCAUGGCUACCUGAACCAGAUUUAUAAUGGAGCGGUUUUGGAUUGCGUAAACAACAACAGUAAUUGUGUGAUGGCGGGGAUGCAGGGUUGUGUUCCAAACGAAACGACUACAAGUGUGCUUGCUCUAGUUCCUCAACAGCACAGCAAAGAGAGCUCAAAAAGUACCUUAUAGUUGAAGACUUUUCUUUGAGUCAUAAAAGUGCAUUGAAAUUGCUUAGGAACGUUGCACACUUUGGAGAAGUGUGUGGCCACUUGGAGACACCAGUUAGUCCCCUCACUCAAGCCCUUGUAAUUGUUUUGGUCUUAUGUUGCACCUGUCCCACAUUUUCCAGCAAUAGUCUUAUCAUGUUACUGAAUGUAUCCAGAGUGUUUUCAGAUUUCGUUAUCAACGAAUGCGGCGAAAAGUACAGUAAAAUGUCACAAAAUCAACAGUGGUAAUGUUUGGAUUCAGUCUUGUCAGGUGUAAAGGGUUAAUGGGACAAUUGAUGGCUACAACCAUCAAACUAGUAGUAGUAGUUUAAAGGAUAAAUGAAAACUGUGGUGCACAUUAGUCUGAAAUUAGAGGAGCCAUGGUAGAUUGCUUUAGUGAACUGAUUGACAAACACACCUUACACUGUUUGUUUGGUCUCUACUCUAAUGGUUGUGUGUAGAUGCUUCGGUUUGUGCGAGAGAGAGAGAAUAUGAGACGGCAGGUAGCUUAGUGGGUAAGAGCGUUGUGCCAGUAACCGAAAGGUCGCUGGUUCUAAUCCCCGAGCCGACUAGGUGAAAAAUCUGUCGAUGUGCCCCUGAGCAAGGCACUUAACCCUAAUUGCUCCUGUAAGUCGCUCUGGAUAAGAGCGUCUGCUAAAUGACUAAAAUGUAAAAUGUAAUGUAAAAUAUGAGUGUAUCUGUAAAGAGAAAUGUAUGUGCUUGGCCUGUUAGUUUGUGUUGGGCUGGUUGUGUUUGUGUUUAGGUGUUUACGCCGUGCCCGUUGUGCCCACUGUGCCCAGCAUGGUGCCAAGAUUAGUACAACAGAGGGCACAGUUUGUGUGGCCUGCAUCCAGCCAGGGAGCGUGAGUAGAGGGGGAACGGGAGAGAGAGAGAUGGGAAGAGAGGGACGGUGGAUGAACAAUGCCAAGCUGUUCAGCUCCGAGAGCCACCCGGGAGAGAAAUGUUGAGGGGAGGGUGUGUGUAUUGAACCAUACAUUUUAUCUGAUGCACUUUAAGGUGCUCUUUAAGACAAUGUCACAAUGAUAUACAGGACUAUAUAUUGGUGGAGAGGAGACAUACUCACGGCCAAUCAAUUAUCCCUGUAUUGAAAGGUUGGUUUUACGCAGUUCCGUUAUCCUAACCAUUUUUCCCUGUCUGUCUCUCUCUCUUUCUCCUUCUCUCUCUCCUUCCCUCUCGCGCUCUCUCUCUCUCCUUCCCUCUCGCUCUCUCCUAUCGCCUCUCACUCUCUAUUUCGCUCUCUCUCUCGAUCUCCGAUCUCUCUCCUUACCCUCUCGCUCUCUCUCUCUCCUUCCCUCUCGCUCCUCUAUCAUCUCCUUCCCUCUCCAGCUCUAUCUCUCCUCCCUCUCGCUUCUCUCUCUAUCCUCUCCCUCUGCUUCUCCGAGAGAACGAGAACAAAAUGCAUUAUAUCUACUCCUUCCUCAUUUCUCUCUCUCUCUCUUCUUCUCGCUUCUCUCUCUCUCUCCUUUCCUCUAUCUCUCUCUCCUCUCUUCUUUCCCUCUCGCUCUCUCUCUCUCUCCUUCCUCGCGCUCUCUCCUUCCUCUUCGCUCUCGCCUCUCGCCUGUCUCUCUCCUUCAGCUCUUCUAUCUCUACUCCUCUCUUCGCUCUUCUCUCUUCCUCUCUCCCUCUCGCUUCUCUCUCUCCUCUCUCUCGAACUCUCGCUCUCUCUCUCCUCGAUCUCGCUCUCGACUCAUCUCUACUUAUCGCAUCAUCUCUCUCUCACUCUCGUCAUCUUCUCUUUCUCUCGCUCUUCAUCCCUCUCUUACUCCUCUAUUUCACUCUCCUUUCUCUUCUCAUCUCUCUCCUUCUCGCUAUUCCUAUUCGCUCUCUCUCUUACCUCUCUCUCUCUCUCUCUCUCUCUCUCUCUCUCCUUCCAUCUCUCUCUCUCUUUCUCUCUCUCUCUCUAUCUCCUUCCUUCCUCCAGAGAUAUCAAGCCAGACAAUGUGCUGCUAGACAUGAACGGCCACAUCCGGCUGGCCGACUUUGGCUCCUGCCUGAAGAUGAUGCAGGAUGGCACGGUCAGUCAGUCAGACAGACAGACAAACACACACAGGUUUAGCCAAUAAGUAAAAUUGUUUAAAGUUAGAAUCUGCCUUCGGGGGAAACCGCUCCACUGGCCGCCCCACCACCGUUGUUUUUGUUGCCGAGCUGAGGAGCUACGUGCAGCAUGGUAAAAAUGGUAAAAAGAUCACACUGAACAGCCCUGGCACUGCAAACUGGUUCCGGAGGGAGAUAGCCACCGCUAGGAAACGAUACAGAUCAUCAGCUUCUCAGCGUGCUCACGCUCUUCGUGGGACUGGUUUUUGAAAAACUUGGCAAAGUUGUGCAGGGCCUGGUCAUCACGAUCAAAGUAGUACGUCAUGGACAGGUAGACAUUGGAAGCGUACAGCUCCAGGUUGAGAGAGGUUGGAAGCGUACAGCACGCACACACACACACGCACACACACACACACACACACACACACACACACACACACACACACACACACACACACAGAGUUGAGAGAGGUUGGAAGCAGCACAAGGUCACCUACAGUGCAGUGCUCCUGGAGCAAUGUAAAGCUCUCUAGGCACAUAGGACUUGAAGCCUCUCUUUCUCUACAGGUGUACCAGUCCCUUAGCUCCAAUAGACAGGAAAUCACUAUGCUUCUACUACUGUAUGUGUGUGUGUCACGUGUACACGUGUGACAAUGACAUAACCCCACAGGCUAUGCCACAUCUUCAAAACAUAUCACAAGCGUAGAAUGCAGGAGAAUGUACAGAAGUUCAGGCUUCUUUCUAGCUGACUGACACUGCGUUCUAAAUGACACCCUUUUCCCUAUAUAGUACACUACUUUUGACUAGAGCCUUUUUUUGUUUACAAGAAAGUCACGUCGAGUGAUGCAUGCGCAUCCCGGCACCAAAAAGCUCUGUAGCAUGAUAGCUAACAUUUAAAGUCGGGACCUUGACAAACUUAAGUGAGUGGGUGAUUACCAUGAAAACAAGCUUGACUGCUUCUGGCUUUAUCUAGCUCUAUUUGUGAUAUUUUACCUUGCCUCUCUAACUUGCUAGGUAAUCAAUCCUCUGACAUCUGCGAUGUUGAAGUUGCAUGUGAUUGUAUCCACUGCUAGGUAAACAAAGAGGUUUCUGAUGAUGAACUGCACUCACUACUUUUCAUGACGGGCUGGUAAAUGGGUCUAUAGGGGAUAGGGUGCUAUUUGGUACGCAGACUGAGUGGUCAUUGGUCAAUAAGAGGCUCUCCUACACUUUAGUCAGGUCAAUGAAGAAGUCAAUGAGGAGUGACUUACAGUAAAUACAUAAACCAUAGAAAUGGAAUGACUAGAGAUUACAAUAGAUUCUAAUUCUAUACAUACAACAAAGACCUGAACAAUGGUAUAGAGAACUAGUACCAGAAGAAGAAGCCACAUUCAAAUGCAACUGCCUUGCGGAACUGUGCAACAGCAGCGGCGCUCUGGGUGAAGUUUUCCCUAGGAACAGAUCUAGGAUCAGCUUCCCUUCCCCCAAUCUUAACCUUAACCAUUUGUGUGGGGAAAUGCAAAACUGAUGCAAGAUCAGCGUCUUUAGACCGGGUCUUUAGACCUGGGUCUCAUAGGGGGCUAGUGAUGAUAAAAUGAUUUCAUUCACUUAUUGGCCUUUUCAUAGAACCUGAUAUAUGCUCAAUUUAGGUUUAGCCAAUAAGUAAACAUUUGAUUUUUAAUCAGCAUUGUUUAAAGUUAGAAUCUGCCUUAGGGGUAAACGGCGCCACUGGCUGCACCACCAACAUUGUUAUCGUUGCCGAGCUGAGGAGCGUCACGCAGCAUGGUUAAAAUAUCCUCCAAGAUUGCGCAAUCCUCUCCCCAAGCUUCCUCUGACUUUUCAGUUUCCUACAUUUCCCACAAAGCCUCUCAGCAUUCUGCUCUCUGAGCCACUGGGCAGCACCAUGCAAUGCACCCUGGACUGAAGAGGCAGAAAAAUAGGAGAAAUGUGAUGGACCCUCUGUUAAAUUACAAAUUUCUCAAGGUAGGAAUAUCGCAAAAAUAUGAUCAAUGGCUCAAUCAAGAGAAGACAAUCUCCCGCUUUUGACAUCGGCCAGUGUUGAAAUCUGACAUGUACGAUAGAGGUUUUUGCGAUCUAAAAGUAAUCUUCCUAUUAACUUCUGGCGUAGUGAGAGCAGCUUUAUCACAAUGCUACGUCAUGCCAGCUGUAUUUCUGCCUGCGUGAACGGCAAGAGCUCAUGAUACACAUGAAAUGACCCGGAGAAUCGAUAGAACAUCGCUCAGAGAUGGCCAAAAAAUAUAUAUCAUUCAAAAUGGGUGAAUCUUUCCUUGAAGGUCCAACUAUAUGCCUCUAGUCUCUAAACAUUUUACACAAAGACAGUCCAGGCCAAAUGACAAUUAAUCUUGAUUAAAAAUCUAAAUAGCUCAGGAGUAGGCUUAAUCUGUCUUGGAAUCCAGCUCUUAAUUUUUCAAUAAGACUUGUCUCCCUCUUAAAAACCUAGCUACAAGUCCCCCACCCAGUCCUUAUUGUACUACUGUAAAUAAAUAGUAAAUUACGUGAAAUACCCGACUGCCCUCAGAGUUCACCGGGUGUAAAAUGGAAUGACGGAUGCAUCCCAAAUGGCACCCUGUUCCCUACAUAGUCCACUACUUUUCUACCUUUGGCAAGGACCCAUAGGGCUCUGGUCAAAAGUAGUGCACUAUAUAGGGAAUAGGGUGCCAUUUGGGACACAGAAGGGGCACAUAGGUCCUAAUGUUUUUUAUGACAUGGCAUAAGGGAAUUAAUAGAGGGGUCACACGGUGGGCUAAUGAUGUUAGCUGAGCGCUAACAGGCCGAGGUUUUAUUGAACAACUUUUCAGCCCCCAGUCGUUUUUUGCUCUUAUGCUAAAUCUAAUGUCUUUAUCACUCAGAUUUUCAUCGCUCAGCGACUCUACCACAAUAGCCCUUUCUAUUACUCAGCUGUUUGUGAAAAACGAAAGGAACCUGAGGUUCAAGAUGAUUUGUCCGAUAUAAGGUGGUGCAGUGUUUAGUGAAAAUCGUACUAAUAUUUAAAUGUUCGAACUUGAUGAGGUGCUUGAAGGCCAUAGUGGGGUUUUUAAAUGGAAUUUGAACCCUCAUAUCAGAGCAAACUCAAACUGUGUUUUUAAUGGUUGAAUAGGGUCUCAUUAUACACACACACACAAACCCCUCUGAUGUCGUCACAGCAGGACCUCUUUACAAGUACAACGUUAAAUCGUGCUUCUCUGACAACACUUCACUUCCACCCCCUCAUUUUUAGUUCCCAACCUCACUCUCCCCCCUCAAUCCUCUCUUAUUCCAGGUCCAGUCGUCUGUGGCUGUUGGCACUCCGGACUACAUUUCCCCUGAGAUCCUGCAGGCCAUGGAGGACGGCAUGGGGAAGUAUGGCCCAGAGUGCGACUGGUGGUCCCUGGGGGUCUGUAUGUACGAAAUGCUCUAUGGGGAGACGCCCUUCUAUGCCGAGUCAUUGGUGGAGACCUACGGCAAGAUCAUGAACCACGAGGUAAACCUGAGGAAACUGGCAGAUAUUUUUUUGAAAAGUGUAGGUUGUAGCGGCAACCUGGUGAGGUGAGCGGAAAGCGGGGCUUGAAAGUCUGUGUUUUCACACAUUUGUGUCCAUUCCUGAAAACAAGGAAAGGAAACAAGGAUAGGAUGCCAUGCAAGAGAAUUGGGACAGAGCCACUGGUCACAGGUAUGGGUUGGGAAAUCUGGUCCUAGGUCUGUGUUUAGGGACAAGCAUACCUCUGAGGCAGGACAAAGUGAGGGGGCCCUAGUGACUAGCUUGCAACUAUCUAGAGAAUUUAGCUUGCGUGUGUGUCAUCAGCAUCCAAACUGCCUUAGUGACACAGCUAGCAACUCACAUAUGCUUUUCCCGCCUCUGUUUCUAAAAAAGAACAGAAUGCUGCUCUCCUAUUGGCCAGCAAAAAGUGCUACGUAUUCCAAACAUUUGAAUAAUGAAUGUUUUUGAAUGAUUUAUUGAUUGUUUACUUCCAAAUGUACAGUAUUUCACCGUUAAUUAAACGGUACACUGAAUUAUGAAUGGGUUGAAAUAGUCUGUCAUGGUUUAUAGAUUGUUUAUAGAAUACUGCCUUCAGAAAGUAUUCACACCCCUGGACUUUUUCCACGUUUUGUUGUUAGAGCCUGAAUUGAAAAUUUAAUUGAGAUUUUUGGGUCACUGGCCUAAACACAAUACCCCAUAUAUAUAUAUAUAUAUAUAUAUAUAUAUAUAUAUAUAUAUAUAUAUAUAUAUAUAUAUAUAUAUAUAUAUAUAUAUAUAUAUAUAUAUUUUUACAAAUUAAUUACAAAUGAAAAGCUGAAAUGUCUUGAGUCAAUAAGUAUUCAAACCGUUUAUUAUGGCAAGCCUAAAUAAAUUCAGGAGUAAAAAUGUGCUUAACAAGUCACAUAAUAAGUUGCAAGAACUCACUCUGUGUGCAAUAAUAGUGUUUAACAUGAUUGUUGAAUGACUACCCCAUCUCUUUACCCCACACAUACAAUUAUCUGUAAGGUCCCUCAGUCGAGCAGUGAUUUUCAAACACAUAUUCAACCACAAAGACCAGGGAGGUUUUCCAAUGCCUCGAAAGAAGGGCACCUAUUGGUAGAUGGGUAAAAAAAAUAAAAAUAAGACCUUGAAUAUCCCUUUGAGCAUGGUGUAGUUAUUAAUUACACUUUAUAUGGUGUAUCAAUACACCCAGUCACUACAAAGAUAUAGGCGUCCUUCCUAACUCAGUUGCCGGAGAGGAAGGAAACCACUCAGGGAUUUCACCAUGAGGCCAAUGGGGACUUUACAACAGUUAGAGUUUAAUGGCUGUGAUAGAUGAAAACUGAGGAUGGAUCAACAGCAUUAUAGUUACUCCACAAUACUAACCUAAUUGACAGAGGGAAAAGAAGGAAGCCUGUACAGAAUAGAAAUGUUCCAAAACAUGCAUCCUGUUUGCAACAAGGCAAUUGUAUAAAUAUUCCAUAAUAAAUAAUACAUUGCAGGCCAGACGUUUUGAUUGCUAUACCCUAUUAGAAAGAGCAGAUUUCAAGGUUUCUAAUUAACCUAUUUUUGCCAAACAACUGUACAAAUCGCGCGGAUGGUCUCUGUUUCAAAAUACAAAUUUUUCCUAGAAUAACCUUGUCUCCAUGCUUUCCUCAUGUGAGUAGGCUACAGGUGAUAAUCAGCAAUAGCCAUUUGGGAUAUUCCAUUAUAUUCUUACUGUAAAAUAUCUGUGACUGUGGUAGGGUCUGUGAUGUCUGCUAAACAAAGUAGAUAUCAUUGGCAUCGUGCAGCCAUAGCCUUGGCUACUAAGCACAGAUAAAUACAACUCAAAACAUGCUAUUCUUUUCUUUUUAAUUAAAUUGCCUUGUAUCAUGUUUUUUUGUGACCUUCCUAAACAAACUAUUAAUGCUUUAUUUGUGAGUGUGUAUAUUAACACUAGAAAGGCAGAGAACAUCUGAAUGAGACUCAAAACUAAUUUUAAAUGUUUAAUUGCUAUGACAUUUUUAAAGUAAUGUCCCGGUCGUCCUUGACUUUUCCUAAAUAAGUCUAUAUAACACACUGUCGUUGUUAGAAUCUUAAUAUCACUAACAGAACUGGCGUUAUAACCAGUUUUAGGAGGGCAUGUAAUAUUCUUUAUGGUUUUCCCCGACCUGCUCCGCUCCUUUUUCAAUAGUUGAAUGUGCCAUGCCCAGUUGAUAAUCACCCCGAUAAUUGCCUCGAAACUGAACCUAAACUAUACCGAAACUAAUUUCACACAUAUAACAACAGAUUAAAUAAAUGAAGUAUAGUAUGAUGGGGGAGAAAAAAGGAGAAUGGGUGAGUUGAUGAGGGAGGGGAAGCAAACAAUGCAUAAUUAUGUAAUCACCAAUUGUGAAUGAAGAACAGGAUGGGCCAUUCUAUUCAUCUAUUUUAAUUAUAAUCUCAAAGGUCUACCCUAUAUCAGUCCACCGAAUCCAAGUAGUCUUAUUAGUCUACUCUAGGCCUACUUGGAGAAGGCUACACAUUGAGAGCAUGCAUAAUUUACAAUGGCAAGACCAAGAUGAAUGGAUGCACAUGCUGCACUAGCGUUGCUAGAAUAUCUGAACGAAAACGACUCACAUGGCUGGGAAGAAAUGGAUCAUGACAUCUCUGAUCAUGAUUAUUCUGGUUCAUGCUUAACGGCUUUCCAUAUCUGGGAAAAUAUCCAUAUCGGGCAGCAGGUGAGCGAGUGUCGAAUAAUGUUUCGUAUCAUAUGGCACGGCUGUACUAGGUGAAAGGAGGAACUCGCCUGUUGCUGUGUUCUACAACAUGCUUGGCCGCUAUCAACGCACACGUGUUGUUCAAGCAGUGCAUGAACUACACCCAUGACCUGGAGAAACUUCAUCAUGAGUCUGGCACACGGGCUACGUGAGAGACAUACAAGGGCCAAGGCAACAGCAAAGAUUCCACACGAGCCAUUGCGCAUGCCAAAUUUCGCACAGCUCCUGGGGAGGAGAAACUGCAAGGUGGGCAGAUGCACACGGAACGGAACCCAAGACACCUGUUUCAGUGACAAAGAUUUGUGGGGACUAUUAGGACAAGGGAUAACAGCUAAAUGAGAUCCAACUGUUGCGCGAAGAUGCACACCAUACUAUAAGCACGAGCGAGGCCACAAAUAAUGUGUCCAAUAACUGACAAUAAUAUAAAAAUGUUGACCACUGUCAAAUGACACUUACAGUGCUAUGAAAAAUUAUUUGCCCCCUCUCUAAUUUUCUCUACUUUUGCAUAUUUGUGAUACAGAAUGUUAUCAGAUCUUCAACCAAAACCUAAUAUUAGAUAAAGGGAACAUAAGUGAACAAAUAACACAACAAUUACAUAUUUAUUUCAUAAACAAAGUUCCCAAUUCCCCUGUGUGAAAAAGUAAUUGCCCCCUUACAUUCAAUUACUGGUUGUGCCACCUUUAGCUGCAAUGACUCCAACCAAAUGCUUCCUGUAGUUGUUGAUCAGUCUCUCACGUUGCUGUGGAGGAGUUUUGGCCCACUCUUCCAUGCAGAACUGCUUUAACUCAGUGACGUGUGGGUUUUCAAGCAUGAACUGCUCGUUUCAAGUCCUGCCACAACAUCUCAAUUGGGAUUAGGUCUGGACUUUGACUAGGCCAUUCCAAAACUUCCAAUUUGUUGCUUUUUAGCAAUUUUCACAUAGACUUCAUUGUGUGUUUUGGAUCAUUUUCUUGCUUCAUGACCCAGCUGCGCUUCAGCAUCAGCUCACAGACGGAUGGUCUGACAUUCUCCUGUAGAAUUCUCUGAUACAGAGCAGAAUUCAUGGUUCCUUCUAUUAAGGCAAGUCGUCCAGGUCCUGAGGCAGCAAACCAUCACACCACCACCACCAUGCUUGACUGUUGGUAUGAUGUUCUUACUGUGGAAUGCAGUGUUUGGUUUUCGCCAGGCAUAAUGGGACCCAUCUCGUCCAAAAAGUUGACUCAAGUUUGCCAAAAAGCACCUGGAUGAUCAUCAAGACUCUUGGAAUAACGUUCUAUGGACAGAUUAUUCAAAAGUAUAACUUUUUGGACGACAUGGUUCCAGUAAUGCCUGGCGAAAACCAAACACUGCGUUCCACAGUAAGAACAUCAUACCAAAGGUCAAGCAUGGUGGUGGUGGUGUGAUGGUUUGGGGAUGCUUUUUGUUUCAUAGUUGAAACAAAGGCACUCCACGAAUGAAAACAAUUUUGCACUUGAAAUACUGUCUUUUGAUGGUUUUUCGUUUUUACCUACAGUGCAUUCGGAAAGUAUUCAGACCCCUUUACUUUUUCCACAUUUUGUUACAUUACAGCCUUAUUGUAAAAUGGAUUAAAUUGUUUUUUCCCCCCCUCAUCAAUCUACACAUAGCUGUAGAUUGAUGUAAAGUGUAAAGUGGUUAUCCCACUGGCUAUAGGGUGAACGCACCAAUUUGUGAGUCGCUCUGGCUAAGAGCGUCUGCUAAAUGACGUUAAUGUGCCCUUGAGCAAGGCACUUAACCCUAAUUGCUCCUGUAAGUCGCUCUGGUUAAGAGCGUCUGCUAAAUGACUAAAAUGUAAAUGUAAAUGUACACACAAUACCCCAUAAUGACAAAGCAAAAAUAGGUUUUCAGAAUUUUUUUGCCAAUGCAUAAAAUUUUUACAACUGAAAUAUUACAUUUACAUAAGUAUUCAGACCCUUUACUCAGUACUUUGUUGAACCACCUUUGGCAGCGAUUACAGCCUCGAGUCUUCUUGGAUAUGACGCUACAAGCUUGGCAGACCUGUAUUUGAGCAGUUUCUCCCAUUCUUCUCUGCAGAUCCUCUCAAGCUCUGUCAGGUUGGAUGGGGAGCGUCGCUGCACAGCUAUUUUCAGGUCUCUCCAGAGAUGUUAGAUUGGGUUCAAUUCCGGGCUUUGGCUAGGCCACUCAAGGACAUUCAGAGACUUGUCCUGAAGCCACCCUUGUGUUGUCUUGGCUGUGUACUUAGGGUCAUUGUCCUGUUGGAAGGUGAACCUUUGAACCAGUUUGAUGUCCUGAGCGCUCUGGAGCAGGUUUUCAUCAAGGAUCUCUCUGUACUUUGCUCUGUUCAUCUUUCCCUCGAUCCUGACUAGUCUCCCAGUCCCUGCCGCUGUAAAACAUCCCCACAGCAUGAUGCUGCCACCACCAUGCUUCCCCGUAGGGAUGCUGCCAGGUCUCUUCCAGACGUGACGCUUGGCAUUCAGGCCAAAGAGUUCAAUCUUGGUUUCAUCAGACCAGAGAAUCUUGUUUCUCAUGGUCAGAGUCCUUUAGGUGACUGUUGGCAAACUCCAAGUGGGCUGUCAUGUGCCUUUUACUAAGGAAUGGCUUCCGUCUGGCCACUCUAUCAUAAAGGCCUGAUUGGUGGAGUGCUGCAGAGAUGGUUGUCCUUCUGGAAGGUUCUCCCAUCUCCACAGAGGAACUCUGGAUCUCUUUCAGAGUGACCAUUGGGUUCUUGGUCACCUCCCUGACCAAGGCCCUUCUCCCCCGAUUGCUCAGUUUGGCCGGGCGGCCAGCUCUAGGAAGAGUCUUGGUGGUUCCAAACGUAUUCCAUUUAAGAAUGAUGGAGGCCACUGUUUUUGUGGACCUUCAAUGCUGCAGAAAUGUUUUGGUACCCUUCCCCAGAUCUGUGCCUCGACACAAUCCUGUCUCUGAGCUCGACGGGCAAUUCCUUCGACCUCAUGGUUUGGUUGUUGCUCUGAUAUGCACAGUCAACUGUGGGACCUUAUAUGGACAGGUGUGUGCCUUUCCAAAUCAUGUCCAAUCAAUUGAAUUGACCACAGGUGGACUCCAAUCAAGUUGUAGAAACAUCUCAAGGAUGAUCAAUGGAAGCUGGAUGCACCUGAGCUCAAUUUCGAGUCUCAUUGCAAAGGGUCUGAAUACUUAUGUGGAUAUACAGUGGGGAAAAAAAUAUUUAGUCAGCCACCAAUUGUGCAAGUUCUCCCACUUAAAAAGAUGAGAGAGGCCUGUAAUUUUCAUCAUAGGUACACGUCAACUAUGACAGACAAAAUGAGAAAAAAAAUCCAGAAAAUCACAUUGUAGGAUUUUUAAUGAAUUUAUUAGCAAAUUAUGGUGGAAAAUAAGUAUUUGGUCAAUAACAAAAGUUUCUCAAUACUUUGUCAUAUACCCUUUGUUGGCAAUGACACAGGUCAAUCGUUUUCUGUAAGUCUUCACAAGGUUUUCACACACUGUUGCUGGUAUUUUGGCCCAUUCCUCCAUGCAGAUCUCCUCUAGAGCAGUGAUGUUUUGGGGCUGUCGCUGGGCAACACGAACUUUCAACUCCCUCCAAAGAUUUUCUAUGGGGUUGAGAUAUGGAGACUGGCUAGGCCACUCCAGGACCUUGAAAUGCUUCUUACGAAGCCACUCCUUCGUUGCCCGGGCGGUGUGUUUGGGAUCAUUGUCAUGCUGAAAGACCCAGCCACGUUUCAUCUUCAAUGCCCUUGCUGAUGGAAGGAGGUUUUCACUCAAAAUCUCACGAUACAUGGCCCCAUUCAUUCUUUCCUUUACACGGAUCAGUCGUCCUGGUCCCUUUGCAGAAAAACAGCCCCAAAGCAUGAUGUUUCCACCCCCAUGCUUCACAGUAGGUAUGGUGUUCUUUGGAUGCAACUCAGCAUUCUUUGUCCUCCAAACACGACGAGUUGAGUUUUUACCAAAAAGUUAUAUUUUGGUUUCAUCUGACCAUAUGACAUUCUCCCAAUCCUCUUCUGGAUCAUCCAAAUGCACUCUAGCAAACUUCAGACGGGCCUGGACAUGUACUGGCUUAAGCAGGGGGACACGUCUUGGACUGCAGGAUUUGAGUCCCUGGCGGCGUAGUGUGUUACUGAUGGUAGGCUUUGUUACUUUGGUCCCAGCUCUCUGCAGGUCAUUCACUAGGUCCCCCCGUGUGGUUCUGGGAUUUUUACUCACCGUUCUUGUGAUCAUUUUGACCCCACGGGGUGAGAUCUUGCGUGGAGCCCCAGAUCGAGGGAGAUUAUCAGUGGUCUUGUAUGUCUUCCAUUUCCUAAUAAUUGCUCCCACAGUUGACUUCUUCAAACCAAGCUGCUUACCUAUUGCAGAUUCAGUCUUCCCAGCCUGGUGCAGGUCUAAAAUUUUAUUUCUGGUGUCCUUUGACAGCUCUUUGGUCUUGGCCAUACUGGAGUUUGGAGUGUGACUGUUUGAGGUUGUGGACAUGUGUCUUUUAUACUGAUAACAAGUUCAAACAGGUACCAUUAAUACAGGUAACGAGUGUAGGACAGAGGAGCCUCUUAAAGAAGAAGUUACAGGUCUGUGAGAGCCAGAAAUCUUGCUUGUUUGUAGGUGACCAAAUACUUAUUUUCCACCAUAAUUUGCAAAUAAAUUCAUUAAAAAUCCUACAAUGUGAUUUUCUGAUUUUUUUUUUCUCAAUUUGUCUGUCAUAGUUGACUUGUACCUAUGAUGAAAAUUACAGGCCUCUCUCAUCUUUUUAAGUGGGAGAACUUGCACAAUUGGUGGCUGACUAAAUACUUUUUUUCCCCACUGUAUUGUUGUUUUUCCUGUUUUUCUAUCAAUUUGCAAGAUUUUCUGAACCUGUUUUCGCUUCAUCAUUAUGGGGUAUUGUGUGUAAACAUUUUCUAGUUAAAUUGAUUUAUUAGGCUGGUGGCUAUUGGUACUCCUCGAGGCCCUGCUAUUCUACUGUUAAAUAUGCAUGUCAUUUUGACCUUCAUGGUGCUUUGAGAAUCAAAGUUUUUGUCUUCUGUGAUAUUUGUCUACAAGUACUGCUAGAGUGUAAAAUACACAUAUUUAGGAAAUGUCAGGGACAGGUGGGUUCAAGGUUUUUAUAGAAAUUAAGUUAUAGAAAUAAAAAACGGUCAGAUUGACCGUUUUAGCAGUUCUAGUAUUAAGGAUGGACGUAAUGGAGCUAAGCACAGGCAAAAUCCUAGAGGAAAACCUGUUUCAGUCUGCUUUCCACCAGACACUGGGAGAUUAAUUCACCCUUCAGCAGGACAAAAACCUAAAACACAAGGCCAAAUCUACACUGGCAGAUGGACAAUUGUUGUCUAGCAAUGAUCAACAACCAAUUUGACAGAGCUUGAAGAAUUUUGAAAAGAAUAAUGGGCAAAUGUUGCACAAUCCAAGUGGAAAGCUCUUAGAGACGUACCCAGAAAGACUCACAGCUUUAAUCGCUGCCAAAGUUGCUUCUACAAAGUAUUGACUCGGGUGUGAAUAUUUAUGUAAAUUAGAUAUUUCUGUAUUUCAUUCUCAAUAAAUUAGCAAACUAUUCUUAAAACAGGUUUUCACUUUUUCAUUAUGGGGUAUUGUGUGGAGGUGGCUGUUUUUAGUUUUUUUAAUCCAUUCAGGCUGUAACACAACAAAAUGUGGAAUAAGUGAAUUCUUUCUGAAGGCACUGUAUAUCACUGUAAUUCUGUUGAUUGGUUGCCCUUCAGUGUUGCCUGUUCCAAAGGUUUGUGAUUAUUUAUAGUGUAGGUACUGGUGUGUUUUAUUAAGAAGUUGGCCACUUACACGGUCUGUUUAUUUCCUGAAGGCUAUCCAGGUUAAGUGCUCCUCUCGAAGGCCCAGUUCCUGAAACACUUGCCUACUUUCUUGCUGCUAUUUUCAUCAAAGUCUCUGUCACAUCUCAAAUGGAGCUUGUUAUGUAUCAUCUAACACUGUCUCUCUCCUCCUGUCUCUGAUUCUUGUUCUCCCUCUCUCUUUCACCGUUUCCCUCGUUCUCUGCCCCUUUUCUCUUUUUUGCUCUCUACCACAUUGCACCGCUCUCUCUCUACCCCUUUUUCUCUCUUUAUCUUUUCCUGCUGUCUUUCUGACUUUCUCUCUGUGGGUCUCACUGUUGUCCUCCCUCUACUUCCUUUGCUGUUCCUGUGCCUCUUUUGGUCAGGCUCCCUAAUCUUACCCCCCCUUUCUCUGAACUCUCCUUCAUCACGCCCCUUCCCCCUCUCUCUUUCAUCCCCCUCCUGCUUCUUUUGCAGAUGUUUAUAUGUGAGGGCUGAAAUUUUGAUGUUUUUGAUGUGUUUUUCUAAUGAAUGAUAUUGACCCAAUAAAAGAGAUUUAAAGGUCAAAUUCUGAUUCCCUCUUCCUCUCCUUCCUCUCCUUCCUCUCUCACCCACUCUCUCACAGGAGCGUUUCCAGUUCCCCUCAAACAUCAGCGACGUGUCGGAGGAUGCCAAGGACCUGAUCUCGCGCCUCAUCUGUGGCCGCGAGCACCGCCUGGGCCAGAACGGCAUCGGUGACUUCAAGGACCACCCCUUCUUUGCUGGCAUCGACUGGGAUCACAUCCGCUCCACCGAGGCGCCCUACAUCCCCGACGUCAGCUCCCCAUCUGACACCUCCAACUUCGACGUGGAUGAAGAUAUUCUUAAAAACCCGGUGGGUGGACUUGGGGAAAUUAGCUAUCUAGCUAAAGAUAACAGGAAACUAGCUAACUAGCAAAUGCUAACUAGACUCAAGCUAGCUAGUUAACACUAACUGGAAACAAGCUAGCUCGUUAACACUAACUGGAAAGGAGCUAGCUAGUUAAUGCUAACUGGAAACCAGCUAGCCAGCCAAGCUAAAGUUAACUCUAUUUCAGCAACUGGCCCACGAAAACGAAAGUAUAAAUUAAUGUCACUGAUUGGCCAGCGAAAGACGCUCAGUUAAAGUCCCAGGUCCCUGAUUAAGAAUGAAAACCAGAAGUGUUUUUGUCAUCCACGACCUCAGUUGUUUAAUUGGCUCUUCCCUUGGUCAGUUUGGCUGUUCGACUCUAACCGAUCUCUCUUUCUCUUUCUUUCUCUCUCCUACCCAACAGGACAUUGCCCCUCCAGUUACGCACACCGGCUUCACUGGCCAGCACCUGCCCUUCGUGGGCUUCACCUACACCACGGACAGCUGCUUCUCGGACAGCGGCAGCGUCAACAGAGCCGGCCUGUUCGAUGGGGGUUUCCAGGAGGGGGGAGGAGGAAAGGGGGGUCCCAGGGACCAGGAGGUGGAGCUGGAGGUGGAGGCUUUCGAGAGGAGGAUCCGCCGGCUGGAGCAGGAGAAGCUGGAGCUGAGUCGCAAGCUGCAGGGUGAGAGGGCGGGAGUGGGCAAAAAGAAACACACAGACUGCAUGCGCACACAUACACACACACACCAGUGAGGCCAGGAGAAACACUCACACAGCAUGCACACACAAACACCCUUGAUACACACCCUAAGUGACCCACAGUUUAAAUGUGGACAUGACUUCUAACCCUUGACCUGUGUUUGUUGCUGCCUCUGACCCCCUCCAGAGUCCACUCAGGCUGUGCAGUCUCUCCACGGGCCGGGCCGCGGGGCUGGCACCCUGGGCCGAGACAAGGAGAUGAAGAAGCUCAACGAGGAGAUCGAGAGGCUCAAGAAGAAACUUGAAGGUCAGUCUCUCUCAAUGCAAUCCAACAUAGUCGUCAGACAACCCAACACUGUCUAAGCAUUUAAAUCAGGCCUGGGUGGAACCCAAAGGUCAAAUACCUGAAAGUGUUUGAGGUGCGCUCAGUUUACUUUUGGGGCUAUUCCAGCGCAGCACAAGUACCUCUCACCUAAACUCUUUAGAGAGCUUUAGAGAUGAAGAACCAUAUCUCCAUUUUGAGUUAUUUUGAAAAGCUGAUGUAGUUGCAUUUGUAUAAACAUAUUCAAAAUAAUUUGGAGUUAGAAUGUUACACAUCACCUGAAAGGACACAGCCGCUACUAUCUACUAUCUAUUUUUUUAUUUUACUUUUAUUUAACUAGGCAAGUCAGUUAAGAACAAAUUCUUAUUUACAAUGACGGCCUACACCGGCCAAACCCGGACGACGCUGGGCCAAUUGUGCGCUGCCCUAUGGGACUCCCAAUCACGUACGGUUGUGAUACAGCCUGGAAUCGAACCAGGGGGUCUGUAGUGACGCCUCAAGCACUGAGAUGCAGUGCCUUAGACCGCUGCGCCACUCGGGAUGUUAGUCAGCAGAUAAUGACAUUUGAAACAUCACUAAUCUGAAAAUAUAUAAGGCACAUCUAUCAUCUAUGGUUCUUCGUCUGUAGGGCUCAGUUCUUGUCACCUUUCGCAUAAACAAAGUAUUAUGUUUAAAACAAAAUAAAUCAAAGUUUUCUCCCCAAAUCCCAGUCUGAAGCCACUACUAUUGUGACCUUUUGGGAAACAUUGACCCUAACCUAUCACCAGCUCACUAACCAAGAAGUCCCUCCCCUUUUCGCCUUCUUUCAGACUCUGAUAGGCUGGAGCACCAGCUGGAGGAGGCGGUGACACUGCGCCAGGACUAUGAGAGCUCCUCCUCCAAGCUGAAAACCCUGGACAAGCAGGUCAAAGCCCUGAGACAGGAGAAGGAGGAGAUCCACAAGGUAACAUCACUCUUCUCUCCCCCCUGACCUUCAAACUCACCCCCCUCCUCCAGGGUCAUAUUCAGUAGUGCACACCAUAGCAAAAUGUUUUGCUAAGGAAAAUAAAAUCUAGUGUUUGUUAUUGGACAAGUUCAGGCAGCCAUUUCUCAUUUCGGACCGUUUUCUUCCGUUUGGUGUCAAGUGAAUACGACCUAGGGGUGUAUUCAGUGAGGUGAAUGCAAUAAAUAGAGCUGACAUGAUUCACUGGGCACACUGUAGCUCUCCAGGACCAAUGUUGUUCACCGUUGCCUAUUCAUUGCAUAGUGCAUAGAGGACAUUUCACUCAGUGUGAAGUCCCAUUGUAUCUGAUGUGCAAGAUGCUGAUGCUGAAACACAAACGCACACACCUCUCCAACCUGAUACACACACACACACAGUGCCUAACCUAAUAUCCUCAGGUCAUUAGAUCACCACAGUGUGUAAACACUGGGAGCUUUUUAGUCCGAUUAAUUCCGUCAAUGUCAUGGGUUAGCGGGAGUCCGGAUUCUCGACACACACCAAAUUGUUGUCUAAUUCCAUUCGCUAAACUAUUUAACCCCAUCCUCUUCUCUUACACUGGGGAUGUGUUUGUCUACUCUACUUUACAUUGUCUAGUUUACAUAACUAACCUUUGCUUGCUCAUAGGCGGUUACAUUCACAUGAAGCACACCAGAUGAUGUCAUCAGUGUCUCUGGAUGAUGUCAUCAGAAAUAUCCUAUCUUCUAUCUUUUGAACUACAAAACAUAGGACUUGUUUGACAUUGCAGGUGACUGCCGACUGACUGAUCUACAAAUCACCUUGCAUCAUUAACUACUCAUUAUUAUUUGUAGAUCAUUCAGUCACCAUUUAUUUACCAACAAUGCAUAAAGGAUUUGAUUUUCCUUGAAUAUGGACAUAAAAACCCGCCAUUUUCACAUGUUGGGGUGGAGCUGGAGAUUAUGAAUGUAAUGUUGAAAAAGGGUGGAAUUUUUCUUAAAAUAAUUUGUUCGGUACUAAUUGUCUGUAUGUUUAUAGUGUCAGUCAAGCUUAUAAUUGGUAGUUCACUGAUUCUUUUUUCUUUCUCACGAUUCCCCUCCUCUCCCUCUCAUUUAAUCUACACACCUGUCAUUCUGUCUGGCUCUUUCCCUCUCCCCAUCUCUCGUGCCUCUCCUCUGCUCUUUCUCUCAUUUAUUUUGCUGCCCUCUCCCUCCCACCCUUCCUUUUUCUCUCUUGACUCUUUCUUUCUCUCCACCCCCCCCCUCUCACCUACCCACUCACCCUUUCUCUCCCUUCCCUCUCCCUUCCCUCUCUUCCCCCUUCCCCCUCUACAACCUACCUCCCCCACAUCUCUCUCACCUUCCUGCCUUCCUUCCUUCCUCCUCUCUCUCUCCCUCACUUAUCCACUCUCCCCACCUCUUUCUCACCCCCCCGCCUCCCCUCUCCAUCUCCACCAACAGCAACUGGUGGAGUCCCUGGAGCGCCUCAAGUCCCAGACCAAGGAGCUGAAGGAGGCCCAUAGCCAGCGGAAGCUGGCCCUGCAGGAGUUCUCUGAGCUGAGUGAGCGCAUGGCAGAGCUGCGCUCCACCAAGCAGCGCCUCUCGCGCCAGCUCCGCGACAAGGAGGAGGAGAUGGACGCUGCUGUGCAGAAGGUGGAUGCAAUGCGCCAGGACAUCCGCAAGACCGAGAAGGCUCGCAAGGAGGUGAGAUGUAAAAGUUGACUAGCGCGUAGCUCACUAAUGCUAACACUUAAAGUGCUAGCAUUUAGCUUGCUAACACUUAGCUUAACUUGGUUAUAGUUAGCUUUAUAACACUUAGCUCGCUAACAGUUGGUUUGCUAACAUUUAGCUUGCUAGUACUUAGAUUGCUAACGUUUAGCUUGUUCGCCCUUAGCUUUCUAACAUUUAGCUUGCUAAUGCUUAGCUUGCUAAUGCUUAGCUUGCAAACAUUUAGCUUGCUAACUCUUAGCUUGGUAACAUCAAAGUUGGUGGAUAAAUUAAGAUAGUUCACUCAGGCCUUUUACCAUUGAAAAAAAUAGUCACGGUUCCUGUCUGUGUAAGUGGGCGUGCCCUCUCUCUUGUGAGCAUGCUUUCCCGUGUAAGCUCACGGUUCCUUCAUAAUCUCUGGCAUGCUUACGCGAGAGAAGGAACAGCUGCUUCUGGUCUACCUACUGUCCCCACCUUGCUCGCCCGACCAGAAGAAAUUUGCCAGUGAGAUGUCUCCUUUCUCUACAGUCUCUGGGGGUCGGGGGCAAUAAGCAGACCAGAGCGGCCCUGCCCCGACCUGAAAAAAUGAGGGAGUGGAAUGUUUCGCUUUCUCUACUGUCUCUGGUAACAUUUGUCUUGCUAAGUCUUAGCUUACUAACAUUAAGUUUGCUAACACUUAGCAUGCUAACAAUUGUGGAUAAAGUUAGCACACCACAGGCCACAUGGGCUGUCAAAGCUGGAGGCGGAGUGGCAAUGUGUAAGCAACGUUAAGCUAAUUAGCAACGUUUAGCUUUCUGUGGUGAGGGCAUAAUUGAGUGCAUUGCUUGUGGGUUAUAUGUGUAUUAUUAACUGUGUGUGUGUGCCUAUGUGAGUGUGUCUAUGUACAAGAAUCCCAGACUCUCAACCUCAACACACACAUAUACAGGGGGUACCGGUACCCCCUGUAUAUAGCCUCCCUACUGUUAUUUUAUUUUACUGCUGCUCUUUAAUAAUGUUUAUUUCUUAUUUUUUACUUAACACUUAUUUUUCUUAAAACUGCAUUGUUGGUUAAGGGCUUAUAAGUAAGCAUUUCACUGUAAGGUCUACACCUGUUGUAUUCGGCGCAUGUGGCAAAUCAAAUUUGAAUCGAUUUGAGUUUUGGUGCUACAGCUCCUCCUGCCAUUCAGAAAGCACAAACCAACUUCUCUCCAGCUGUAUCUUUUAUCAUCAGCUUGUUAUCUACUUGUUUAUUUCUCCAUCUGAAUGUCAGUAUUCCCUUAAGGGCAUCGUCUUUCUAGUGCUGUCUGCAUUGGCGACAGAGGAAUGCGCUACUUGGUGUGUCCUACAGCUUCCCUUAAGGGCUCUAUGCAAACGGAACGAUGGAGCUCCGUUUGCGCCGCUCUCUACGUAGUUCUACGUACUUUUGUGCGGCUGAAUAUUUGGAACGGACCUUGUACAGUGGGGAAAAAAAGUAUUUAGUCAGCCACCAAUUGUGCAAGUUCUCCCACUUAAAAAGAUGAGAGAGGCCUGUAAUUUUCAUCAUAGGUACACGUCAACUAUGACAGACAAAAUGAGAGAAAAAAAUUCUAGAAAAUCACAUUGUAGGAUUUUUUAUGAAUUUAUUUGCAAAUGAUGAUGGAAAAUAAGUAUUUGGUCAAUAACAAAAGUUUCUCAAUACUUUGUUAUAUACCCUUUGUUGGCAAUGACACAGGUCAAACGUUUUCUGUAAGUCUUCACAAGGUUUUCACACACUGUUGCUGGUAUUUUGGCCCAUUCCUCCAUGCAGAUCUCCUCUAGAGCAGUGAUGUUUUGGGGCUGUCGCUGGGCAACACGGACUUUUAACUCCCUCUAAAGAUUUUCUAUGGGGUUGAGAUCUGGAGACUGGCUAGGCCACUCCAGGACCUUGAAAUGCUUCUUAUGAAGCCACUCCUUCGUUGCCCGGGCGGUGUGUUUGGGAUCAUUGUCAUGCUGAAAGACCCAGCCACGUUUCAUCUUCAAUGCCCUUGCUGAUGGAAGGAGGUUUUCACUCAAAAUCUCACGAUACAUGGUCCCAUUCAUUCUUUCCUUUACACGGAUCAGUCGUCCUGGUCCAUUUGCAGAAAAACAGCCCAAAGCAUGAUGUUUCCACCCCCAUGCUUCACAGUAGGUAUGGUGUUCUUUGGAUGCAACUCAGCAUUCUUUGUCCUCCAAACACGACGAGUUGAGUUUUUACCAAAAAGUUCUAUUUUGGUUUCAAAUGACAUUCUCCCAAUCCUCUUCUGGAUCAUCCAAAUGCACUCUAGCAAACUUCAGACGGGCCUAGACAUGUACUGGCUUAAGCAGGGGGACACGUCUGGCACUGCAGGAUUUUAGUCCCUGGUGGCGUAGUGUGUUACUGAUGGUAGGCUUUGUUACUUUGGUCCCAGCUCUCUGCAGGUCAUUCACUAGGUCCCCCUGUGUGGUUUGGUAUUUUUGCUCACCGUUCUUGUGAUCAUUUUGACCCCACAGGGUGAGAUCUUGCGUGGAGCCCCAGAUCGAUGGAGAUUAUCAGUGGUCUUGUAUGUCUUCCAUUUCCUAAUAAUUGCUCCCACAGUUGAUUUCUUCAAACCAAGCUGCUUACCUAUUGCAGAUUCAGUCUUCCCAGCCUGGUGCAGGUCUACAAUUUUGUUUCUGGUGUCCUUUGACAGCUCUUUGGUCUUGGCCAUAGUGGAGUUUGGAGUGUGACUGUUUGAGGUUGUGGACAGGUGUCUUUUAUACUGAUAACAAGUUCAAACAGGUGCCAUUAAUACAGGUAACGAGUGGAGGACAGAGGAGCCUCUUAAAGAAGAAGUUACAGGUCUGUGAGAGCCAGAAAUCUUGCUUGUUUGUAGGUGACCAAAUACUUAUUUUCCACCAUAAUUUGCAAAUAAAUUCAUAAAAAAUAUUACAAUGUGAUUUUCUGGAUUUUUUUCCUCAAUUUCUCUGUCAUAGUUGACGUGUACCUAUGAUGAAAAUUACAGGCCUCUCUCAUCUUUUUAAGUGGGAGAACUUGCACAAUUGGUGGCUGACUAAAUACUUUUUUCCCCCACUGUACGAUGCUCAGUUUGCAUAGAGUGUGUAGAGCCCUUUAGGGGUUAGGAAACAUAAUACAUACACUGCCAAAACAAGCCAGGGCUGCAUCUCAAUAGUCCUAAAAUAGCUUCCUCCACCUGCACUGACAUUGAAGAUCUAGGCAGGUGAAAGCGAAUUCCUAGUAGGCUUCCUCGAUAUUGCUUUCGCCUUGCCCAUGUUUUUAGAUCAGUGCAGAUGGAGAGGAGACAAGGAAUGGCACUUUAGAUUAUUUAGAUGCACCCUCAGGCCUUCCCUAGAGAUAAGCGCUAACAGGGUCCAGAUGGAUUUUGGUGACCCCAGCUAAACUGCAUGGGGCCAGGGACGGGGUCAAUGGUGGCAGGGUGAUAGGCCAAUUUCUCAUCUCCUCACCAUCCCCCCCAAUACUGUUUAUUCAUAUACACAUUACUGGGAUGCAUAAUGCCAAUACACACAUUUACUCAAUACAUGCCCAUGAAUGUUUGUGUGUGGUUCAGAGUGAGAAAUUGUAUAUGUGUGCAUAAAUAUUUCCUGGUAGAAGGAUAUAAAACUCUGUGUGUGGAUGGUGAUGUUAAACCUCUGCUUUGUCUCCAUGUGUUUGUGUGUUAGUUGGAGGCCCAGUUGGAGGAUGCCAAGGCGGAAGUGUCUAAGCAGCAUAAGCUGCGCGAGCACAGCGAGGUCUACUCCAAACAGCUGGAGAUGGAGCUGGAGACCCUGAAGGUCAGAGAUCACACACUCCUUUUCUCUCUUUUCACUGAUCUUCCUGUACCCUUUCUCGUUCUCUCCACUCUCCUGUCCCUACCCCUACUAGCACCUCUCCCCUUCUCCUUUUUCACUGCUCUGCCUCUCCCUGCUAUGCUUCCCUCCCUUUUCCCCACUUUCCCCUAUCCUCAUACUCUCUCCACUAUCCUCGUACUCUCUCCCCUACUCUAUACUUUUCCUUCUCCCAUCCCACUUCUCCCCUCUCCUCCCUUCCCCCCCCAUGCUAGCUGAGGGGUCUUCCCUCUGGCAUGGCUAUAUAUAACAGUGUGUUUGUUGUUGUCUGUUGCUGUUGUCAAUGGGUCUAGACCAGUCCUUCUCAAAUAGUGGGGCGCGCCCCCCUGGGGGGGCUCGGAGCGAUGCCGGGGGGGCGCGUGUGACCCCGGGGAACAUGCUUAUUUUUGCCGCAGGGAGUAGUGUUUUUUUGCACCGAACAAGAGCACACAGCACAGAGCAGGAGAAAUGAAGUGCAGAUAACAAACCUUUAAGAGACACCAUGGAAACAUAUCUAACAGGGAUGAAAAGAAAGGCGGAGAGAGACGGAGAUAAUGAGACAAACGUAAGUCUCCCGAAAGCUAAGACGAGGAAAUAUGACGAAGCGUAUGUAGCGCUUGGCUUCACUGUGACUACGGUGGGAGACGAGGAAAGACCGUUAUGUUUACUGUGUCUAAAAAUGUUGGCAGCGGACAGCAUGAAGCCAAAUAAAUUAAGGCGUUACUUAAAGACAUUACACCCCAAUCACGCUGAUAAGCCGCUUGAGUUUUUUCAGCGAAAACGUGCCGAAUAUUGCCAACAAUCGUCCCGCUUUGUGAAUGCUACUUCAGUAAACCAGAGAGCACUGUUAGCAUCAUAUAAGGUGGCGUACCAAAUUGCUCAGUGCAACAAAAAAACACACCAUAGCAGAGGAGCUGAUACUGCCUGCAGCAUUAGACAGGUCUCUGUCAUGCUGGAUGACGCAAGUGCUGCAAAAAUAAAAACUAUCCCUCUGUCCAAUGACACUGUCGCCAGACGUAUAAAUGACAUUGCUAACGAUCUUAAAGAACAGCUGGUAGAUAAACUCAAAGAGAAACGUUUUGCCUUACAGUUCGAUGAAGCAACUGACAGCAACAAAGACUGUUUGUUUAUCGCUUAUGUACGUUUUGACAUGACAAACUCCCUGUGUGAGGAUCUACUUUUUUGUAAAUAUGUCAGAGACAGAGCCACAGCUGAAGAGCUAUUCAAAAUGAUGGACUGCAUUCUGACUGAGAAUGGGCUAAAGUGGGAGAACUGCAUUGGUGUUUGCAGUGAUGAUGCACAGACCAUGGCAGGGAUGAGAAAAGGACUUUGGGCACUCAUCAAGAAGGCCUCACCUAAUGCUGAGUGGACACACUGUGUUAUACACAGAGAAGCACUGGCAUCAAGGCACCUUUCCUCUGAAUUAAGUGAGGUUAUGACUGACAUUGUAGGUGUAGUCAAUUUUAUAAAGACCAGACCACUAAAAACAAGAGUCUUCUCUGCUAUCUGUGAGGAGAUGGGAGCUGACUAUCAAGCUGUGCUGUUUCACAGUGAAGCAAGGUGGCUGUCACGAGGAAAAGUCUUGUCCCGAGUUUUUGAGCUCAGAGAGCAGAUAAGAAUGUUUUCGGAGCAGGAGCACAAGUAUGACCUCGCAGAAAAAUGUAGUGAUGAGAACUUCCUGGCAAAACUGGCCUACCUGAGUGACAUAUUUGGAAAGCUAAAUGAACUAAAUCUACAGCUUCAAGGGAAAGAUAAACACCUCCCUCAGGUCACAGACAAGAUCAGCUCUUUCACUCGAAAGCUUGCAAUGUGGGGCAGGCGACUUGAUGAAGGAAAUACUGAUUCAUUCGAGAACCUGCAUGAAUUUGUUGACACUACUGACUAUGAUGCCACCUCAGUGAUUCCAUAUAUUAAGGAGCAUAUUUCAUCACUGAUGGGAUUCUUUAAAAAGUACUUCCCUGAAAACAGUUCCCAAUAUGACUGGGUGAGAGAUCAAUUCAAUGCACCAGCUCCAACUGGUUUCAGCUCUGCAGAGGAGGACCAGUUCAUUGAUAUGACAUCUGACUCCACAUUGAGACUGAGGUUCACAUCACAGACACUGAGUGAAUUCUGGCUGAGUGUAGAGAGGCAUUAUCCACUCUUAGGGCAGAGGGCCAUGGGCAUUCUUCUUCCUUUUGCAACAUCUUAUAUUUGUGAGACUGGCUUCUCUGCUGUUGCUGCACUGAAGACCAAGUACAGGUCCCAGCUAAACAUUGAGCAGGAGCUGAGAGUUGCAGUAUCAUGCUUCAAACCCCACUUCGAAAAGCUGUGCACUGCAAAACGUGCUCAUUGUAGCCAUUAAUCCUGACUUCCUAUUUUUAUAAAAAAAAAUCAGCACAUUGUUUUAUUCAUUUUUGUUUUAUAGGUCAAAGUGGGGGGGGGGCGGCAAACAUGUAUUCACUUUGUCGUCAUGGGGUAAUGUGUGUAGAUUAAGGACAUUUUAUUUAUUUAGUCAAUUUUAGAAUAAGGCUGUAAUGUAACAAAAUGUGGAAAAGGGGAAGGGGUCUGAAUACUUUCAGAAUGCACUGUAUAUAGUAUAUGUGGUAUAUUGCUCAAUUUCAUUUUUUUUUUAAACCUGUGUCUUUUAACCAAAAUAUCAGAUGAGACAAAUGUUCAGCUGCCCCUUUAUGUGUGGGAGUUUACAGUGGUAACGUGCCACUUGAGUCCUGUCAAGUGUGUCUGUGUGUGAGAUUUUGAAUCUGACUACUGACUGGUAGUAGACUCAUCUCUUCGCUAGCAGUUAAAGCAAACUCCAAUGAACAUUGAAAAACAUCAGAGCUUGUGAAAAAUAAAUACAAAUAUCUUCUAAUCAAAUCUCGUUUGAUUUGUCACAUACACGUGUUUAGCAGAUGUUAUUGUGGGUGUAGCGGAAUGCUUGUGUGCACACAGUGUGCACAGCUCCCCAGCCAGGCAGUGUUGUUGCGCGAGGUGGGAUAUAGGAUUUAUAUUUCUUUGUGCGAUUAGCAGCUAUGAAACAAAACAGCUGAAAAUCUUUGAAAAUCGAUUGUAGAGCCCUGCAAAUUGACCACCUGCCAACGUGGCUGGUGAAAUAGACAUUCUUAACCUCCAAUACCAAAAUCUACCUGCGUUUGGUGGGUGGCGGUUCAAUUUUUUAUGCCCUGGCUCUGUUUACAUUCCUAAUUACACCUCCUCACCUUCCGUUCUUCACCACCCUCCCCUCUCCCUUCGGUCCCCCCAACUCCCCUCUCCCCUGUGACGUACUCCUCUUAAAGGUCCAGUGCAAUAAAACAUGUGUUUUUCCUAUGUUUUAUAUGUAUUUCCACACUGUGAUUGGAAGAAUACUGUGAAAUUGUGAAAAUGAUAUGAUAAUGCCCUUUUAGUUUAAGUGCUGUUUGAAAAGUGGAUGGCGUUUUGGCCUGCCUGGUGUCAUCACCAGGCAUUUCAUUAGUUAAUAGACUAAUAAGAAAGAGAGUUCCAAACCUCUGCCAAUAACAGUUCGUUUUCGGUUUUCACCUCCCUACUCAGACCACUCCCAGACAUUUCUCUCUCACUUUCUCUCUUUCACGUUUUUUGUUUAUUUGCUAUUUCUGAUUUUAAAAACCAUGCUCAUUACAUCUCUCAUGAUCGAAAACACAAUGCAAACACAAUAGAAACAAAACUCUCUCGCUUCCUCCCCCCAGGUGAAGCAGCUGGGCUGCGCGCGCGGCAGCGGAAGCAGCAGCCCAGAGUUGCUUCAGGAGCUGUCCAAGGUGAAGUCGGAGCUGGACAAGAAGGUGCUGUUCUACGAAGAGGAGCUGGUGCGCCGCGAGGCCUCCCACACCAGCGAGCUCAAGGGCCUCCGGAAGGAGCUCCACGACUCGGAGGGUCAGCAGUUCUCCCUUCACAAACAGCUGCUCGUGCUCAAGGACAAGCUGGAGAAAGCCAAGAAAGAGAGGUGGGUUUAGGAUAGGGUAGGUUUAGCUAGUACAGGUUUUAAUAGGAUAGGCUUUGUCAAGAGUGAGAGGUGGGCUAGGCUAGCAUCCACUAUAUGGCUGAAGUAAAAAUGGAAUAGCUUCCUUUUAAUGGAAUACUUGAGGUAUGAUGUCAGGUAUGAGUACAUUUUCAGAUUAGGGGGUGCGUACCUUCUGACAAUUGUCCAAACACUUAUGUUUCUACAUUAAAGUGGCAAUCUGUGAUUGCUACAUACAUUCUUGGACUUCUAAAUUAGUUAUAUACACCCAUUUGAUUCUUGGAGAAUAUAAUGUAUAAAUGCCUUAUGAGCUCAGUUCAACUGUCGUACCCCAUCAGAACCCAAAAUAUAAACUUGUUUUACUCCAUUGUUUGUAAACAACGUAAUUGUAAACAAACACUAUGAAUUUGAGAGUGGCUAAAUUUCUCCUGCCCCAUCCCAAAACGGUUUACCCAAGAGGUGACUGCUUUGUUAUUUGUUUGACCUGUAGACUUGUGUACUUGAGAUCUCAUUCUGUGCGUGUGUGUGCAGGCAAACCGAGAUGGACGAGGCAGUGGGCGCUCUGAAGGACAAGUACGAGCGUGAGCGCAGCAUGCUGACCGAGGACAACUGCAAACUGACCGCAGAGACCGACCGGGUAAGGACCACACAUAGGUACAGAGGUACACAUUGUGGGAAAGAGGUGUUGUGAAUGGACAAUUACCCUGACACUCUGUCUCUCUCUCUCUCUCGCUAACUCUCUCUUCUUCUCCCCCCUCUCUCUACCUCUUUCCCCCUCUCUCCAUUCCUGUCACUCUCUUUCGCUCUCUCCGCCCUCUCCAUCUCCCGCUUUCUCUCCCCCCUCCCUAUCUCCCGCUUUCUCUCCCCCCUCCCUAUCUCCCGCUCUCUCUCUCACCCCUCCCUAUCUCCCGCUCUCUCUCUCACCCCCUUUCUCUCUCACCCCCUCUGUCUCUCUCUCAGAUGUGUACGUUUGUGGACAAGCUGACCGAUCAGAACCGUCAGCUGGAGGACGAGCUGCAGGACCUGGCCUCUAAAAAGGAGAGUGUGGCUCACUGGGAGGCCCAAAUAGCUGAGAUCAUCCAGUGGUGAGUGGACAGGCAGCUAUACAGGGCCGUGAACUUGUCCAAUAGGAUAGCAAAUGUUCCUUUUCUGUUUUAAAAUGCUUUGCCAUGGUGUGCCCUAAUGAAUAUAAGACUUAGUAAACCCUGUGUAAGGCCUGUAUAGAUGCUUCAGAAACCUUUCCUAAGCUGCUGAUGUGUCUGUUUGACCCCAUAGGGUGAGUGAUGAGAAGGACGCCCGCGGCUACCUGCAGGCCUUGGCCUCCAAGAUGACAGAGGAGCUGGAGUCACUCCGCAGCUCCAGCCUGGGCUCCAGACCCCUGGUACGAUAGAUACCAGAGAGAAACUUAGACAAGCUGUGUAGUGUGUAGGCUACACUCCAUCUACUCAUUUUACCCUGUCAUUACUGCUGUGCUGCAGUAUCUGCUCACACUAGUAAAAAGUUGAGCGUCCAGUAAGUAAAAACCUACAGUUUUUCCGAUGCCCCAUUGUAGCUUCCCAGUGAAAGUUUGGCCGGAAUGACUCAUAGGAGCAGGAGGAGCCUAUCUCCUGUUUCUGGAGCGUGAGGCAGCUUAAUGUACAAGUACACCCCCUGGACAGAACGGUAAUCUAUCGCAGGGCCUUCCUUACCCCCAAUCUAUCUCCUUAAUGCUGAGUGCCAAGCAGAGACAAAUCGGGUCCUAUUUUUAUAGUCUUUGGUAUCGAACUCCCAACCUUCCAAUCUCAGGGUGAACAUUCUAAACACAAGGCCACUGAGUUGGCCCCAUAGGGCUCUGGUCAAAAGUCGUGCACUAUGUAUGGAAUAUGGUGCUUAUGGAGUAAGUUUGACUUACUGUAGUAGAUGGCCCAAAGGGCUCUGGUCAAAAGUACAGAACUAUGUAGGGAAUAGGGUGCCAUUUGGGAUGCAAGCAUUGACUUACUGUAGUAGAUGGCUCAAGCAAUCAAAAAAGAAGGUAAAUGGUAAAAAAGCAUUGAACUCCUCAAUGGUAGAGAAACCAUUUGGUUUUAAAACAUUUGAUUUAGAAUCUGGAAAAAAUCACCAUACAUUGUCCCUGGCCCUUAGUCAGACAACUAUCCCUUUAGCCCACUUCUUUAUUACAUACUGAUCAUUGGACCAUAAAACCGUCCCCUCUCCUCUCUUUCGCAAACUUGUGUUGGUGUACUCUGCUGAAGUGUUGAAGUGUGUGUGGAGUGCGUUGUGUGGAGUACGUUGCGUUGAGUGCUCUACUGUUUUAACCUGCCGCCCCCAGCAAGGCUCAGGAGUGGCCUCUCCUCCCCUGAAGCCCUUUCCCUCGGCUGGGGAGGAAAUGCUGGUGAGUGCGUCUGUCAAUCAAACCCAGCCUCCAAUCACUGCGGAUGUGACGCUCCACCAUAGGCGGGGCAGAGGGCUGCUCUCAUGCCGAUAGGGUCACUUGUCUGUCACUCAUAUGGCCCAGUUUCUUCCGAUUUGGUGAUUUGAUUUUUGUGUGAAUAAUGACCUGGAAUAGCCAGCGUAAUCUGAAUUCUGACAUGAUAUUUCAGGCACGUUUGAAGGGGGGUUGACGUUCCCAGCUAGGAGUAUUUAAAAAGACUGCCACUACUUUCAAGCAUUCGGAGACCUAGAAAGCCACAUUUGAAUUCAGAGUGAAAUUUAUCUGAGGAGUUUGAGGGGGCCAUAUCUGUUUCAGACGAGACUGAUACUGUAAGAUGCUUCUCAUUGCUUCUAAGAACCCAGAAACACAUUUUAGUAGAGGGUGUAAGUAGAAGUUGCCCCUAACAUCUGAUAUAGGGUCACAUAUUCUUCCAUCACCCUAAUGGGUAAAUUUAGGAUUGGGGGUAGGGGUUAAUCUGGUCCUGUUUGUGUAGCAGCAUAAAUAUGGGACAAUAUACAGUGCCUUCAGAAAUUAUUCAUACUCCUUGACUUUUUCCAAAUUUUGUUGUGUUACAGCCUGAAUUUAAAAUGGAUUAAAUUGAGAUGUUUGUCACUGGCCUACACACAAUACCCCAUAAUGUCAAAGUGGAAUUAUGUUUUUUUUUUUUUUUACAAAUUAUACUGAACAAAAAUAUAAACGCGACAAUUUCAAAGAUUUUACUGAGUUACAGUUCAUAUAAGGAAACCAGUCAAUUGAAAUAAAUAAAUUAGGCCCUAAUCUAUGGAUUUCACAUGACUGGGAAUACAGAUAUGCAUCUGUUGGUCACAGAUACCUUCAAUAAAUAAAUUGUGCUGUACAAAAUGUACACACAGUUUAAUGUCCUGGACUGUGCUCCAUAUUGACGUUUGUAGUGUGUGAGUCAUUGCGGUCAGUGGUUCACAUACAGUAUACAGCACUGUAUGGAUCCUGAAGGUAAUAUUGAGAUUAGCAUCCAUUCCAGACAUAUUGCCCCCAUCUCUCCCCCCUGUAACAUGAGGCUGGCUAGCUAUUUCAAUCAGAGACAGGCUGGGUUAGAGGAUGUGAUGCCUCAUCAUUUCCUGUCCCAUCGGGCCGUGAUGUCACGCGAUCCGCCAGCAUCCAAGGAAUGUCAUCUCCGCUUCCUGAAAAGUCAAUUUGACAUCGGCAGCAGCUGAAUGGCGCUCCCUCAUUCACUCAAUAAAAGACGUCCAUCAUGUAUGGUGGGGGGGGGUGGAAGUUAUGAAAUCUCAAAUAUGAUUUUUGCACCUGCUGAAUUGUGUUUGAGUUGGGCUGAUAUGGUUGUGUUUGAGGUUUAUUAUUGAACAGCUGUUUUCAUUGAGGGCAUUUUUUUAUAAUAUGAUGGAUUCUUACGUCUUACACACUCUAUUGAAUUACAUAUGGACUAUUACAUCACAGCUUGAUUAUAGACAGGAAUCCAGUGAUUCCUGGAAGACCAGUCACCAGACUUUCCAUGGUAGAGAAUAAUGUGAAUACAGGAGCAGAUUCUGCACAAAGAGAAAGUGACCUUAUUGGCCAGAUGCUGAGUCACUCAUCUCUGACAGGAAUCAGUUGAGUGACUUAGUUAACCCAUUUUGGCCCAUCAGGGAAUCCAAACCACAUUCCUGGUGUUGCCAGCGCUGUACUCUUAACCGCACUCCCUACUCAGAGCAAGUAAAAUCGACCACACCCAAUAAUUGACCACUGAUUAAUGUAAUCACAUGAAUCCCUGCUCCCCACCCUGAAUUACAAUACAUGAAUCAUGCUCUCGUCCCCAGGACCCCCUGUGGAAGGUGCGUCGCAGCCAGAAGCUGGACAUGUCGGCCCGUCUGGAGCUGCAGUCGGCCCUGGAUGCCGAGAUUCGGGCCAAGCAACUAGUCCAGGAGGAGCUCCGCAAGUUCAAGGCCGCCAACAUCUCAUUUGAAAGGUCAGCCCCGCCCUGGCGACCCCAACCGUCAAUAAGAGAAUGUGCUCAACUCUAAAUCCUCUUCUGAAAUGGCAUAGGUUUUGGCUUCCACCAUCCUCAGUGCGUGUGUGGUAUGUGUGUGUGACGCCCCUGAAUGGCAAGGAAGGCACACCCAUACAAUGUUGCAGCUUUGUUUUGUUACAAUAUUAGUUAAAUUUUUUCAGAUACACAAUAUAAAGCAUUCUAUUUAGAAUAUGAAGUUCUUAUAUAUUUUGUUUGAAAAAUAAUAAGAAUUUCAACAUACCUUAACCCUGAUCCUAACUCCACAUACAUACACCUACACACAAGCAUCCACAUUCACCACCCCACACAGUUGGAGACACAUGUAUCUUCUCAAGGGUCAAACGUGAAAGAGCUAGUGCAAGGUAGCUAGCUAGCUACACGCUGAUCUAUGUGAAGGUGUAGUUUUAUUUUAAUUACGUAAGCAUGACUGAUAUGGCUUUCAAAUGUGAAAGAUGUAAGAGGAUGACGCGUUACCCACCUCUCUCUCUCUCUCUCUCUCUCUCUCUCUCUCUCUCUCUCUCUCUCUCUCUCUCUCUCUCUCUCUCUCAGCAAACUGAAAGAUUCCGAGUCCAGGAGCAGAGAGAUGGCAGAGCAGCUGGAGAGCAUGAAGAAGGACUUGGAGGAGAGCCGCUCCCGCUCUGACAAAGGUUGGCCAACCAUGCUCUAACCCUGAACCAAACCUCUGGCCAACCAUGUCUUAACCCUAAACUGUCCCUGGCAUACAGUGCCUUCGGAAAGUAUUCAGACCCCUUGACUUUUUCCACAUUUUGUUAGGUUACAGCCUUAUUCUAAAAUGUAUAUAUAUUUUUAAAAAAUACUCAUCAAUCUACACACAAUGCCCCGUAAUGACAAAGCAAAAACUGGUUUUUAGAAAUAUGACAUUUACAUAAGUAUUCAGACCCUUUACUCAGGACUUUGUUGAAGCACCUUUGGCAGCGAUUACAGCCUCGACUCUUCUUGGGUAUGACCUACAAGCUUGGCACACCUGUAUUUGGGAAGUUUCUCCCAUUCUUCUCUGCAGAUCCUCUCAAGCGCUGUCAGGUUGGAUGGGGAGCGUUGCUGCACAGCUAUUUUCAGAUCUCUCCAGAGAUGUUCGAUCAGGUUUAAGUCCGGGCUCUGGCUGGGCCACUCCUGCUGUGUCUUGGCUGUGUGCUUAGGAUUGUUGUCCUGUUGGAAGGUGAACAUUCACCCUAGUCUUAGGUCCUGAGAGCUCUGGAGCAGGUUUUCAUCAAGGAUCUCUCUACUUUGCUCCGUUCAUCUUUGCCUCGAUCUUGACUAGUCUCCCAGUCCGUGCCGCUGAAAAACAUCCCCACAGCAUGAUUCUGCCAUCACCAUGCUUCACCGUAGAGAUGGUGCCAGGUUUCCUCCAAACGUGACGCUUGGCAUUCAGGCCAAAUAAUUAAAUAUUGGUUUCAUCAGACCAGAGAAUCUUGUUUCUCAUGGUCUGAGAGUCUUUAGGUGCCUUUUGGCAAACUCCAAGUGGGCUGUCAUGUGCCUUUUACUGAAGAGUGGCUUCCGUCUGGCCACUCUACCAUAAAGUCCUGAUUGGUUGAGUGCUGCAGAGAUGGUUGUCCUUCUGGAAGGUUCUCCCAUCUUCACAGAGGAACUCUAGAGCUCUGUCAGAGUGACCAUCGGGUUCUUGGUCACCUUCCUGACCAAGGCCCUUCUCCCCCGAUUGCUCAGUUUGGCCAGGCGGCCAGCUCUAGGAAGAGUCUUGGUGGUUCCAAACGUAUUCCAUUUAAGAAUGAUGGAGGCCACUGUGUUCUUGGGGACCUUCAAUGCUGCAGAAAUGUUUUGGUACCCUUCCCCAGAUCUGUGCCUCGACACAAUCCUGUCUCGGCACUCUACGGACAAUUCCUUCGACCUCAUGGCUUGGUUUUUGCUCUGACAUGCACUGUCAACUGUGGGACCUUAAAUAGACAGGUGUUUGCCUUUCCUAAUUUUAUUUUUAUUUUAUUUUAUUUUUGGUCAUUUAGCAGACGCUCUUAUCCAGAGCGACUUACAGGAGCAAUUAGGGUUAAGUGCCUUGCUCAAGGGCACAUCGACAGAUUUUUCACCUAGUCGGCUCGGGGAUUAGAACCAGCGACCUUUCGGUUACUGGCACAACGCUCUUACCCACUAAGCUACCUGCCGCCCAUGUCCAAUCAAUUGAAUUGACCACAGGUGGACUCCAAUCAAGUUGUAGAAACAUCUCAAGGAUGAUCAAUGGAAACAGGAUGCACCUGAGCUCAAUUUAGAGUCCCAUAGCAAAGGGUCUGAAUACUUAUGUAAAUAAGGUAAUUCUUUUUUUUCCAGUUUUUUUAAAUUAGCAGCAACAACAACAACAAAGUUUCGCUUUGUCAUUAUGGGGUAUUGUAUGUAGAUUGCUGAGGAUGUUUAUUUAUUUAAUACAUUUUAGAGUAAGGCUAUAACUUAACAAAAUGUGUAAAAAGUCAAGGGGUCUGAAAUCUUUCCGAAGGCACUGUGUGUCUACAAAAAUUCAUUGCCAUCAAAAAGUAUUCAUACCCCUUGACUUAUUCCAUAUUUUGUUGUGUUACAGCCUGAAUUCAAAAUGUAUUAAAUAUAUUUUUUUCUCACCCAUCUACACACAAUACCCCAUAAUGAAAAAGUGAAAACAUGUUUGAAUUUUUUUUUGCAAAUGUAUUGAAAAUGAAAUGCAGAAAUAUCUAAUUUACAUAAAUAUUCACACCCCUGAGUCAAUACUUUGUAGAUGCGCCUUUGGCAGCAAUUACAGCUGUGAGUCUUUCUGGGUAAGUCUCUCAAAGCUUUCCACACCUGGAUUGUGCAACAUUUGACCAUUAUACUUUUCAAAAUUCUUCAAGGUCUGUCACAUUGGUUGUUGAUCAUUGCUAGACAACCAUUUUCAGGUCUUACAUAGAUUUUCAAGAAGAUUUAAGUCAAAACUGUAACUUGGCUACUCAGGAACAUUCACAGUCUUCUUGGUAAGCAACUCCAGUGUAGAGUUGUCCUUGUGUUUUAUGUUAUUGUCCUGCUGAAAGGUGAAUUAAUCUCCCAGUGUCUGGUGGAAAGCAAACUGAACCAGGUUUUCCUUGAGGAUUUUGCCUGUGCUUAGCUCCAUUCCAUUAAUUGUUUUAUCUUGAAAAACUCCCCAGUCCUUAACGAUUACAAGCAUACCCAUAACAUAAUGCAGCCACCACUAUGCUUGAUCUAUAUGGAGAGUGGUACUCAGUAAUGUGUUGUAUUGGAUUUGCUACAUACAUUUGGUAUUCAGGACAAAAAGUGAAUUACUUUGCCACAUUUUUUGCAGUAUUACUUUAGGAAUGCAUGUUUUGGAAUAAUUGUAUUAUGUACAUGCUUCCUUCGUUUCACUCUGUCAAUUAGGUUAGUAUUGUGGAUUAACAACAAUGUUGUUGAUCCAUCCUCAUUUUUUUCCUAUCACAGCCAUUAAUCUCUGUAACUGUUUUAAGCAAAUGUCUGCUCAUGAAUUUAUUUAGGCGUGCCAUAACAAAAGGGUUAUUGUGUGUAGGCCAGUGAAUUUUUUUUUCUAAAUUUAAUAGAUUUUAAAUUCAGGCUGUAAAACAGCAAAUUGUGGAAAAAGUCAAGGGGUGUGAAUACAUUCUGAAGGCACUGUAGGUUGUUAAAUUCUCUUAAUCUGGAUUAAUAUAACCAGUAUUUAGUAUACUAUACCUCAUACAAAUGUAUGAUUGUAGUUGGUCUUAAAGUUUUAGAAUAAUGUUUGUUUGGUUUUAUUUGCUCAUUGGGGAUACACAUGCAUCCAUAACUUCUAAGGAUUACCUCUCAGAUAGAAACAGAACAUUACAUUUCUUUCUCUAGUAAUGUCAGUUACUUGUUUCUCUUCAACUGUGCAAAUAUGAACAGUAUUCCUCUCUAGAAUCGUGUAAAUGCAGGCUAUGAACAUAAAAGCUGACUGUCCUUCUCUUCUAAACACAGGGAUGAAACUGCCUGAUUUCCAGGACUCCAUUUUCGAGUACUUCAAUACCUCUCCCCUGGCCCACGACCUGACGUUCAGAGUGAGUGUCUCUCUGCAUGUCUCUCUCUCCCCGUCACAUCAGUAACAAACCUUAACAGCCACUGUCUCACCGCCUCUGUGUGUAUCAGUGGUGGCAGGCCGGUGGGAGUUGAUAAAGAUAUUUCAAAGGGUGGGGGACUUGGCACACCAACAUAAACAGACACGCACAGAGACAGACAGACUGGCUGGCGCUGUUGUCACACUCACAUUGUCAAACAGUGAUGAACACGCACACACACAUUUACGCACACACACUAAAAUCCUUAGAUGCAGAGAUUGAGACACACACACACAGUUCAAAUGUGAGAGUGCCAAGCUCUGGAGUUCAUAUCGCCAGGCCCUCUGAUGUGCUCAAUCACCUCAUCACCCCAAAGAACUUCAAAGGCGUGGAGGGGGUAAGCGAGCAGUAUCAUACUUCCUGACCCUCUCCCCACGGAAUAAAUCUGUGUUAUGUUACCCAUCAGCAUAUGGUAACCCGAUGCAGCCACCACAGUUUGGACCGGAUCCGCAGCUAAUGGGCCAAAGUUAUGAAAAGGGCUUAAGGCCACAAAGGGAGGAACUGCAACGGAGAGAGUAGAGGUACAAGAAAGCUGGCCGUGACCUGAACUUAAUGAGAGAGAAGCUAGUUUGGUCUGUCAGCUUCUAACUGCUUCCCCUCACUUUCAUCACCACAAAUGCAUGUGGCUUUGCGGUCAAAAGAUCGUAGUGCUCAACUCAGCCGUGAACUAAGGUUUUUUUCACCGCCGAGGUUGUAAAAAAAGGGAUUAGUCAGCAUUGAAGUCACAACAGGUCAGCGUAAAGGCCCCAGAAAACCUGAUUAAGUGUUUGUUCAGAGGAAACUUCUUGUGGUGAAGGGGCCAUUUUGUCUCUGUUCCUUCAAGUCUCUUAGGGCCAUUAAUUGAAACAGGAUAAACCAUCGGCAGUGGUGGUCUAAUUAUGUUCUCGCAGUAAACCCUGGUAAAUUACCUUGUCAACUCUGGCCCCCUUUGUGUUAUUUUUUUUGGUGCAAAAUAACCCCCCGAAAAACCUCUGCUUUUUAUUUUUUUGUCCCUCUCGUUUGUCACCCUUCCAAAAAAGGACUCGGUCUCUUCCUCGUCCGCGUCCUCUCUGCUAGCGUUUUGGGAUGAUGUAAGUUGGCUGCUCAGAGCUCCUUACCCCUUUUUCUCACAGUUAACCCCUAACCCGAGGGAUUGUGCUGCCAGCAUACAAAAAGGUUGGGAGGAAAGCAUAGAGCUUUCUCCAGGUGUGUGUUGCCCUGUUUUUAGCAAUUAGCCGUUAACCAUUAGCAUACUAAUAUGGACGAAAGCUUCUUUAGCGUCUUGUCUCAAAAAGCGGUGUGCAUGAUACACUUAUAGUUUGAACUUUUCCUAGUAUUUCUAUUGUUAAUAUUGUGAACAGGCUAGCUGCUACACGUUUAGUGGAAUAAAAUGACUUUGGUUAGCGCAGUUUUUGGCUAAUGCUAAUUUAGUUAGAAGGAUGAUAGUUAUGCUAAAAUUGACCUUUUCAUAGCUGGUGGCACUCUCCUCCCCUAGUAAACCUCCCCCUAAACCUGCAUAGCAUAUGUUGGGCGCUAAAAUGUUAGCGAGCUGCUCCUCUAGAAUGUGCUUCCACAUUAGCAUCCCCACCAUUAGCAUUAACCGGCCCACUAACCGCUAUUACCGCUAACGUCAGUCAUAACUCCUUAGUUGUAUAGCCAGUCACCUCACAAAACCUGUUAGCCAUUAGCAUAAUUGUUAGCUGCCUCUACAACUAACGGCGAGUCAAAACGAAUUAACCCUACAGCAGCGCACUGAGAAUAUUAAUGAGCAGGACCUUUUCAGUGUCUUUAGUCAAUGAAUGAGUGGGAGGAUAUAUAACCUGCCCUUAAUUUUACUUUAAUUAAAAAGUGAUUAGCGUCGGAUACCUCCAUGAUUUCUCCUAAUCUUGCCAAACUUUUUUUCAAAAGUAAAAACCUUAUCUGUGACAUUGUUAGGCUAUAAGUGUUUGAUGUAGACUACAUAACGUUUGAGUUGAUACAAUCCAUGGUUAAAUUAAUGUAAAGAAACAUUUAAAAGAAAAAAUAUGUAUACAGUGCAUUUGGAAAGUAUUCAGACCUUAUUCUAAAAUUGAUUAAAUUGUUUUUUUCCAUCAUCAAUCUACACACAAUACCCCAUAAUGGGUAUAAUAACUCCCCAAAUACAGGUGUGCCAAGCUUGUAGCAUCAUACCCAAGAAGACUCAAGGCUGUAAUCGCUGCCAAAGGUGCUUCAACAAAGUACUGAGUAAAGGGCCUGAAUACUUAUGCAAAUGUGAUAUUUCCGUUUUAUAUUUUGAAUAAAUUAGCAAACAUUUCUAAAAACCUGUUUUUGCUUUGUCAUUAUGGGGUAUUGUGUGUAGAUUGAUGAGAAAAAAAUAGUAUUUCAUCAAUUUUAGAAUAAGGCUGUAAGGUAACAAAUUGUGGAAAAGGUUGACGGGUCUGAAUACUUUCCGAAUGCACUGUAUAUGGCAAGUACUGUGUGUCAUUUAAAUGUGUCAUCUGUUAACUCAUUGACCACGGUUAUAAUGUGAUUAUUGUGUAUUGUCAGGCCAAUAUAAUAGUUCCUUUUAAAAUGUUUACUUGCUUUGCAAGAAGAACGAUUUCCCUAAUAAUCCUGUUUACAUGGACACAUCUGAAAUCAGGCUACUGAUGGGACUUUUGAUAAAUGGAGAAAUGCCAAUCAAAAUAAACGUUCUACCACAUUGACCAUGUUAUUUUUGCGAAUACUAUUUGACUCUGAGUUGGGACAUAUAAUGUUUGUAUGUGUAAACUAUUUGUAAGAUGCAUACUUUCAGUUUUUCCAGACUCACUUCACUCGCGCAUAAGAGGGAGGCUUGCGUUAUCCGUUGCUGGCUCAUGCACAGAUCAAAUACACAACUGGAACACCGAUAUAAGCUGUUUACAUGUCCUAAUAAUUUGAAAGAUUGCUCAGAAAACCAGGUGUUUUAAUCGGUGUAUGCUUACUUCGAUUAUGACUUUAUGGCAAUUAAGAUAAGCAGAGUAAGGCGUUUACAUGACAGUUUAAUAUCGAAUUUUGUGUACUGAAGGUUUGUCACAGUAUAGUAGACCAUCAACAUCAAAGUAGGGUAUGAUGACAUGAUUUCUGUAUAAUACAGUAUACUGUUGUUAUUAGGUUUUAGACAAUACAGUGCCUUCAGAAAGUAUUCACACCUCUCGAUUUUUUUUCAAAAUGUUGUUGUGUUACAGCCUGAAUUAAAAAUGGAUUAAAUUGAGAUUUUGAGUCACUGGCCUACACACAAUACCCCAUGUCAAAGUGGAAUUAUGUUUUUAGACAUUUUCACACAUUAAUAAAAAAUAGAAAGCCGAAAUGACUCGAGUCAAUAAGUAUUCAACUAUGGAACGCCGUUUGGGUCUUUGCGUGUCAAAUAAGCUUUUAAUUUGACACGUCAAAUAAUACAUUUAUAUUAUAGAAUGUUGUGUGUGCUGAAUUUGCAUGUGCAAGCCAAGCGCUACCACUACGAUCAGUAGCACUGUCAAAGCUGUACAAAAAACACACCGACCACCAACGAUGUGUUAACAAUAGCGCGUUGGUAAUAAUGCAUUAUUUGUUCGACCGAAUGGGAAAACGUCUGUGUGAGCAUUUGAAAUAAGAUCAGGAUCAAACAAGCAGGAUCAAAAAUGUUUCCAAAUAUCUUUGAUACAGAUGUUAUUUGCAACUUCUGGGGUAGCUAGCUAGCUUUAGCUUGGUAACGUUACCUAGCUAGCACCAAUGCAACUAACGUUAGCCUAAAAACAAUGACCAAUAGAAACUGCAGUCAUUUUCAAUAUUCUUAGCAAUGAUUUAGGAAUCCAUGUGAGUAAGUAUUAGCUAGGUAGCCACCUGAACUUGAAAUUUAACUUCAGUUCAUGAAAAUAACUAGCUAGCCAGCUACUUAACCCUGUUGCCCAAAGCUAACGUUAUAAGCAGCCAGUAAACUUCAUUUGGCUGGUGAGGCUUGACCGGACAGGGUUAUGUGUUGUGAAAAUAGCCACAAUAAGGAUUAGCCACAAUAGUGGAAUUUGUGGUUUACCUUCAAAAUAAAAGUACCUCUUUGAAAGUGACGCGGAAGGUUACAAUUGGUGAAAUCAUGCAAUAUUUAGACUAGAUAAUGUUAAACAAGGUUGGAAUGUGGAGCAAUGAAAUGGGGUAUCAGUCUACUCGGUGACACCCACAGAACACUACUGUGAAGAGUUUAUGCAAAUAUUAGCGUUGUAGCUCUUAUCGCGGGACUGUGACUGUGAAAUCAAAUCACAUUUUAUUUGCCACAUGCGCCAAAUACAACUGGUGUAGACCUUACAGUGAAAUGCUUACUUACCAUAACCAACAACGCAGUUUUAAGAAAAUAAAAAGUGUUAAGUAAAAAAUAGAUUAAUAAAAAAUUGCAAAUAAUUAAAGAGCAGCAGUAAAAUUAAAUAACCUAUCCAGUCAGCCUAUUGUGCAUAUUGACAUUCAUAUUGCACUGUACAGCCUUACCUAAGGAUUGGGGAUCAAUUAAAUGCGGUGUCAGUCUACUCUUGUACCAAUAGCUUUUUCCCCAACGUCCUCCUCAGAGUUAUCAGAUUCCAAAACGUCUAGGUUGUAUUGUUUUCCCUCUGGAAUAGUGUACAAUGUACACAAAGUAGGGUAACUGGUACAAAAAUGUGACUGAAUUCACAGUGGUUUCAGAGUCCUACAAAAAGAGCUACGACGCUAAUGUUCUCUGGGUGUCGCUGAGUAGACUGAUACCCCAUGUCAUUGAUCCAUAGGUAAGGCUGUAGAGUUAAAUAAAUAUGCCCCCAAUGCAAUUCUAAAGUCUAAUACAUCCAGUGUGAUUUCAACAAAUUUUUGUCAAAUUAACUAUUUUAUUUUGUUGAAUUUAUAGAACAACAAUCCAACCUUGUUUAGCAUGAUCCAUGGCAUAAUUCCACUAUUUGUAUUCAUUUGCAUCACUGUCGUAGGUGGGUCCGACAACCAUUAAUCAAAUAAGAACAGUUUUAUAAAUGAGGGGUAUUUUAGAUGAUGACACCUAGCUAGAUAGUUAGCUAGCUAGAUAGUUAGCUAGCUAACUAUAGCUACUGAAACAGAUUAUGUCGUUUUGCUAUGUUUUGGGGGAAGAACAUUGUUUGCAUCCAUCAGCUAACGUUAGCUAGCCUUUUUUAUGACCAGCACUGUCCAGCGCUUGGGGAAGGGCAGGUGCGCGAGACAACUUUACCUGCAUCAUAGCAUAUGUAUCGAUGAGUCAUUGUGACAUAUGACAUACGAGUGAUAGUGUAAUCAAUGUGUAAUAACUACGUAGAAAAUGUAUGAACGUGUUAAAUUGUUAUGUGACGUGCAGUCAUAUUCAGAUCCUGAUUGGUCAACAAGCUUAUUUGACACGUCAAAUAGUGUUAUUUGACGUGUAUCUUUUUUGACACGCAAAGACCCAAAUGGCGUUCCAUUUUCAACCCCUUUGUAAAUACGUUCAGGAGUAAAAUGUUGCUUAAUAAGUCACAUAAUACGUUGCAUGGACUCACUCUGUGAGCAAUAAUGGUGUUUAACAUGAUUGUUGAAUGACUACCUCAUCUCUGUACACCACUAAAUACAAUGAUAUGUAAGGUCCCUCAGUCGAGCAGUGAAUUUCAAACACAGAUUCAACCACGAAGACCAGGGAGGUUUUCCAAAGCCUUGCAAAAGAGGGCACCUAUUGGUAGUUGGGUAAAAAUUAAAAAGCAGACAUUGAAUAUCCCUUUGAGCAUGGUGAAGUUAUUAAUUACGUUUUGUGUGGUGUAUCAAUAGACCAAGUGACUACAAAGAUACAGGCGUCCUUCCUAACUCAGUUGCCGGAGAGGAAGGAAACCGCUCAGUGAUUUCACCCGAUGGCCAAUGGUGACUUUAAAACAGUUAUUGAGUUUAAUGGCUGUGAUGGGAGAAAACUGAAGAUGGAUCCACAACAACAUUGUAGUUACUCCAUAAUACCAACAUAAAUGACAGAGGGAAAAGGAAGCCUGUACAGAAUAAAAAAUAUUCCAAAACAUGCAUCCUGUUUGCAAUAAGCCACUAAAGUAAAACUGCAAAAAAAAUGUGGCAAAGAAAUUAACUUUGUGUCCUGAAUACAAAGCAUUAUGUUUGGGGCAAAUCCAACACAACCCAUCACUGUACCACUCUUUAUAUUUUCAAACAUGGUGGUGGCUGCAUCAUGUUAUGGGUAUUCUUGUCAUCGGCAAGGACUAGGGAGUGUUUUGGGAGAAAAAGUAACAGAAUAGAGCUAAGCACAGGCACAAUCCUAGAGGAAAGCCUGGUUCAGUCUGCUUUGCAAAAGACACUGGGAGACAAAUUCAGUUGCUUACCAAGACGACAUUGAAUUUUCCUGAGUGGCCUAGUUAAAGUUUUGACUUAAAUCGGCUGGAAAAUCUAUGGCAAGACUUGAAUAGGUCUGUCUAUCAAUGAUUAACAACCAACUUCACAGAGCUUGAAGAAAUUUGUAAAUAAUAAUGUGCAAAUAUUGUACCAUCCAGGUGUGCAAAGCUCUUAGAGACUUACCCAGAAAGACUCACCGCUGAAAUCACUGCCAGGUGAUUGUAACAUGUAUUGACUCAGGGGUGUAAAAAUACUUAUGUAAAUGAGAUAUUUCUGUAUUUCAUUUUCAAUAAAUUAGCAAACAUUAAAAACAUGUUUUCACUUUGUCAUUAUGGGGUAUUGUGUGUGUAUAGAUGGGUGAGAAAAAAAGCAAUUUGAUCCAUUUUUAAUUCAGGCUGUAACACAACAUAAUGUGGAAAAAGUCAAGGGGUAUAUAUACUUCCGGAAGGCAUUGUACAUGUUACAAGUGGGCUUAUGUAUUUUUGUUUUAUUUACAAAACCUCAUCAGCUCAGUACAUGUCCCUAAUAUGCCUUCGUGAUGGUGAAAUACUAUUAGCAUUGGCAGUUAUUUGUGUGUGAGUUGGUGCAGGUGUUGUUGAGAUGUGUUUCCUACCUCGGAAACUGACACUCAUUUAUCAAAACACUAGUUGGUACAUGGGAAACGCAAGCAUUUGAGGAGGGGAACACAUCUUGACACAACACAGGCAUUGAGACACUGGCAUUUUGUACCACCCGCCCAGUACACAGACACACACACUCACUUGUCCUGUCAUUCCUCCUCCAGAGCAGCUCUGUCAGCGAAAUAGACGCCACACCCCAGAAGUCAGACGUCCCAUCCUCAUCAAUCUCUGUGGCAUCCGAGCAGGAUGUGAGUGUCCUGUCUCUCUCACACACACACACACGCACACACUUCCGUCCCGUCGCACAUCCCUCCCAGAGAUCCUUUCUCCAGACAUUCCCUGUGUGUCAUCCGAGUUCACCAGUCACCAUUGUACAAUUUAAGCUUUUACUGUGUGCUAUUAUUCACAAUGCCUAUUGAUCAUUUUAACAGGGUUUAGGUGCGUUUUAACUCAAUGUCCAAUCAAUGAAUUAAAUUGUUCUCUAGAAGUAACAUUUGACCUUAAUCCUGAUUGUUGGUCAUUGAAUGACUAUCUUAUCCCAGUAAAGCAUAGUUCAGUUUCACAGUACAGAACCGGAGUCCUGUUUAUUAGGGCAUGCAAUUUAAAGUGUUUUGCAAUAAAAAAAACUAAAAUAGGGUUUCUUAUUGGGCAACUCAAUAUAGUCCGUCCCUGUUUCAGUAAAUUAUCUUACAUUUGGUGCCUUAUGAACACGACCCAGCUUUGUCCUUUCUCCAGUCUGACCUGCUGACCUGUGAACUUUGACCUCUCUCUCUCCCACAGAAGCCAGUCCACAAGCCCCCUAUUGCUGCCCCUGCCGCCCCCUCCCCUGUAUAUCAGACGUCGCUGCUGACCGCACCAAAGGUACCGCCUGGCCACACACACACGCUGUCAGGUAGUUUGUAAUGCUUGGCUAUGUGUUCUGUGUUCUUAUCUCUUUCUGUGUGUGUGUGUGUGUGCGCGUGCGCCCGCAGCCCAAAGCUCACCAGCUGAGCAUCAAGACCUUCUCCAGCCCCACCCAGUGCACCCACUGCACCUCCCUGAUGGUGGGCCUCAUCCGCCAGGGCUACGCCUGCGAAGGUAAGUUUCAUACACACAAACAACCACACUCUCAGCCGCCAUUGUCGGUGAGUUGGGGGACUGAGGAAACUAUGGGCGGCAUUUUUCUCCGGCUAACACACUCACUUAUGAGUAAACGGACUGUAACAUUUUAAAUAUACGAGAGAUCUGAUACUGCAGCUCGCCAUUGUACUGCAUGUGUCCUUGUAAACUAAUACUCUCUCUCUCUCCCCCUCCCUCUCUUCAGUGUGCUCCUUCAUCUGCCACGUGUCCUGUAAGGACAACGCCCCCCUGGUGUGCCCCAUCCCCCCCGAGCAGGCCAAGAGGCCGCUGGGCAUCGACGUACAGAGGGGCAUCGGCACCGCCUACAAGGGCUUCGUCAGGGUGAGCACCUAGUGACAGGUUAUGACCAUAGAAAUAGAAUGACUAGAAUAUGCAUUCUGGCCGCCAUGUUGUGUACCCAUAAGUGUACAGUCAAAGGGGCUUUUCCCAUUCGAGUCAUUAUAAUUCUAUGGUUAAGUCAUGGUCUUGGCCCUGAAGCUUCAGAGCGUCGUGCGUAAUUCAGUUUCAAGAUAAUUCACUAAUACAAUUUUUCAAUGUUGUAUCGGAUGUAAUUAAUGUUAAGUUCAUGUUUUAAGUAUCCCUAUAUUUCUGUUAUUACGGUACUCUCACUCUGUUAUUAGUGCGCCUGCGCAGAAGUUUCCCUUGUUGUUGGACCAGGCCUGAGUGUAAUGGCAUCUAUGUACCGUGGAGAUACGGCGAAGUAAACGUUGUUAAUCUGGAACCUAGUUGUUGUGUCAUUUGGAGUUAACAAUCAAAACAUCUCAAUUCUGUUCAGCUUAACAAGAUAGGAAACUGUAACGUAUAUUGGAAUUGAACAACAAAAACAGACCUCAAUUGAAAGGUUGCUGCUCCUCUCUCUGUCAGAUCCCCAAGCCCACCGGGGUGAAGAAGGGCUGGCAACGGGCGUACUCUGUGGUGUGUGACUGUAAGCUCUUCCUGUACGAGGUGCCUGAGGGCAAGUCCACCCAGCCGGGCGUGGUGGCCAGUCAGGUCCUGGACCUCAGGUAGGGGAUCUGUGGGCGGGUGGGGUGGGGGCAGUGUAGAUGUAUGUGUUUGUAACACUAUGUUAUGUGUAUGUCCACAGAGAUGAGGAGUUUUCCGUCAGCUCCGUCCUGGCCUCAGACGUCAUCCACGCCACCCGCAAAGACGUCCCCUGCAUAUUCAGGGUAAGCUUCGAGCUGCAGCAUGAAAAAUGAUAUGCAUUGUGGGAAAAAAAGUAUUUAGUCAGCCACCAAUUGUGCAAGUUCUCCCACUUAAAAAGAUGAGAGAGGCCUGUAAUUUUCAUCAUAGGUACAUGUCAACUAUGACAGACAAAUUGAGAAAAAAAAUCCAGAAAAUCACAUUGUAGGAUUUUUAAUGAAUUUAUUUGCAAAUUAUGGUGGAAAAUAAGUAUUUGGUCACAUACAAACAAGCAAGAUUUCUGGCUCUCACAGACCUGUAACUUCUUCUUUAAGAGGCUCCUCUGUCCUCCACUCGUUACCUGUAUUAAUGGCACCUGUUUGAACUUGUUAUCAGUAUAAAAGACACCUGUCCACAACCUCAAACAGUCACACUCCAAACUCCACUAUGGCCAAGACCAAAGAGCUGUCAAAGGACACCAGAAACAAAAUUGUAGACCUGCACCAGGCUGGGAAGACUGAAUCUGCAAUAGGUAAGCAGCUUGGUUUGAAGAAAUCAACUGUGGGAGCAAUUAUUAGGAAAUGGAAGACGUACAAGACCACUGAUAAUCUCCCUCGAUCUGGGGCUCCACGCAAGAUCUCACCCCGUGGGGUCAAAAUGAUCACAAGAUCAAAAAUCCCAGAACCACACGGGGGGACCUAGUGAAUGACCUGCAGAGAGCUGGGACCAAAGUAACAAAGCCUACCAUCAGUAACACACUACGCCGCCAGGGACUCAAAUCCUGCAGUGCCAGACGUGUCCAGGCCCGUCUGAAGUUUGCUAGAGUGCAUUUUGGAUGAUCCAGAAGAGGAUUGGGAGAAUGUCAUAUGGUCAGAUGAAACCAAAAUAUAACUUUUUGGUAAAAACUCAACUCGUCGUGUUUGGAGGACAAAGAAUGCUGAGUUGCAUACAAAGAACACCAUACAUACUGUGAAGCAUGGGGGUGGAAACAUCAUGCUUUGGGGCUGUUUUUCUGCAAAGGGACCAGGACGACUGAUCCAUGUAAAGGAAAGAAUGAAUGGGGCCAUGUAUCGUGAGAUUUUGAGUGAAAACCUCCUUCCAUCAGCAAGGGCAUUGAAGAUGAAACGUGGCUGGGUCUUUCAGCAUGACAAUGAUCCCAAACACACCGCCGGGCAACGAAGGAGUGGCUUCGUAAGAAGCAUUUCAAGGUCCUGGAGUGGCCUAGCCAGUCUCCAGAUCUCAACCCCAUAGAAAAUCUUUGGAGGGAGUUGAAAGUCUGUGUUGCCCAGCGACAGCCCCAAAACAUCACUGCUCUAGAGGAGAUCUGCAUGGAGGAAUGGGCCAAAAUACCAGCAACAGUGUGUGAAAACCUUGUGAAGACUUACAGAAAACGUUUGACCUGUGUCAUUGCCAACAAAGGGUAUAUAUCAAAGUAUUGAGAAACUUUUGUUAUUGACCAAAUACUUAUUUUCCACCAUAAUUUGCAAAUAAAUUCAUAAAAAAUCCUACAAUGUGAUUUCCUGGAGAAAAAAAAUCUCAUUUUGUCUGUCAUAGUUGACGUGUACCUAUGAUGAAAAUUACAGGCCUCUCUCAUCUUUUUAAGUGGGAGAACUUGCACAAUUGGUGGCUGACUAAAUACUUUUUUCCCCCACUGUAUGUGUAAAGUUAUUAUAUUGACCCCUUUAUAGUUUUAUUGUAAUCUAUUCCUACUAUGGGAUGAUGUUUCCUAUCAGAGAAAACCCAAUAAACAAUCUCUAAGUAAAGUCAUUAUUGUAACACAUUCUAAAGGAUGUUAUAACUAUUUAGGAGUUACUAAGGAAUGUUAUAUUGAAUAAGUGUAUUCCUGAGUGGCGCAGUGGUCUAAGGCACUGCAUCGCAGUGCAAACUGUGCCACUAGAGAUCCUGGUUCGAAUCCAGGCUCUGUCGCAGCCGGCCGCGACCGGGAGACUCAUGGGCGGCGCACAAUUGGCCCAGCGUCGUCCAGGGUAGGGGAGGGAAUGGCCGGCAGGGAUGUAGCUCAGUUGAUAGAGCAUGGCGUUUGCAACGCCAGGGUUGUGGGUUCGAUUCCCACGGGGGGCCAGUAUAAAAAAAAUAUGUAUUCACUAACUGUAAGUCGCUCUGGAUAAGAGCGUCUGCUAAAUGACUAAAAUGUAAAUGUAAUGUAAAUGUAAAAUGUAAAAAAUUAACACAUUACCCUUUAUGUAAAUAAUGUUAAUAUAUUGAUUACUGUAUAAUUGUAUUCUAAUCUACUGUUAAUAUGGGAUGUUUCCUAUGUGAGAAAAGUAAACGCAAUAAACAAACUUGAAAUAGUAAUAAUUAAACAUGGGUUUUAUAUAGCACUUUUCUGCCGCAUUUCCAUGGAGUUUUACCCCCACACCAGUGUGUUACCAGUGUUUAUGUUAAUGUGAACUGUAGUGUAAUUGUGUUUCCAUUAGGAGUGUGACACUUAAGAACUUUGGGAGAGCAGAAUCAACAACCUCUGCAUCAAGACCGUCGAUUUGUGAGGUGUUAAAGUUCAAAGUUGGCCAUUGUUAUGUAAAUGCCCGCUGAAACAUACCAGUGCCCUGGCUUUCGCCCCAGGUGAAAGCAGGUUCGCCAGAGCCAUGGCCCAGUGAAACAACGGGUGCCGGCCCGCGUAGAUGGAAACAGAAAAGUCUGAGCCUUUUGGGUAAAUCCUGUAUGGAAAUGCGCCAUUAAAGGACCCAAAGACACUUAAUAAAGUUCCAGUUAUUAUUAUUAUUAACCCUCGCUCUCUCUCUCUCUGUCCCAGGUGACGUCGUCCCUGCUGAGCUCGCCAGUGUGCGCCGUCUCCCUACUGGUGCUGGCGGAGAGCGAGGCGGAGAAGAGGAAGUGGGUUGGCAUCCUGGAGGGCCUGCAGAGCAUCCUGGCCAAGAACCGCCUCAAGAACCGUGUGGUGCACGCGCUGCACGAAGCCUAUGACUCGUCACUGCCCGCCAUCAAGACUACGAUCUCCGCCGCCAUCAUCGGUGAGUUGGAGGGAAUGGGGAGACUGUGUGUGACAUUUACCUCUUGCAAACACACCUGCGCUGUGUGUUUUUGUGUGUGUGAGGAUGGCAAUGGGAUAGUGUGUGAGAGGCAUACGACUCCUCUCUGUCUGUCAUCAAGACCACACUCUGCAUGAUCAGUAAGGGACAGUGGGCCUCAUUUAUCAUUCGUGACCAGCAAAAAAUGUGUGUGGAAAUAUUUUUUUCUCAAAGAUUUCAGCUUUUACACAGUUUAGUAGCUCGAACAGGUAAAUAAAAACUAUGUUCAAGGUGUAAGAAACAUUAGUUAAAUAUCUUGUGUGUUUUAUUUAUGCAUUUUCAUUAAUAACAAAUGUAAGGUGUAUGUAUUGAUAAAUGAGUUCCAGAAUGUGUGCGUGAAAGAUGGAGAGAGAAAGAGAGCGCGAGAGAGGUGUAUGCAGAGAAUGUGUUACUGUCAGAGGAAGUGUGAUUGACUGUUGACUGCUCUUCUCUCUGCAGAUCGAGAGCGUAUCGCCCUGGGCACAGAGGAAGGUCUGUUUGUAGUGGAGGUCACCAGAGAUGGUAAGAACAUACUUAUCUGACAUCUGGUCAUAUUCACUCAUAGGGCGUUUUCACCUAUGACAUUCGGAACCAUGGUAGAGUUUCCUGGAGCGGUUGUGAAAGUUCUACCAUAUACUUUGUGCUUUCACAAGAACUGAAAAUAAUUGUUUCAUGGUGCGAUUUGCCUAGACGCACAUUCUACAUGACAGUAGCAAGCUAGCUUGUUUACAACGGGCAAAAAAGUUCCACUCAACUCGCACUGACACUUCACGAUACCUGGUACUCUAGUCCUGGAUCUUGGAUCCACCACUUGGCCAGGGUCCAGGAUUUGUUUCAGCCAGGUUUAAUUUGCAUCUCACAAAUGCUCUAUAGUGCAGAUCAUCAGGGUACCGAAUGCUCCAGGAUCAAUAUCAUACAGGGAUAUGUAUGUGAGAGCGCCCAUAGAGGCUCAGAUGAUACGAUAUGAACAUAACUGGUUUUGUGCAUAGCAACAUGCAGACCAAGGAUUUGUAGAUUUCCAACAUUUUGCUUGUCUUGUGAUCAUGUGAUGCUCUGCAGAUGACCAUACUAUCAACAAACUAUCUGUUGAUAAGCAACUGCUUGCUAAGGUUACGGUUAGGUUUAGAAUGAGGGUAAGGGUUAAGGUUAGAGUAAGGUUUAAGUUUAGGGUUAGGAUAAGGUUAAGGUUAGAGCUAGGGUUAGGGUCAGUAGAUAGAUAGUUGGAAUGUUAUGGAUAGUCUGUAGAGCAUCUACAGAUGGACUAUCCAAAUAAAUUGUUAAUGGUUUAUAAUUUGAUAUGAACUUCUACCUUUUAUUUGUGAUUCCUUCCUUUUAACACAAUUCUCCAUCGACUUCAGUGUGUCAUUAGCCCCUACAGCAAGGAUCAUCAACUAGAUUCAGCCUUGGGACGAUUUUUACAUGAGUGAAUGGUCAGGGGGCCGGAACAUAAUUACAAAUAAUUUGUUGACUGCAAAUUGACUGCAAGAAGCCGAAACAGAUAUAUAAUAUUUAACUUAAACAUAAUUUCAAACCCUUCUGUCUAUUAUGUGUGGGAAUACGGAAUACUUUGGAACAGAUUUCCAAAAUUAAAAUCACUUGGAGCUGAUUUGCUGAUGUUUUUACAAUCUUAUAUCCUACAAUUGCUCAGAAAACUUCGGGGGACAAAUAAAAUCACCCGCGGGAAAAUUUGGCUUGUGCGUCGCCAGUUGGGGAACCCUGCCCUACAGACUCCCCUGUUGACUCCCCCCUCUCUCCCCCCUCCAGUGAUCGUGCGGGCGGCUGACUGCAAGAAGGUGCACCAGAUCGAGCUGAUCCCAAAAGAGAAGAUGGUGGCCCUGCUGUGCGGACGCAACCGCCACGUGCACCUGCACCCCUGGGGGGUGCUGGAGGGGGCUGAGUCGGCCUUUGACAUCAAGCUGACGGAGACCAAGGGCUGCCAGGCGCUGACCACCGGUGUGCUGCGCCCCGGGGGACCCGCCUGCCUGCUGGCCGCCAUCAAGCGCCAGGUCAGUAUUUAUUUACUUAUUUACACAUGCAGACAAAUGUAGUGACUAAAGUAAAAAAAAGUUAGUUCAUUAAAGAGUUCCAAAACAAAAUAGUUCCAAUACAGUUAAAAUUACAUGUGUAGGUGAAGUUGUAACUUUUAUAUAAGAAAUAGGGGGGAAAAGUCAUAAAUGUAUCUCAUGUCGGCCCCACUUCAAAACAAACAACAACAUAUAUAAAGGUAGCAUCAAUAAAGUCUUCAUAAGCACUGCAUAGAUGCUUCGCAAAUCAUUCAUAAGCGAACUCAUACUAGCUACAUCAAAGGUGACAUGAAAGGUCCUUUACAUCUGCUGCUUUGCCAGAAUGUAUGGUAAAAUGUCCCCUCUCCCCCCUCCGCCUCUACCAGGUGCUGUGCUAUGAGAUCACCCGGGCCAAGCCGCACCACCGCAAGCUGUGGGAGGUGCAGGCCCCGGGGGUGGCCCAGUGGCUGGGCAUGGUGCGUGAACGCCUGUGCGUGGGCUACCCCUCGGGCUUCGCCCUGCUGGCCCUUCAGGGCGAGUCAUCGCCCGUAAGUCUGGUGAGCCCUGGGGACCCGUCGUUGGCCUUCCUGGCCCAGCAGCCCUUGGACGCGCUGCAUGCCCUGGAGGUGGGCACGGCCGAGCUGCUGCUCUGCUUCAGCCAGCUAGGCAUCUAUGUAGACCCCACGGGAAGGAGGAGCAGGGCCCAGGAGCUGAUGUGGCCCGCCACACCGCUAGCCUGCAGUACGUCACGGUUUUGUUUUAUUUUGAGUGGUUGAGUUGGGUUAGGCAAGGUUUGGAGAAGAAAUGCAGUGGCCUGGCUGGUCUAGCGGUAAUGCCGCAGCAUCUGGCAUGGUUUCGGCAUAAGUUUGAAUCCGGCCUACUGCUCUUUGACACAACUUCUCCCUGUCUUUCCCCACUAUCAUCCUCUAUCUGUUCAAUAAAAUCAGAAACUAUCUUAAAAUAUACAGCGAGCUCCAAAAGUAUUGGGACAGUGUCAAUUUUGUGGUUGUUUUGGCUCUGUACUCCAACACUUUGAUGAUACAAUUACUGAGGUUAAAGUGCAGACGGUCAGCUUUAAUUUGAGGGUAUUUCCAUCCAUGCCGGGUGAAACAUUUAGAAAUUACAGAACUUUCUGUACAUAAUACUCCCAUUUUAAGGGACCAAAGGUAUUGGGAUAAAUUCACUUAUGUGUAUUAAAUUAGUAAAAAGUAUUUAGUCCCAUAUACACUUCUACAUGUGUCCCAUAUACAUUCUACAAGUGGUCCUCUGUAGCUCAGCUGGUAGAGCACGGCGCUUGUAAUGCCAAGGUAGUGGGUUCAAUCCCCGGGACCACCCAUACACAAAAAUUUAUGCACGCAUGACUGUAAGUCGCUUUGGAUAAAAGCGUCUGCUAAAUGGCAUAUUAUUAUAUUAUUAUACAUUAAUGUGGAUGCUACCAUGAUUACGGAUAAUCCUGAAUGAAUGGUAAAUAAUGAUGAGUGAGAAAGUUACAAAUGCACAAAUAUCAUAUCCCCAAGACAUGCUAACCUCUCACCAUUACAGUGGCUUGCGAAAGUAUUCACCCUCCUUGGCAUUUUUCCUAUUUUGUUGCCUUACAACCUGGAAUUAAAAGGGAUUUUGUGGGGGUUUGUAUAAUUUGAUUUACACAACAUGCCUUCCACAAACAAGAAAUACGUUUCAAAUCUCUGGAAGACUGAAACAGGUUUCCCUCAAGAAUUUCCCUGUAUUUAGCGCCAUCCAUCAUUCCUUCAAUUCUGGCCACUCUUCCGUAAAGCCCAGCUCUGUGGAGUGUACGGCUUGAAGUGGUCCUAUGGACAGAUACUCCAAUCUCCGCUGUGGAGCUUUCCAUCUCCUUCACGGUUAUCUUUGGUCUCUUUGUUGCCUCUCUUAUUAAUGCCCUCCUUGCCUGGUCCGUGAGUUUUGGUGGGCGGCCCUCUCUUGGCAGGUUUGUUGUGGUGCCAUAUUCUUUAAAUUUUUUAAUAAUUGAUGUAAUGGUGUUCCGUGGGAUGUUCAAAGUUUCUGAUAUUUUUUUAUAACCCAACCCUGAUCUGUACUUCUCCACAACUUUGUCCCUGACCUGUUUGGAGAGCUCCUUGGUCUUCAUGGUGCCGCUUGCUUGGUGGUACCCCUUGCUUAGUGGUGUUGCAGACUUUGGGGCCUUUCAGAACAGGUGUAUAUAUACUGAGAUCAUGUGACAGAUCAUGUGACACUUAGGUUGCACACAGGUGGACUUUAUUUAACUAAUUAUGUGACUUCUGAAGGUAAUUGGUUGCACCAGAUCUUAUUCAGGGGCUUCAUAGCAAAGAGGGUGAAUACAUAUGCACGGACCACUUUUCCGUUAUUUAUUUUUUAGAAUUUUUUGAAACAAGUUAUUUUUUUCAUUUCACCAAUUUGGACUAUUUUGUCCAUUACAUGAAAUCCAAAUAAAAAUCCAUUUAAAUUACAGGUUGUAAUGCAACAAAAAUAGGAAAAACGCCAAGGGGGAUGAAUACUUUUGCAAGGUUAGCAUUUUUUUUUUUUUGGGGGGGGGGGGUAUAUUAUAUUUGUGCGUCUCACUUUCUCACUCGUUAUUCACAAUUUCAUUCAGGAUUAUCCAUAAUCAUGGUAGCAUCCACAUUAAUGUAGAAGUGUUUAGAAAUAUAUUAUAUUCUUAUUUACAAUAAAAGUGUCUCCAAAAUGACACUACAUUAUUUACCAUUAAUUUCUAUUGGGCACAAAAUUAUCUGAAAGCAAACAGAAAAUGCAUCCAGCAAAUGUGUAGAGUCGGAAGGUUGAUGUAGUCAUUGCGAGCAAUUAAUAUGGAACCAUUACACUUAACUUUUUACUACUUUAAUACCAAUGCUUUUGGUCCCUUAAAAUGGGGGGACUAUGUACAAAUAGUGCUGUAAUUUCUCAACGGUUUUCCCAAUAUGGAUGAAAAUACCCUCAAAUUAAAGCUGACUGUCUGCUCUGUAACCUCAUAGUCAUUGUAUAAUUUCAAAUACAAAAUGCUGGAGUACAGAGCCAAAACAACAAACAAUGUGUCACUGUCCCAAUGCUUUUAGAUCUCACUGUAUAUAUUUUUUAAGAAAUGCAGAAUGACAUGUAAUAGUAGGGCUAUACAGCAAUGUUGGCACCAGAUAAAACAAUAUUUAUUAUUGCUAGUGAUGGAGACACCUUAUAACAGCCUAUGUAGAAUGCCUGAAUGUAUUCCCAAUACAUGACACCCAGAAAUUGUAAGCUAUCCAAAGGGGCACUGAAGACAACAUUUUUAUAUUGCUCAAACGUUAAAUGUUUUUUCUUUUUUUCUUUUUUACUAUCUGGUAUAUUGUAUCCUACAAAUAGAUCAAAUUGUGGAGGCCUCUGUUUUUGCUCACUGUCUCUCCUGUGUGUCCGCCAGGCUCCAACUCGUCUUACCUGACAGUGUACAGCGAGUACGGAGUGGAUGUAUUUGACAUCCACACCACCGAGUGGGUCCAGACCAUUUCACUGAGGAAGGUAAGAGCAGCUUUCCAUGGCUACCCAUCCACAUCGCUCCUGCCAACUGAUGAGUCUGGAUUUGCCUCCCUCCCCAUCGAUUUCUAGAUUGUAAACCCAUUCUGACCGUUCUGAUUGGUCCCAGAAACCGAUAGGUUGGGCCAGAACCGGCUUUCAUGAUGACGUUAUUAACUUUGAUACUCUGAUUGGUUAGAUUUGUUAGAGAUGAUCCAAUUGCGGAUUCAUUUGUUUUGUACAACACCCCUCAUUUUGAAGUUACACAAACGACUUCUAGGAUUGCAGUUUCAGACUGAAUGUAUGUAGCGAUCGAUAGAGUAGCUAAAUUAAAUUCAGGGGAAGUCGUCAGGCAAAAGAGCAGCGCUGCCCGUACAACAGUCUGGAGUCGAAUGCCCCAUAAUGGUGUGUCUUGGUGAGUGUAUGAGAGGAUGCGUGUUCUAAUCUCGGUUUGUGUGUAGGGGGUGAAUGUUACAAAGUAUGUGUGUGUGCGCAUGAGUGAGAAGAGUGUAAGUGUCUUUGUGCACGUGUGUGUUUUUACUUGUCAUGCGCAUGUGUAUGCCCCUGCUUGCAUGUAUGAAUGUGUCCACCUG